CUCGGGUGUAGGGAUUGCGAGGAGGGAAAGCAAAGCUACACGGCCUCCAACUGUGUAGUUUUGUUUUUGGGGAUAUUUCGAGGCUCAGCCGUUCUCACCGUGGAUUUUCCUGGAAACUGCUUUCUGGAUAAGGAGCUGGUUGUUGGUUUCAGUCACCUGGGCUCAGUCCCAUCACAUCACGGCACCUUCGUGGAUACAAGGUGCCGACCAUCAUGUCCACUCAGGCGCCAACAUUCACGCAGCCGCUGCAGAGCGUCGUGGCACUGGAGGGUAGUGCCGCCACGUUCGAGGCUCAGAUUAGUGGUACUCCAGUUCCUGAGGUGAGCUGGUUCCGUGAUGGCCAGGUUCUUUCUGCCGCCGCUCUGCCCGGUGUCCAGAUCUCGUUCAGUGACGGCCGCGCUGUUCUGAGGAUCCCCUCUGUGACCGCCGCGCACAGCGGCCGCUUCUCUGUCAGAGCCACAAACGGCAACGGACAGGCCACCAGCACCGCUGAGCUCCUAGUCACCGUGGAGACAGCGCCCCCUAGCUUCGUUCAGAGACUUCAGAGCUCCACAGUCAGACAGGGCAGCCAGCUCAGGCUGGAUGUCCGGGUCACGGGAAUCCCUACACCUGUGGUGAAGUUCUACAGAGAAGGAGCCGAGAUCCAGAGCUCCGCCGACUUCAGGAUCCUCCAGGAUGGAGACCUGCACAGCCUGAUGAUCGCCGAGGCCUUCCCAGAGGAUUCUGGGACAUAUUCUGUAACUGCCACCAACAGCAGUGGACGAGCCACGUCGACUGCUGAGCUGCUGGUUCAAGGUGAAGAAGCCGUACCAGCAAAGAAAACUAAGACGGUGAUUUCAGCAUCUGAGAUCUCACAGACUCGACAGACCAGAGUGGAAAAGAGGAUGGAGGCCGCGUUCCAGGCCACCGCCAUGAUGGAGGUGCAGGUGGAGGGCGCCGCACUGGCUCACAAAACUCCACCCAAGAUUCCUCCCAAACCCACAUCCAAGUCCCCGACUCAGCCAUCUCUGGUUACUAAGGUGACAGCAGGACGCCAGCAAUCGCUGUCACCUGUCAGACCCGUGAAGGCGCCCACACCCACACCUGUCAGGUCAUGUCAACCUCCAAUUCAUCACACUGUUUCCUUCUUCAGGCCGGUCAAGUCCCCUGUCACCACGAGGAAGCAGGUCGCUGUGUGUGCCGAUGUCCUGCCGCCGUGGAAACAGGGAGAAUACAUAGCCGGAACCACUUACACCACUGUGACCAGGAUGGCCACCAUCACCAAGGUCGGCGAGGAGCGCCAUGUCGUUGGGGUCAAAGAGAUGCAGCAUGCAGCAGCAUCAUCUGGGAUGCUGACUGACGGCGAGUUUACCCCGAGUGGCCGCGAGGACGCCGCGUGUGACGGUCAAUCCAACAUGAAGCAUGUUGGUGUUUGGAAAACGUUUGAUGAGGCUGCUGGUAUCCAGGAAAUGGGACCUGUGAUGUCAUCAGUGGAAGAAGAGCAAGCACUAGGUGGCACUGCUGAAAGCGGCCUGGACGCAGCUGAGGGAGGAAAAAGAGCCGAGGCCGUGGCCACCGUGUUGGCCGCAGUCGAUCUGGCUCGGAUCCUUAAGCCAGGACACGCAGAGGACGGUCAGGAGGAAGAAGGCGAGGCCGUACAGGCGGAGUUAAGGAAGCAGGCAGUUACUGUGGCUGCUGAUCAACAGUACCAGGAUACCUGGGCAGCAGAAAGAAAGCUUAGUGCUGCUAAGAAGGUCCCACCGGAACAGCCACCGCAGAUUCAGACCACCACCCCUGUGGAAACUGGUCCUGCUCCAUCCCCACUUCCACAUUUCACAGUUUCCAAAGUUUCUGUACCAAAACCUGAUUCUAGCUAUGAGGUUUCCAUCGCCGGCUCGGCUAUGGCUACUCUGCAGAAAGAGCUGGCCUCGUCCACUGUCGCCACUAGAAAGAUCACCAGGCCGGUCAAGUCUCCUUCACCGUUGCGCCGAGGCGCGGAGAUGAGAGUGACACCGGAGCUCCCUCCACCAUUCACAGAUUUAUCUGGGAAAUACCAGAGUCGUUUUGUGUCUCAGGUCCAGGCAGGAGUGGUGCACAUGGGGGGCGGGGACACGCUGUAUAAGGACUGGGAAGCUCAGGUGGCUGAGGUCGCCGCUGUGCCGUCCACCAUUGAAGGCGUGGUCCCGCCCACACUGCUGGCUGGUUUGAAGAACACAAAUGUGACGGAGGGCGAAUCAGUGACGCUGGAGUGCCAGAUCAGUGGUCAUCCAGCGCCUGUUAUCAUGUGGUUCAGAGAGGACUACAAGAUUGAGAGCUCCAUUGAUUUCCAGAUCAGCUAUGAGAAUGGAUUUGCCCGACUCAUCAUCCGUGAAGCAUUUGCUGAAGACAGUGGCCGCUUCACCUGCACCGCCACCAAUAAGGCGGGAACUGUCAGCACAUCCUGCUUCCUGCUUGUCCAGGUGUCCGAGGACAUUGAGAGCAGAGAGGAGGUCACUGCUGUCACCCAAAUUGUUGAAACUGCUCAGGAGAAACUGUGAGAGGUGGGCGUGGCCGAGUCUGACAUGGCCGCUGCUGCUGCUCCGUUCUUCAUCACCAAACCAACUGUUCAGAAGCUGGUGGAGGGAGGAAGUGUUGUGUUUGAGUGUCAGGUGGGAGGAAGCCCCAAACCCCACAUCAUCUGGAAGAAGAACAGUGUGCCGCUCACAACAGGAUACAGAUACAAAGUCACCUACAAGAAGGAGACUGGAGAAUGCAGGUUGGAGAUUUCAAUGACCUUUGCUGAUGAUGCUGGAGAAUAUGUUAUCUUUGCUAAGAACCAGCUCGGAGAAGCCUCCGCCUCCGCCAGUUUGCUGGAGGAAGAUGAAGCCUACAUGAAGAAACAAGAAGCAACUUUUGAUACUGAAGUGACCACCUUGCUGCAGGAGCCCAGAGUGGGAGAUGUUCCCCCUGUGGUUGUUACUACCGUGAAGAAGAUAACGACCACCAUUGUAUCUGGACAGGAAUUCCAUCUUUCUGCUAUUGAGCAGAGGAUCAUGCAGGAAAUUGAGCUCCGCAUUAUGCAGAUCACAUACAGAGAGCUGGUGACAGAGGACGGCGAGCUGAUGCUGACCGCCACCGCUGAGGAGGCUGUGCAGCCCGCCUUCGACACACCUGUCAAAAACUACAGGAUCGUGGAGGGAAUGAACGUCACAUUCCACUGCAAGAUGUCUGGAAUGCCGCUUCCUAAGAUUGCUUGGUUCAAAGAUGGUCAGCGUAUCCGAGCCGGCGACCGUUACCAGAUGGAGGUUCUUAAGGAUGGUCGUGCUAGCCUGCGUAUUCCUGUGGUAGUGGCAGAGGAUGAGGGCGUUUACACCGCCUUUGCCACCAACAUGAAGGGGAAUGCUGUGAGCUCCGGGAAGCUCUACGUGGAGCCGUCAGGAGCUGUGACAGCACCAAGAGUCACUGCACAGCCAGCAAUGCAGAGGAUCAGGUCCACAUCUCCUCGUUCUCUGAGCCGCUCACCUGGCCGUUCUCCCAGUCGUUCACCGGGACGCUCGCCUGCUCGGCGGCUGGAUGAGACAGAUGAGGCUCAGCUGGAAAGACUCUACAAACCUGUGUUUGUAAUGAAACCUUCAUCAUGUCGAUGUGCCGAGGGCCACACCGCCAGGUUUGAUCUUAAGGUUGUCGGCAGGCCAAUGCCAGACACAUACUGGUUCCACAACGGACAACAAGUGGUUAGUGACUACACCCACAAGAUUGUGGUUAAGGAAGACGGCACUCAGUCCCUGAUCAUUGUCCCAGCCAUGCCGGAAGACUCAGGGGAGUGGACAGUCGUGGCUCAGAACAGAGCCGGAAGGACCUCCCUAUCUGUCACUCUCACUGUCGAUGCAAAAGAAACUUUGGUGCGUCCUCAGUUUAUUCAGAAGCUGAAGAAUAUCAGCGUAAAGCAGGGCACUCUGGUUGAACUGGCCGUCAAAGCCAUUGGAAACCCUUUGCCAGACAUUGUCUGGCUGAAAAACAGUGACAUUGUUACGCCACACAAGCACCCCAAUGUCAGGAUUGAAGGAGCCAGGGGUGAAGCCAAAUUCCAGAUUCCAUCAGCACAAGGCCCAGACAGUGCCUGGUACACAGCUACAGCCAUCAACAAGGCUGGCAGGGAUACCACUCGCUGCAGAGUCAACGUUGAAGUGGAGUAUGUCGAACCUGAACCAGAGAGGAAACUCAUUAUUCCCAAAGGAACCUACAAGGCCAAGGAGAUCGCCCCUCCGGAGGUGGAGCCCCUUCAUCUUCGAUAUGGUCAGGAGCAGUGGGAGGACGGAGACCUCUAUGACAAGGAGAAGCAACAAAAACCACAAUUCAAGAAGAAACUGACUUCUGUCAGAAUGAAGCAUAUUGGACCAGCUCAUUUUGAGUGCAGACUGACUCCGAUUGGUGACCCCACUAUGGUCGUGGAGUGGCUGCACGACGGCAAACCUCUGGAAGCUGCCAACAGGCUACGCAUGAUCAACGAAUUUGGGUACUGCAGUCUCGACUAUGAAGUGGCGUACGCAAGAGACAGUGGUGUCAUCACCUGCAGAGCUACCAACAAGUACGGAAUUGAUCAGACCUCUGCCACCCUCAUUGUCAAGGAUGAGAAGGGUCUUGUUGAAGAAACACAGCUUCCUGAAGGCAGGAAGGGGGCACACAGAAUUGAGGAGAUGGAGCGCAUUGCUCAUGAAGGAGCACCUUUUGGAGUCACUGCUGAAGAAGAGACUGAGAAAACAAAACCUGACAUUGUUCUAGUUCCAGAACCAGUUAGGGUUUUAGAGGGUGACACGGCACGAUUCCGUUGCAGAGUGACCGGUUAUCCAGCACCCAAAGUCAACUGGUACCUCAAUGGACAACUUAUCCGCAAAAGCAAGAGGUACAGACUUCGGUAUGAUGGUAUUUACUAUCUGGAGAUUGUUGAAAUCAAGUCCUAUGAUGCAGGAGAGGUCAGAGUGGUGGCAGACAGCAACAUGGGUUCAGCCGAGCACACUGUGAAGCUGGAGAUUCAGCAGAAAGAGGACUUCAGAACACAUCUUCGCCGUGCUCCUGAGGCCAAGGCAGCCGAGCUCCAACCUGAGGCUGGAAAAAUUCCAUUUGAGGUUGUGAAGGCUGAGAAACCUGCAGAGGAUUCUCAGCUGAAAGAGAGUGUGGUCACACUCAAGAAGGCACAGAGAAUUGUACACGAGAAAGCCACCGAGGAGACUGAAGAGCUGAGGAGCAAAUUUAAGCGCAGGACAGAAGAAGGCUAUUAUGAGUCCAUCACAGCAGUGGAGCUCAAGACACGAAAGAGGGACGACUCCUAUGAGGAUCUGCUGCGGAAGACAAAAGAGGAACUGCUUCAUCAUGUCAAAGAGAAGGAGGAAGCUGAGAAGAAGAAAGAGGAGGAGCGCCACAAACUGACUGCCACACCCCUCAAACCGGAGCGGGUCAAACUAUCACCUAGUAUGGAAGCUCCUAAGAUCCUGGAGCGCAUUACCAGCCAGACGGUUGCACAGGGUGAUGAAGUAAAGUUCAGAGUCAGGGUUGUUGGCCGACCAGAACCUGAGUGCCAGUGGUUUAAGAAUGGAGUUCAGCUGGUGAAAUCUGACCACAUUUACUGGUACUGGCCUGAGGACCAUUUGUGUGAACUGGUGAUCAGAGAUGUCACAGCUGAGGAUUCAGCAAGCAUCAUGGUCAAAGCUGUUAACACUGCAGGGGAGACCUCGAGCCACGCCUUCCUGUUAGUGCAAGCAAAGCAAGUCAUCACCUUCACGCAGAAACUGGAAGAUGUUGAUGCAAAGGAAAAGGAUACCAUGGCCACCUUUGAAUGUGAAACCAAUGAACCUUUUGUCAAGGUCAAAUGGCUGAAGAAUAAUGCUGAGAUUUUCUCUGGUGACAAAUACAGAAUGCACUCUGACAGAAAGGUUCACUUUCUGUCUGUGCUAAUGAUUGAAAUGCGGGAUGCUGCAGAAUAUUCCUGCGUCGUAGCAGACGAUGAUCACAUCAGGACGACUUCCGAGCUUCGUGUUGAAGGAGCCCCGCUGGAAAUGGUGAAGCCACUGGAGGACACAGAGGUGCCGGAGACCUACUCUGCAGAGUUUGAGUGUGUGGUGUCUCGUGAGGAUGCAGAGGGCAGCUGGUACUUUGGAGACAGUGAACUUUCUUCCAGCAGUAAAUACACCAUGUCAUCUCGCCGUGGACGGCACACCUUGUCCGUCAAAGACAUCAAAAAGGAGGAUCAGGGGAAAUAUACUUUCAGAGUUGCUGACCUCACGACAUCUGCCUCACUGAAGAUGAAACUGCGUCCGGUGACUCUGGUGCAGCCGCUCCCCGAACUGACCGUGUGCGAGGGAGACAUCGCUCAGAUGGAAGUCAAGUUCUCCCAGGAGAAUGUGGAAGGAUCGUGGAUGAAGAACGGCCAGCCUGUCACUGCCUCAAACCGUGUGCACAUGGUUGUUGACAAACAGAUCCACAAACUCCUGAUUGAAGACACCACCAAGGAUGACUAUGGAAUGUACUCUUUUGUGGUUCCUGCUCAGGACAUCUCAACUUCUGCAAAGCUGAUCAUUCAGACCAUUGGUAUCUUGAUCCCACUGAAGGAUACAAACGCUAUUGAAGGCACCAAGGCCGUCCUGGAGGCCAAGAUCUCAGCUCAGGAUGUCAUCUCAGUGAAAUGGUACCAUGAUGACAAACUGCUGACGUCUAGCGACAGAGUCCAGAUUGUGGCCAAAGGAGCCAAACAGCGUCUGGUCUUCAGCAGGACGUACGCCUCAGAUGAAGGACGGUACAAACUGGUGGUGGGCCGAGUUGACACCAGCUGUGUCCUUUCUGUUGAGCCUGUUGAGAUUGUGAUGCCAAUGAAAGACAAAGAAUGCGCUGAGUCUGAGAACGUCACCUUUGAGGUUGAGGUGUCUCAUCCAGGCAUAGAUGCUUUCUGGACCUUCAAGAGGCAGCCACUCAAAGCCGGCCCCCAAUACAAAAUGGAGUCCAAGAACACGCGCCACACCCUGACUGUCCUAAACACCAUGAAGGACGAGGAAGGCGAGUACAUGUUUGCAGCUGGUGAGAAGACCAGCAGUGCUGUGCUCACAGUAUCAGGUGGUGCUAUCAAGAAGCCCUUGCGAGAUUUGGUAGUUGCUGACUCCCAGACAGCCGUGCUGGAGUGUGAAGUCGCCAACCCGUCUGCGGAGGGCAAGUGGCUGAAGGACGGCAAACCUGUUGACUACAGUGAGAAUGUGCUAAGUGAGGAGGACCAUGUCAUCAGGCGCCUCGUCAUCGUCAUCACCAAGGCCACAGAUAUCGGAGAGUACACCUACCAGGUUGCCACCUCCAAGACCUCCGCCACUCUGAAAGUCGAGGCUGUGAAGGUGAAGAAGACCCUGAAGAACGUGAACGUGGUCCAGACCCAGGAUGCCUCGUUCAGCCUAGAGCUGACUCAUGAGAACGUGAGGGGAGCACAGUGGAUCAAAAACGGUGUUGAGCUCCAACCCAGCGAUAAAUAUGAAAUCACAAUUGAAGGCACAGUUCACGUGCUCAAGAUAAACAACUGCACCACACAGGAUGAAUCUGUUUAUUCUUUCAAACUGGGAAAACUGUCUGCCAGCGCCAGGCUCAACGUCGAAACAAUCAAAAUCCUUAAGAAGCCAAAAGAUGUGACAUCCCUGUUGGGUGCAACAGCUGUAUUUGAGGUUGGAAUUUCAGAAGAUGACAUUCCCGUGAAGUGGAUGUUCAACAACAUGGAGCUCAGGUCUGAUGAGCACUACAACAUUGUGACAGAGAAGAAGAACCACAAACUGAUCAUUCAGCAUGUGGACAGCGGUAAAGAGGGACAGUACACCGCCGUGGUGGCACAUCUGCAGUGCAGCGCUCAUCUCAUUGUUGAAGCACUAAAAGUCACAAAGCCUUUGAAGAACAUUGAGAUUCCUGAGACACAGGUAGCCACAUUUGAGUGUGAAGUCUCACAUUUCAAUGUGGAGCCGAUGUGGCUGAAGGACGGUGUAGAGCUUGAAAUGAGCGAGAGGUUCAGGGUGGUUGUUCAGGGAAAAACUCACCAGCUGAAGAUUGUGAACUCCAGGAAGGAUGACUCUGCAGAGUACGCCUUUGUCUGUGGCAGUGACAAAGUGUCUGCCACAUUGACUGUUCACCCAAUUGUCACCACCAUGCUGCAGGAUGUUAACGCUCAAGAGAAAGACAUGGUCACGUUUGAGGUCACCGUCAACUAUGAGGGAAUUGCUUACAAAUGGCUGAAGAACGGCAUGGAGAUCCGUUCUACGGACCGAUGUCAGGCGCGCUGCAAGCAGCUGACACACACUCUGAGCAUGAAGAACGUUCACUUCAGUGACAGUGCCGAGUACACCUUCAUGGCCGGCUCUGCUGUUACUUCAGCCAAACUUUAUGUUGAGGCCCGAGUGGUGGAAUUCACCAAACACCUGAAGGAUCUGAAGAUCACAGAGAAGAAGAGGGCGACUUUUGAAUGUGAGGUUUCUGAGCCAAAUGUCGAUGUGAUGUGGAUGAAGGACGGCCAGGAGCUGGAUAUGUCUGACAGAUAUAAAAUAUCAUCAGAUGAGUUUGUUCAUCGUCUUGUUCUGCCGUCCGUCCGUAUGAGUGACGCUGGAGAGUACGUUGCCGUGGCCGGAGCCAACAUGUCUAAGGCCCAACUGGGAGUUGAGGGCCGGGACAUCAGAAUCACAGAACCAGCCACCAAAGACAUCACUGUUGUUGAGAAACAAAGAGCAACCUUUGAAUUUGAGGUGAACGAGGAUGAUGUGGAAGGUCACUGGUUGAGGAAUGGUGUGGAGAUCCAGCUGACAGUGGAGGAGAGGUUUAGUUAUGCCAUCAUCAGAAAGCUGCACCGUCUGACCAUCACUGAGACUUACAGGAGCGACACUGGCGAGUAUACUUUCCAGGCCGGCAAAAACAGGAGCACCGUGAACCUCCAUGUCCGACUUCCAGAGCCUCCUCAGAUCGUACGUCACAUGGAACCCCAGACUGUGACGGCAGGUAAAUCGUGUCGCUUCUCAGUCCAGGUGAGUGGCCUUCCACAGCCUCACGUGUCCUGGUACAAAGAUACACAACUCCUGGUCACCAGCGACCAGUGCAAGAUCCUCCAUGAUGAGGACGAGCACAUGAUGAUGCUGCUGGAGGUUUUCAUGGAUGAUGCCGCCGUCUACAGCUGUGAGGCCAAGAAUGACUUUGGAGAAGCAACAAGUUCCGCCCAACUCACCGUUGAAGCUCCAAAAGUGGUAGAAGUGGCCCGGGUCUCUGCCCCGGUCCUUGUGGCUCCAAUUGCGGACAUUCUGGUUCCUGAGCGACAUUUUGCUCGCUUUGAAUGCUCCAUCUCUGGAGAAGAUCUACAGAUUUCUUGGUUCUGUAAUGACAAAGCGGUCAGGGAGUCAGACACAAUCAGGAUGUCUCGUGACGGGGAAACCUGCUGCCUUGAGAUUUCCAGUGUUGCCUUCAGCCACGAAGGAGAAUACUCAUGUGUUGCCAGAAAUUCCGCAGGAACCAUCACAUGUUCUGCUACUCUGAAUAUUGAUGAUGAAAAAUCCCGAGCCUUAGCUAGCAUGUCGAGCAGCGCAGCUGAGACGCUGCUCAGUAAGAGGCUGGAGGCCCACACAGCCACAACCAUCGAGUUUACACACACCGCUUCUGUGUCUUGGGAGACGGUUGAUAUUCAUAUGCAGAGCAUGAGCUCGAUGGAGAUGAUCUCUGAGAACAGCACUGAGGUUGAUCUCUCGGCCACGCCCGCUCUGCUGAUGGAAAUGAGCGACGUCCAUGUGAAAAGUGGCGAGAUGGCGGAGUUCAGCUGCUUGUUCGACGGGCAGCCGUUCACCGGGGUGGUGUGGGAUCACAAUGGCCACAACCUGGUGGACACAAAGCGGGUGAGGAGGUCUCAGAGCGGGGGGUUGCUGUCUCUGGUCAUCCAGGGUGUUGGUGUGGCGGACCAGGGUGUGUACCGCUGCACCGCCGCCAACCGACACGGCCAGAGCAGCUCCUCUGGCCAGCUGACUGUUGAAGCUAAAGAAGCAAAUGUCAAAGCAGAAACCCCCAUCCCCACUGACUCUGUGCGUAAAGUGUCGCAGACAGACAAGGAGACCCCUCGAGGUCCCUCUGAAGCCAACAGGCAGGAGGUGGCACAGGAGCCAGGACCAUCUCCUCCAUCUUCUCAGGGAUCUCUCAGCCUCAUCAGCCACCUGAAUUUCCCAGAUGUCACGCCUCAUGACAAACGAGGUCAACACGUCUCCGGCUGCCCUGAGUUCCUGAUCAAGCUUCCCCCUGAGCUGCUGAUCCCAAACAGAGGAAACAGCUCAUUCUGUUGCGUAAUGAAGGGGGUUCCCACGCCGUUUCUCAUUUGGCUGUACAACCGGUUGAAUGUUGAGGAUUGUGUGUCUUACUCUCUGAAACAUGACGGCCCCCUGUGCUGCAUAAAUGUUAAAAAAGUGGAGUCUGGACCAGGGGGCUCUUACUCUUGCAAAAGCUCAGCUGAGGAUGCUGAGUGCAGCACAUUGAUGAAAGGUUGGCAUCUGCAUGCUUUUGGUCCUUCUGCUCGCUCGGCACACAGCACCACUCUUUCUCUCCGCUUCCCACCUCCACCAGCAGAGGCACUGUUUUUUGCCACCAUGCACCUGUCGAGGGUAUACGUCCUUAUUGUUUUCAUGUUGUUCACUGUAUUUGAAGUUUUUCUUACUUUGAACUGUCACUAUUUUUACUCAGCUUUCUCUAGCUCGACCAUCGCAGUGACAGAGGAAACCCAGGAAUCCUACUACACUGGCCAGUUACCAGACAAAACCAGAACACUUGAACUCAAGCCAGAGUCUAAACGCUACUCUCCAGCUCUUGGGAAAAGAAAAAAGAAAAAACCACUUUUCCUCAGCAAACUUUCUUCCACAGUUGCUGCGGUUGGAGAAAACUGUCACGUUACUGUACAAGUGUCCGGUUUCCCCAAGCCCACUGUGAAGUGGUUUCACAGUGGGCAAAGUAUAACAAGUUCGUCUGUGUAUACCUUCCUUCAUGAGCGAGACCACUAUAGCCUGGUUAUUCAUAAAGUUCAGAGAGAGUUUGCUGGCGAAUACUCUUGCACUGUCAGCAACAGAUUUGGCCAGUCGACCUGCACUUCUUAUUUGGAAGUUCAGGUGAAAGAUCCAGAAAGAGACAGAAAAGUGGAAGAGAGAGUGUUUGUACCGACUGGUAAACCCCCAGAAUUCACAAAAACAAUUGAUUCAGCUCAUUCUUCCAAGGGUGGUGAGGCUUUCUUCUUUCGGUACAUUGUGACUGGAGAGCCUUUCCCGGAGGUUCAGUGGCUCAGAGGUCGCUACCACAUUCAGCCCAGUGGCUUCUGUAUCAUUGUGAGCAACCCAGAUGGCUCCGGCUUCAUUAAUAUUAAGAGCAUCAAACAGGAGGAUGCUGGUGUCUACACCUGCAAGGCCUCCAAUCAGUUUGGGGAAGCUACCUGUACUGCUGAACUGCUCGUGUUGACAGAGUUAGUACAGGAAGAACAUGUAUUAACCAAGAAAGAAAAAAGUUUGAAAAUAUCCAUAACAGAGGAGGCCACAGACUCUAGACUGUUCCAAGAGCUGAGUAGAUCCGUCAGUAUUUAUACCAUUAGCACUGAAGACAAGCAAAUUAUGCCUAGUGAAGAGGCGGAAACCUUUGGGGAACUAGAUAUGUCUGCUGCCACCCUUAAUCGGGAGCAGCUGACUCAGCAGGCUGCCGUACUACAGUCUUAUCAAAUACAAGAGAGAGUUUCUCAAGCUCCCAGCCAUCCACCUCAGGUUUCAGCUGUUCCUGUGAAACAGCUUCAUAUGGCGGCUUUCUUAUCAUCAGUCCAUGAAAGCCAAAAGAUCACUGACCAGCACUCUGAGCAGCUUCUCAGCCCCGAGGUUACAGAAGUAGAGUUUGUCAAGGAACAGUCGUCUGUGGUCAUGACAGCCAAAUCUGAAGAGGUUCUUCCACUUUCAACAGUGAGAACUGGGACCCUGAGAGAAACACUUCCAGAGCAGUUGAAGAUCUUAAUUGAACCCAGGCAGCUUGUUAGCAGUCACCAAGUAGAAUCUAGUUUACCCAUCCUUAAAGAAACAUCAGGAAUCACUCAGAGGCCCGAGGAAGAGAAGAGCUUCAGAGUCACAGAAGGGGUCAAAAUCUUAUACUCGGCUCAAUCUACAGGGACACUUCCAGUCACAGAAGGACAUUCUGAGCCUCUGCCAGCUUUAGACGCACCCACUGAAUCCAUCAUGAAGAAAGAAUUGUCUAAGCUAGUUGUAGCACCUAUGAAUGAAACUAGAGUGUCCUUGUCCAAAGAGCAAAAAUUUGACAUGGAGAGACCAGAAGAGGAGAGUAUCUCCACAUUCAAAGACAUGGUCUUUAAGUCUGCUAUAAGUGCAGAAGAGAGGUAUGUCCUUCAGGCUGAGAAGUCAGGAGAGGUGCCGCGUAUAUCGUCAUCCCUUUCUCUAAACCCUCAGAUGGAGAGAGAGAGAGUCCUGCAUCUGCAGGUCAUCACUGAUCAGAAUGCUUUAAGAUCUGAGGGUCAAUUCAGCAGUGAAAAGCCCCUCGCAGAGCAAGCAGAAGUGAGGAAGAGUCCAACAUUGUUGCAUUCAGUUUCCCAGGAAGAACAAAGAAUGUUCGCUUGUGAGGAAACUUCAGAGUUCUCAGCAAAGACUGAUGCCACAUUUGUUCAGCCGAAGAAAGAGCUGCCACAAACAAUGCAUCUUCAGUCAAUCCAUUCUUCACCAGCUUUACCCAAGGAAGGUAUUCUUACACUCCUUAAGCCUGACCAGCAGGUGGCGACACAGAAGCAGGAGAAGAUAAGAAGGUGUGCAGCCACGGCAGAGGAGAGAUGGGAUAUCACCGCCGAUUAUCACACAGACUUAGAUGUCUUAGUUACAGGGGUUCAGUCACAGAGGCAAACGGAGCCUCGGCCCCUCAGAGUCCUCGCAGUCUCUUCCCAACCAACACCGCUCCCGAGGGAGGCACCUUUCGUUAGUGACACCAGUCAGCAGCGAGCAGUAGUCCAUAAGGAGGAUUACUGGAAUAUCAUGCACUCAGUCAGCGUCACAGAGAAUCAGGCUCUGGAGGAGGGCCAUGCCAGCAGUCUCCAAGCUGACCAGAAAUUUAAGGCUGAGAUGAAAAUUGAGCCCAAGAUCCCUAAAAAUUCGGUUUUCAUUGAAGGAAAAGCAGUUGCCACAGAGACCUGUACUAUGUUAGAGGCCGCAGAGCAAGACUUUGCAGUCCAGAUCCAAGAGGGCCAGUCUGUCCGACAGUCUGUAUUGCUGGAAGAAAAACAGAUCAUUAUUGCAGAGCAGUCAUGUGAGCUGCAUAAAUCUGAGAGUUCGAUGAUAAACAUUGUGACCCAGCCUGAAAGAGUUAUGUUUGUCCACGAGUCUGACGACACCCAAGCUCUCCCCAAAGAGCUCACUUUUGUUAUUCACAUUCCCAAACCAUCAAGUCUGAAUAUCCGGUGUCAGCUCAGAGAAGCUCUUCAGUCUGCUGUAGCCACUGACCACCAACUUUUACUAGCUGAUGUCAUAGGAAAGCUAGAAUCUGUGGAAGUGCACGAGGCAAAAGUUCAGAGACAGUUCCAACAUGUCAGGUCUACGUAUGUAAUAACGACACCAGGAACCCCCCUGGAGAUUACAUUGGCUUUUGAAGGUGAGUAUCCUCAGACAGCUGACCUCAGGUCUGAGCUCCAGGUGGCUCUGCGUGCUAUGACCUACCGGGAGAGGCAAAGCCUUUCUUCAGAGCAGCCAGGCACCUUGCUGAUUGACCGGCCUCAGAAAGCGCUGCUCAGUUCGGCAUCCUUUAAGGAAGUGCUCUCAUCUGUGGUGGACACUGUGAUGGUUACAGACAGCACCACUGGAAUUGUUCCAGUUGUGUCUCAGUCAGCAGCUAUCAAGACUGAAGCCAUGGCUUCCUUCCAAAGAGCCAUCGUUCAGAAUCAGUCUGAGAUCCUUGAGUUCAGGCAGAUGGUGGCAGGACGUGGUAGUACUGACGUAACAACCACAGUGUCUUUGGGUCAUAUUGAAGAGCAUAUGGAUAUAUUUGUUCACAGAGAAACCACAGAAGAGUAUCUAUCAGAGGCAGUAAUGAUUAGUGAACCCUCAGCGAGAGUGGUAGAUUAUCCCACUGUGACUAGUUCUCUAGAAGAUGUUUGUGCUGAAGAAAACGGUAAGGCUGUAUUUUCUGCCACCAUCAAGUAUGUCACGGAGGUUAACUGGUUUUUCAAUGGACAAUUGGUGAAAUCUGACGAGUUCAAGUGUUCUAAAGAGCAAGACAGAUACAUGCUAAUUAUCAACAAAGUUAACAAGGAGAGGCAUCAAGGAGAGUAUGUCUGUGAGGCCAAGAAUGAAGCCGGCACGACGACGACGUCUUCAAGACUGACUGUGUUCUCACGAGCAAAACCUGUGUUCAGGUGCAAAAUUGUUCCAGUGGAGGUCAACAUUGGCAACAAUGCCAAGUUUGAAUGUGACACCACGGAUGCUCCAAAUGUAAACUUCAAAUGGUUCAAAGAUGGAAAUCCUAUCAAAGAAGGUGAUAAGUACAGGAUUAUCAGCCGCUUCAGCACUUCAUCACUGGACGUUCUGAGUCCAACAAAGGAUGACAGCGGCGAAUACAGCUGCAAAGCCUCCAAUCAGCACGGGAGUGACAGCUGUUCUGCAUCCCUCACUGUGACAGAGUACUUCCCUCCUGCCUUUGUCAGUAAACCUGACCCUCAGACUGUGUAUGUUGGAAAAAGGGCAGUGAUGCAGUGCGUAGUAACAGGAUCUGCUCCUGUCAAUGUUGUCUGGCUCAAAGACAACCAGGCUUUGCCCAGUGUACCAACACGCUACCGAACCUCUUCUGAAAAGAAUAAGCACACUCUUGAAAUGACCAAAGUUGAACCAGCUGAUGGGGGGCUUUACCUGUGCAGGGUGUCGAAUAACGUUGGCACGGCUGUGUGCAGCAUGGAGCUGACGGUCAUUGAUAAGCCCAACUUUGUAAAGCCCCUCGGUCCUGUUACUGCUGUCGUUGGAGCUCCUCUUCAUCUGGAGUGUCAUGUUGAUGAGGAUGUGGGAGUAAGUGUUACCUGGACCAGAGAUGGUAGGAAGAUCCACCAGUCUCCAGACUGUAAGCUGUCUUUUGAGGAUAAGACCGUAACUCUUGAUAUCCUCAAGGCCACCUUGAAAGAUGCGAAAUAUGUCUGUACUGCAGCAAAUGAUGCUGGCAGUUCAGCAUGCUCCACUUCAGUACAGGUACAAGAGCCUCCAGUCUUUGUCAAAAGGCUGGAAGCUACAGCAGUUUGGAAGCAAGGCAGCGCUGCACGGCUGCAGUGUUCAGUCAAAGGAUCUCCUGAACUUCACAGCACCUGGUUCUUUAAUGACAGCGAGCUGUCCGCUGGUGGCAGGUACGCUGUCAGCAUGAAAGAUGGAAUCGCCACCUUGGAGAUGCAGGAUGUCACCAUGAGUGAUAGCGGGAACUACACCUGCGAGGUUCUCAAUGAUCUGUGUGAAAGCUGCAGCACAAAAGUUACAGUCAAAGAGCCACCAUCUUUCAGGAAAGAGUUGGUUUCAGUUGAGGCAGUAAGAGGUUCUGUGGCUGUUUUUGAGUGUGAGAUCACAGGCUCUCCACCAUUCGAAGUGGCCUGGAAAAAGAAUAAGAAGCGCCUGACUAUGGAUAAGAAACACAGAAUCGUGUCUCAGGGGUCUCUAAGCACUCUGGAGAUCCAGUCCUUUGAGAUGGCUGAUGCUGGCGAGUAUGAAUGUGUUGUGUCAAAUGAAGUUGGCUCGGUAACCUCAAAGUCAGUGGCUAAACAGAAAGAGCCACCGAUGUUCUCAAAGAGGGUUGAGAGUACCACAGCUCUGCUGGGACACACAGUCAAACUACAGGGAACUGUAAAAGGUUCAGUGCCCAUUUUUGUCAAGUGGAUGAAAGACUCUGAGGUGCUACGAGAUGACGAUCCAAACAUUAUUAUGAUGUUUGAGAACAACGUUGCGAGCCUUUCCUUCUCAUCUGUUGAAUUAAAACAUGGCGGCAAAUAUACUUGCCUUGCCGAAAACGAAGCCGGGCAGCAAAAAUGUGAAGCCAUCUUAAACAUUCAAGAACCUGCCAGAAUCUUGGAGAAAGCGUCGUCCAUCAGCGUGACUGCAGGAGAAUCUGCCACAUUGCAGUGCACAGUUUCUGGAAGCCCAGAACUCACAGUCAAGUGGUUUAAAGAUGAGAAGGAGAUGAUCAGUAGCCGGAAAUAUAAAAUGACUCUGAAGGAAAACACUGCCAUCUUAAAGAUUCUCAGUGUCGAUAAAGGCGACACUUCAGAAUACAAACUGGAGGUGUCCAAUAAAGUCGGAAAAGACCACUGCACUUGUUCAGUCACUGUUAUAGAUCGUGCAGUUCCACCAUCCUUCACCAAAGCAUUGAGGAAAGUGGAUGGAAACAUUGGUAGUAAUAUUACCAUGGAGUGCAGAGUAUCCGGAUCCCAGCCAAUGGUUGUUUCUUGGUACAAAGAUGACAAAGAAAUCCACAGUGAUGAGAAAUAUCAGGUGGAUUUCAGUGAGAGCACAGCGACCUUGGUGCUGACCGGCCUGGAGCCAAGCGACUGUGGAGUUUAUAAAUGCCAGGCUACUAAUGACGCUGGCCACAAAGAGACCAGUGGUACUCUGUCAGUUAAAGAACCUCCAGUCUUCACUGUCAAACCUCAGUCCCAGGAUGCUUUACCUGGGUCAAAUGUUAUCUUAAAAGCAGCCUUUACAGGAUCGGCUCCUCUGGCUGUUAAGUGGUUCAGAGAGGAGAAAGAGAUUUUCAGUGGAGGAAAGUAUUUCAUCAAGAAAGAUGCUUCUUCAAGCUCCUUGGAGCUCAACUCUGUGAAACCCAGCGAGUCGGGUAAAUACUCGUGCCAAGUCUCUAAUGAUGCCGGGAAGGUGGAUUGCACAGCAGACCUCUUUGUAAAAGAGACGCCGUCAUUUUCAAUGAAGCUCGAGCCUUCGUUGCUGCUGAAAGUCAGACAGCCUUUGAAGUUGUCCUGUAAAGUUUGUGGCACUCCACUUAUUAGCGUCAAAUGGUUUAGAAAUGGCUCUGAAAUCAGUCCCGACCAAAGACACACUGUGUCGUUUGAGGACACAAUAGCUUGUCUGGAGGUGGAGGACUGUUCUUUGGAUGACAGUGGAGACUAUGUGUGUGUGGCGUCCAGCGAUGCCGGCGUUGACCAGUGCAGCAGCUCAGUAACAGUAAAAGAGCCUCCAGCUUUUGUCAGUCCGUUUGAGUCAGCUGAAGCUGUAAAGGGAUCUGACAUUACCUUGGAAGGCACCGUUUCAGGCUCUGCGCCGUUUGAAAUAAGUUAUUACCUCGAUGAUAAGAUGAUCAGAAAUGACAAACGACAUAGGAUCAGUGUGGAGAACAGCACUGUCACUCUUCACAUUUCAAACUGUGACACUGGAGAUGCUGGAAAUUACCAAUGCACCGUAGCAAACGAUGUUGGAGAGACAUCUUGUUCGUGCCAUAUUUCACUGAAAGAACCACCGUCAUUUGUUCAGAAGCUUCAGGAUAUGUCCUGCAUAGUGGGCUCUGAGGUCUCUAUGAAGUGUGUCUUAUCCGGAUCUCUACCCAUGACUUUCUCCUGGAUCAAAGACAACCAGGAGCUCACAGAAGAUGAGCAUUAUAACAUGUCCUUUGACAGCAGAUCUGCUGUGUUGAAUUUGAAAAAUGCUCAGACGUCACAUGUUGGCAAAUAUGUGUGUCAGGCGCAGAACAAAGCUGGGACUCAGAGAAGCGCUGCGGUGCUUGUAGUGUCAGUACCAGCGAGUAUUUCAGAACAGGCAAAGUCCAUCAGUGUUACAGUGGGUGACCCGGCCAGGCUGGAGUGCAGAUUCUCAGGGACCAAACCGCUCAAGUCCAAAUGGAAGAAAGCAGGAAAAGAGCUGCUUUCAGGCCAAAGAUACAAAAUUCACGGCACAGACACGAGCUCUGUGCUCCAGAUCAUUAAAACAGAGAAAAGCGAUAGCGGAGAAUAUGUCUUUGAACUUUCCAAUGAAGUCGGUAAAAGUUCAUGCGAGGCAACAGUUACGGUUUUAGAACCACCGUGCAUUCUUGAAAAGCCAGACUCCAUGAAUGUUUUGCCUGGAUCAAAGGUUAAGUUUAACGUCCGUCUCUCUGGAACACCACCUUUGAGCAUCAAAUGGUUGAAAAACAAGAAAGAGAUUUUGUCCAGUUUUGACUGUUCUGUCAUCAAAGACAACACCUCCAGCUCUCUGGAACUCUUUACUGCCAAAACCUCAGAUUCUGGAGAGUACGCCUGUGAAGUACAGAACGAUGUUGGCGCCGCUUUGUGCCAGGCGACCCUCUUUGUCAAAGAACCUCCUUUCUUUCUUGAAAAACCUGAAGGCGUAUCAUUAGUAAAAGUAGGAGAAAGCACAACGUUUGAGUGUAAGAUUGGCGGUACUCCCGAGCUCUCUGUACGCUGGUUCAGAGAAGGUGCUGAGAUCUGUCAAAGCCCCAAACACAAGAUGUCGUUUUUAAACUCUGUAGCCACUUUACAGGUUUGUUACGUUGCUGAAAACGACAGCGGGAAGUAUUUCUGUGAAGCCUGUAACGAAGCGGGCACAGAGAGCUGCACUAUUGAGCUCAAUGUCAAAGAACCCCCUUCAUUCAUGGAAGACCUCGCAGCUGUUGAAGUUGUUAAAGGUUCCACUGCUGUGUUUGUUUGCACAGUAGCAGGAACUGCUCCGUUUCAGGUCACAUGGUUCAGAGAUAGGACAUUGAUCAAACCUAGUCAAAAGUACAUCAUCGAGAGCAAAGACAUGGUCUUAAAGAUCAAGGACUGUAAUGAGCAAGAUGUGUGUACUUACCAGUGUGUGGUAGCCAGUGAGGUUGGACAGUGCUCUGGCUUUGCUGCUUUGACUCUAAAAGUGCCACCCACAUUUGUUAGGAUGAUAGAAAAUGCCUCAGUUGUUCUGGGAGAGGCUGCAGUUUUUCACUGCACCACGAAAGGGACGCCUCCUCUCUCCGUACAGUGGCAAAAAGAUGACAGCUGGAUUCCAGAAGAUCCAAAAAUCCAGAGGACCUUUGAAAAUGAUGUGGCUACUCUGAGGAUUCCUGCCUGUGAUACCGUUCAUGGUGGGAAAUACACCUGCCAAGUCAUAAACGAGGCUGGGCAGAACAAAUGCUCCGCCACCCUCGUAGUUCUAGAACCACCGAUUAUCUACGACAAACCAGAUGUAGUCAAAGUGACUCUGAGAGAUCCAGUUAGUCUGGAGUGCAGGAUAACUGGAUCUCCUAAGAUCAGUGUAAAAUGGACCAAAGAUGGCCGAGAGCUCCGGUCGGGUAAAAGACACCACCUCACCUUUGAGAAGAACGUCAGCACUCUAAGCAUUCAGUCUUCAGAGCUGGUGGACAGCGGGGAAUACCUGUUUGAAGCCACUAAUUCUGUUGGCACCUGCAGCUGUAAAGUCAAGCUGGUGGUUUUAGAAGAAGUAAUUCCUCCAAGAUUCGUUAGAAAAUUACAGAACCUGCAAGCCAUUAUGGGUUCCACCAUUACAAUGGAGUGCAAAGUUGCUGGUUCUCUUCCAAUGUCAGUUGAAUGGAGCAAAGGGAAACAAACAAUCAGGAUGAGCUCCAAACACAAACUGCUGCAGGUUGAAAAUACAGUGUCACUGGAGUUUAAACUGACUGACAGCUCUGAUACCGGAGAGUAUUCCUGUAAAGUUUCCAACCAAGCAGGCAGCUGUGUCUGCAGCGGCGUUCUUACGGCUAAAGUGCCACCGAGCUUCCAAAUUGAACCAGAGUCUCAGGCUGUUAUUCCAAAGUCUGCUGUUGUCUUCCGAAGUGUAUUUGAAGGAACUCCACCCUUUGUGGUGAAAUGGUUCAAGGACGAUACUGAACUCAUCACUGGGCCGCUGUGUAAAAUUAAAGUGGAGGAAUACGCUUCCUCCAUCGAGCUCUCCUCUGUUAGCGCUCUGCAUCGUGGCAUGUAUUACUGCCACGUGACCAAUGAAGCAGGCGCAGUGAAAAGUGCUGCAGAGUUAUUGGUGAAAGAACCUCCUCGAUUUGUUGUAAAACUGCCUCCCACCACGUUUGUGAAGCUGAGUGAUGGACAUUGUUUUGAAUGCAAGCUCACCACCGUGCAGUCGUUGAACUUAUCCUGGUACAAAAACGACCAAAAGAUAACUGACGGAGGCAACUAUAAGAUCAUGUUUGUUGACUCGACUGCGUACCUGCAGCUGCACAGCUCAGGUUUGGAGGAUAACGGCGUCUACACCUGUGAGGCUGAUAACGAUGCUGGCAGUGCAAGCUGCAGCACUGUUCUGACAGUCCAAGAGCCUCCAUCCUUCAUUAAAACACCAGAUCUGGUCGAGGGCAUUAAAGGCAGAGACGUCAGCCUCCACUGUGACGUGCACGGCACGGCACCUUUCCAGUUUAACUGGUACAAAGACAAAAGACAAGUGAAGGAGAGCAGGAAAUACAAGAUGGUUAGUGAAGGUGGUGCUAUAGCGCUUCACAUUAUGAAACUGGAGGAUGAUGACGCCGGCCUUUAUGAGUGCAGAGUGUCCAAUCAAGUAGGAAGUGAAUCCUGCACUGCUACAGUCGGCCUUAAAGAGCAACCAGCAUUUGUCAAGAAACUGGUCGACCAGUCAGUGAGAGUCGGUCAGGAGCUGAGGCUGACCGCUACGGUCAAAGGUUCUGAACCUUUGACUGUGUCCUGGAUUCGGGACAAAGAUCACAUUCUCAGGGACGGGGACAACAGGAAGAUCACCUUUGAGAAUAAUGAGGUUGUCCUUGUAGUCCCCAAAGCCGACUUAACUGUAGCUGGUAAAUAUACCUGCCAGCUGAGGAACGAUGCUGGGGUGGCUGAGUCUGUCUCCCACGUGACCGUUGUUGAACCCGCAGGUAUUGUGGAUAGCCCAGAGUCUUUGAACAUAACAUCGGGAGAGAACACAGCUCUUGAAGUUACAGUAUCUGGUUCACCAGAACUGAAAACAAAGUGGUUCAAAGACAACAAAGAGCUUUCUGCUGGCGCCAAAUAUCAGAUGUCCUUCGCAAAGAAAGUUGCCACUCUGAAGAUUACUGCUGCUGAGGAAGCAGAUGCAGGAGAAUACAAGUUGGAGGUUUCAAAUCUCAUUGGUGCAGCCAAUUGCAUAACACAACUCUCUGUCUCAGAAAAGUUGAUUCCGCCGAGUUUUGUGAGGAAGCUGAGAGACGCUCACCUCGUUGUCAGUAAACCUGGUGAGAUGGAAUGUAGGGUCAUUGGCUCUGUUCCUUUAACAGUGUCGUGGUUCCACAAAGGUCAAGAGAUCAAGAGAGGGCCAAACUAUGACAUUAGCUUCAGUGAAAAUAACUGCAAACUGUCAAUUCAGUUGAUCAAGUUGACUGAUGCCGGCAAAUACACAUGCAAAGCUGUAAAUGAUGCAGGUACCAGUGAGACCAGUGCUUCAAUGCAUGUGACAGAGCCGCCAUCUUUUGUGGAAUUACCUGAGGUGCAGGAAACUUUGCCAGGCAAAAAUGUGUCUUUCUCAGCUAAAGUGAAGGGCAGUGCCCCCCUGAAAGUUCGGUGGUUCAGGGGAGCCAAGGAGCUGCAGCAUGGAAGGGGCUGUGAGAUUGCAUUGAAGGAUGAUGUAGCUACUCUGGUUCUACACAAAGUUGAGAAAUCCCAUGCUGGAGAAUACACCUGUCAGCUCAUUAAUGAUGCUGGAAAAACAAGCCGCCCAGUUUACCUGAUUGUCAAAGAACCCGUACACUUUGUGAAGAAACUGCGGGACAUUUCGCUGGAGAAGGGGAACCCUCUGAGGCUCGGGGUCACAUUUGCUGGAACUCCAACAGUAACUGUAACUUGGACGAAGGAUGGCAGUGUCAUCUCAGCGUCAUAUGAGUACAAUGUGAUCACCACCGACACUUCAUGUAUUCUGGAAGUUCUUAACUCUGACAGAAUGGAAGCAGCUGGACGAUACUCUUGUGUUGUAGACAACGGAGUCGGAAGUGACAAAUGUGAAGCACACGUGUCAAUUCUAGAACGACCAUACUUUGUUGAAAAGAUGGAGCCGGUGGACAUAACUGCAGGCGAUGCGAUUACUCUGACGUGCCGUAUUGCGGGAACUCCUGAAAUCUCAGUAUCUUGGUUUAAAGCAGAUGGAAAGCUACGUAAAUCCGAUAUUUGCUCAAUGGACUUCCUGAAUGGUGUCGCCACUCUGAUGUUGCUCAGAACAAGCAUGUCGGAUCAUGGUGAAUACAUCUGCAAGGCCCAGAACCGAGUCGGUUCUGCCUCCGCCAGCUGUAAUGUGACAGUGAGAGGUGAAUCCCCUUUUUCAAGAGCUGUUUCUUCCAAGCGCAAAGUCCCUCCAAACUUCACCAAGAGGCCGUCUGAGUCCAUGGUGGAUUCAGUGGGCAAGGUGGUGAAGAUGGAGGGCCGAGUGUCGGGCUCUCAGCCGCUGACCAUCACCUGGUUCAAGGACAACUGCAAAUUACAGAGCAGUGACAAAUAUGACAUCAGCUUCAAGAACAACCUGGCCAUGCUGUGCAUCAGGGAGACCGCCACCUCUGACAACGGCACGUACAUCUGCGAGGCCGCCAACGAAGCAGGCUCAGCAUCAUGUCGGGUUUCUCUUGACAUCGCAGACACAGGCCAGGCUCCGGUCUUUGACGUCCCUCUGGAGCCAGUGACGGUGACUGAGGGUGAGAAGCUGAGUCUAAAAUGCCACGUCAGUGGCUCGGCUCCGCUGACGGUUCAGUGGAUGAAAGACCGCCGGGAGCUGAAGUCCAGCGGAAACACCAGAGUCACGUUUGUGGGCGGGGCAGCCUGCCUCGAGGUUAGCCAAGCCUCCAAAGCUGAUGCAGGAGACUAUCUGUGCAAGGCCAGCAAUGAAAUUGGCAGCAACUUCUGCAAGUCCAGAGUGACUGUGAAAGAUAAACCAGGCAAGGUCACGCCCACUGAGGCCCCUGCCCCCGCCCCUGCCCGCCCUGCCCCUGCUGGACCUGUCAAACGGCUUGACAACCUUUUCUUCAUCGAGGAACCCCAAAACAUUUCUGUCAUUGAGAAGGGCACUGCGGUGUUUAUUGCCAAGAUCGGUGGCGACCCCAUUCCCAGUGUGAAAUGGAUGAAGGGCAAGUGGAGGCAGCUGACCCCUGGUGGUCGUAUCUCCAUAGAACACAAAGGCCAGGAUGCCAAACUGCAGAUUCGAGACGUGACCAGGUCCGAUUCAGGCCAGUACAGAUGUGUGGCCUCCAACAAACACGGAGAGAUUGAGUGUAGCGCUGACAUGGAUGUCACCAAAAUGGAAGAAGCGGAAGGAAUUGGAGACUUCAGGGCGAAGCUGAAGAAGACUCCAUCAAAGCAGAAAAGUCCAAAGAAAGAUGAAGAAAUUGAUAUUGUGGAGCUGCUGAGAGGUCAUGACCCCAAAGACUAUGAGAGAAUCCUGCGAGAACAUAACAUCCACGACUACCGUGCUAUCCUGCAAGCUGUGGAGUUCCUAAAGAAGGAGAAGGAAAUGGAGACUGGAAGAGUGCAAGUGGAGCGUGGAGGCCGGGUGGACGAGGCAGACAUGGCCCAACUCAUCCAGGAGCUGGAGGGACGGAUUUUUAAUCCACAGCCGAUCUCUGUGCUGGAGGACAUCACUGACCAGACUGCAGCCGAGAAUCAGACAGCCACAUUUGAGUGUCAAAUCCAAAUUAACUAUCCAGAGAUCACCGUGUCCUGGUACAAAGGCACACAGAAACUGGACAGAGAUGACAAGUAUGACAUCAGCACCGUGGGUGACCGUCACUCUCUGAAAAUUAACAACUGCCAGGCAAAGGACCAGGGCAACUACCGUGUUGUGUGUGGUCCUCACAUCUCCAGUGCCAAGCUGACCAUCACAGGCGUUUAUCCCACCGGCACGCGUCUAGAACCAACAGAAGAUGCUCGAACCCCAGCUGAGCUUCACCUAUUAGACAAAGGUGUGUACGUACGACCAUCAGUGUACUGCACGGUAGUGCCCAUUCACAUCAUGACUAUGGUUCCCCAUCACUGGACCACAGAUGGUUCCCUUUCACAGGAACACAGAUGGUUCCCUUUCGCUGGACCACAGAUGGUGCCCCGCCUCUUGACCACAGAUGGUUCUCCAUCACUGGACCACAGAUGGUUCCCCAUCACUGGAACACACAUGGUUCCCCAUCACUGGAACACACAUGGUUCCCCAUCACUGGACCACACAUGGUUCCCCAUCACUGGACCACAGAUGGUUCCCUGUCACUGGACCACAGAUGGUUCCCUUUCACUGGACCACAGAUGGUUCCCUUUCACAGGAACACAGAUGGUUCCCUUUCACUGGACCACAGAUGGUUCCCUGUCACUGGACCACAGAUGGUUCCCUUUCACUGGAACACAGAUGGUUCCCUUUCACAGGAACACAGAUGGUUCCCUGUCACUGGACCACAUAUGGUUCCCUGUCACUGGACCACAGAUGGUUCCCCAUCACUGGAACACACAUGGUUCCCUUUCACUGGACCAUGGAUGGUUCCCUGCCACUGAACCACAGAUGGGUCUCCAUCACUGGACUACAGAUGGUUCUCCAUCACUGGACCACAGAUGGUUCCUCAUCGCUGGAACACACAUGGUUCCCUUUCACUGGACCAUGGAUGGUUCUCUGCCACUAGACCAGAGAUGGUUCUCCAUCAUUGGACCACAGAUGGUUCUCCAUCACUGGACCACAGAUGCUUUCCUGUCACUAGACUACAGAUGGUUCUCCAUCACUGGACCACAGAUGGUUUCCUGUCACUGGACCACAGAUGGUUCCCCAUCGCUGGAACACAGAUGGUUCCGUUUCACUGGACGAUGGAUGGUUCCCUGCCACUUGACCACAGAUGGUUCUCUAUCACUGGACCACAGAUGGCUCCCUGUCACACGACUACAGAUGGUUCCCUGCCACUUGACCACAGAUGGUUCUCUAUCACUGGACCACAGAUGGCUCCCUGUCACACGACUACAGAUGGUUACCUGUCACUGGACCACAGAUGGUUCUCUAUCACUGGACCACAGAUGGUUCUCUAUCACUGGACCACAGAUGGCUCCCUGUCACACGACUACAGAUGGUUACCUGUCACUUGACCACAGAUGGUUCUCUAUCACUGGACCACAGAUGGCUCCCUGUCACACGACUACAGAUGGUUACCUGUCACUGGACCACAGAUGGUUCCCCAUCGCUGGAACACAGAUGGUUCCGUUUCACUGGACGAUGGAUGGUUCCCUGCCACUUGACCACAGAUGGUUCUCUAUCACUGGACCACAGAUGGCUCCCUGUCACACGACUACAGAUGGUUACCUGUCACUGGACCACAGAUGGUUCCCUGUCACUAGUCCACAGAUGGUUCUCCAUCGCCAGUCCACAGAUGGAGACGAUAAUGAGACGAUGCAAAAGAAGAAGUUGCUGUGGCCUCACCUGGACCACGUCCCCGACAUGCCGGUUCACAUGGUGGAAGCAGCUUCUAUUGCUGUGUUUAGUGAUUCAACUGAAGUUUAUCAAUAUGAAGAGAGAACGGAGAUGAAAGAAGAGAGAAAAGCUGUUGAAGAAUUUGUAGAGAGGAUUGAAGUUGAGAAGCGAGAAGGCGUUCCUCCAGUUCGUGAAGUUUACUGGAAAGCCGAAGAGGAACCCUCUGAGGUUGCAGCACCCCCUAGUGCUCCAGCCAAAGUACCUGCAGUAUACGCCAUACAUGAACCGGAGAUUGUGACCGUUCCCAGAAAGGUCAUCCCUGAACCUGACCAAGCCAAGCCUACAAAGGAGCCAAAAACAGUUCCCCCUGAGCUUAAAGUUGAGAAACCAGCGGCACCUGAGACAAAAGUGUCUAAAAUCAGGCCUGAACCAGAACAACCAAAAGUUGAACCCACUCCAAAGAAGGCACCAGAACCUGCUACACGGCGAGAGACACCUGUUGAAGAAAGAAAGAUGGCUGCAGAAGUGCAACAGAAACUGUCAGAACUGAAAAAGGUACCAGAAGAAACUAAAGGUGUAGUAGAGAUGCCAAAGAAGGUUUCAGAAGACAGAGAGAAGGUUCUGGAAGAAGCACAGGAGGCUCCAAAAAUAUACCAAAGACCUUCACUGGCACCAGUGAAGGUUUCAGAUGAGAAGAUUCUUGAAGAACCAAAGUUUGUGAAAGAACCACAGAAGGUGCAGGAAGCACUACAGCAGACUCUAAUACCAUCCAGAAAGGUUUCUGAGGCACCAACAAAGGUUCCUGAGGAACCAAGAAAAGGUCAAGAAGCUACAAAAUUCAUUACAGAGGAACCAAUGAAGGUUACAGACAAAGACAAAAAAUUAUCAGAAGUACAAAGAAAGUUUAGGAAAGAACAAAAGGUUCCUGCAGAGUCACAGAAGGUUCCAGAGGAUACAAUAUUAAUACCAGCAGAAAUGAUUCUGGGCCAUCAAGAAUCAACAACAACAGCACAAGAUUCAGAACAUAUUCUUCAGGCUGUCGAGCCUCUGCAGAAAGUUCCCUUGAAGACUGAGCCAAAGGAAGCAGUCAUGAUUGAAGCCAGAAAGGAGCCAUCAGUGGAGGAUUUUCGAGAAAGAACUCCUCUUGGAUUCAGGAAAGAGGAUGUCAGGAUGCAUGAAAGGAAAGAAGCGUUCAGGGAAUCAAGUUCUUUGCAGAUGGUUCUUGCAAAGAAGGAGGAGGCUUCUACUUUGUACCAUGAAGGUCAAUUUGAAGCUCUUCAUGAGGAAGACCUCCAUCUAGAACACAGACCUGAGAAGAAAGUCAGAGAAGAAAUGACAUCUGUGAGGCUUGUUUCAACACAUAUGAAGAAAGAGAUCCAAUCAAAAGGAGAUGACACACCUCAGUCUAAAACGCAUGUUCUGAUGAAGAAAGAUGUUUCUGCUCUCAGGACCAGACUUCUGUCUGAAACAAAAAUACUGACUGACAAGAACAUGACUCCAGAAAGCAAACAGAGAAAAGAAGAUGUUCUUUCAAGUUACAUUGAGAAGAAAGAAGAAGGUGAAUCACAGGUACCAGCAUGUGCAGAAGAAACAAUCGGUGAAGCUGUUUCUUCAGUGGAGGAUCUGUUCAAAGCUAAUACAACUGCUAAAGAACUCAUUAUUCAGGACAAACCUAGUACGCCAACUGGAGUGACAAAAGAUCUGUCCCAAAGGUGUGUGACUCUUCCUGAGGGGACACAAGAAGUAGUUUCUCCUACAAUAAUUACAGAGCCCUCAGUAGAAACACCUCUUGACAGUGUUGUACCUCUGGACAAACUGACUAUUGUGUCUUCUAAAGAAGAAGGUGUCCCAGCUAUGAGGUCUGUCCCCCCAAAAGAAUCUAUUCCACCAAAACGAGAUAGCCCUCCUCCACGCAAAGAGAUGAUUCUUGCUGAACUUAAAUCUUCUGAAGAAACAAAGACCUCUGUGACUCAACCUCCACGAAGACAAGAAGAUAAAGAAACACAGAAGGAAACUCGGAGUGUUGAAGAUCAAACUCUUAAGAAAGUGGCUCCUCCAGAGGAGAAGAAACCAUCUGUACCAACGCCAGAGCUUCCACCUCCUGCUGUGAAGAAAGUUGCUCCUGCUACAAAGAAAUUUUUUCCUCCUGCAGAGAAAGUUGCUCUUCCUGCAGAGAAAGUUGCUCCGCCUGCAGAGAAAGUUGCUGCUCCUGCAGAGAAAGUUGCUUCUCCUGCAGAGAAAGUUGCUGCUCCUGCAGUGAAAGUUGCUCCUCCUGCAGAGAAAGUUGUUGCUCCUGCAGAGAAACGUGUUCCCCCUGCAGUGGCUCCUCCAGAAGAGAAGAAACCUUCUGCACCGGCACCAAAGCUUCCACCUCCUCCUGCAGAGACAGUUGUUCCUGCUGCAAAGAAAGUUGCUCCACCUGUAGAGAAAGUUGCUCCUCUUGCAGAGAAAGUUGCUCCUCCUGCAGUCAAAGUUGCUCCUUCUGCAGAGAAAGUUGUUCCUCUUUCAAAGAAAGUUGCUCCACCUGCAGAGAAAGUUGCUCCUCCUGCAGAGAAAGUUGCUCCACCUGCAGAGAAAGUUGUUCCUCCUGCAGAGAAAGUUGCUCCACCUGCAGAGAAAGUUGCUCCACCUGCAGAGAAAGUUGCUCCACCUGCAGAGAAAGUUGCUCCUCCUGCAGAGAAAGUUGUUCCUCUUGCAGUGGCUCCUCCAGAAGAGAAGAAACCUUUUGCACCAGCACCAAAGGUUUCAGUUCCUCCUGCAGAGAAAGUUGCUCCUCCUACAGUGGCUCCUCCAGAGGAGAAGAAACGUGCUGCACCAGUACCAAAGCUUCCACCUCCUCCUGCAGAGGAAGUUACUCCACCUGCAGAGAAAGUUGCUCCUCCUGCAGAGAAAGUUGUUCCUCUUGCAAAGAAAGUUGCUCCUCCCACACAGAAAGUUGCUCCACCUGCUGAGAAAAUUGUUCCUGUUGCAGUGGCUCCUCCAGAAGAGAAGAAACCUUCUGUACCAGCACCAAAGCUUCCACCUCCUCCUGCAGAGAAAGUUGUUCCUCCAGCAGAGAAAGUUGUUCCUCCUGCAGAGAAAGUUGCUCCUCCUGUAAAGAAAGUUGCUCCUCCUGCAGUGGCUCCUCCAGAAGAGAAGAAACCUUUUGCACCAGCACCAAAGGUUUCAGUUCCUCCUGCAGAGAAAGUUGCUCCUCCUACAGAGGAGAAGAAACGUGCUGCACCAGUACCAAAGCUUCCACCUCCUCCUGCAGAGGAAGUUACUCCACCUGCAGAGAAAGUUGCUCCUCCUGCAGAGAAAGUUGUUCCUCUUGCAAAGAAAGUUGCUCCUCCCACACAGAAAGUUGCUCCACCUGCUGAGAAAAUUGUUCCUGUUGCAGUGGCUCCUCCAGAAGAGAAGAAACCUUCUGUACCAGCACCAAAGCUUCCACCUCCUCCUGCAGAGAAAGUUGUUCCUCCAGCAGAGAAAGUUGUUCCUCCUGCAGAGAAAGUUGCUCCUCCUGUAAAGAAAGUUGCUCCUCCUGCAGUGGCUCCUCCAGAAGAGAAGAAACCUUCUGUACCAGCACCAAAGCUUCCACCUCCUCCUGCAGAGAAAGUUGCUCCACCAGCAGAGAAAGUUGUUCCUCCUGCAGAGAAAGUUGCUCCUCCAGCAGAGAAAGUUGUUCCUCCUGCAGAGAAAGUUGCUCCUCCUGUAAAGAAAGUUGUUCCUCCUGCAGUGGCUCCUGCAGAAGAGAAGAAACCUUCUGUACCAGCACCAAAGCUUCCACCUCCUCCUGCAGAGAAAGUUGUUCCUCCUGCAGAGAAAGUUGUUCCUCCUGCAGAGAAAGUUGCUCCUCCAGCAGAGAAAGUUGUUCCUCCUGCAGAGAAAGUUGCUCCUCCUGUAAAGAAAGUUGUUCCUCCUGCAGUGGCUCCUCCAGAAGAGAAGAAACCUUCUGUACCAGCACCAAAGCUUCCACCUCCUCCUGCAGAGAAAGUUGCUCCUCCUGCAGAGAAAUUUGCUCCUCCUGCAGAGAAAGCUGCUCGUCCUACAGAGAAAGUUGCUCCUCCUGUAGAGAAAGUUGCUCCUCCUGCAGUGGCUCCUCCAGAGGAGAAGAAACCUUCUGCACCAGCACCAAAGCUUCCACCUCCUCCUGCAGAGAAAGUUGCUCCUCCUGUAAAGAAAGUUGCUCCUCCUGCAGUGGCUCCUCCAGAGGAGAAGAAACCUUCUGCACCAGCACCAAAGCUUCCACCUCCUCCUGCAGAGAAAGUUGUUCGUCCUGCAGAGAAAGUUGCUCCUUCUGCAGUGGCUCCUCCGGAGGAGAAGAAACCUUCUCUUCCUCCACAACCGCAGCCUGUACCUCCUCCUGCUCCCGCACAGAAGGUUGCUGCUCCCGCAGUGGCUCGUCCAGAGGAGAAGAGACCUUCUGCACCAGAACCAAAGCCUUCAGUGGCUCCUGCUGCUGCAGCUGUGUCUGUUCCUCCAGCAGUUUCUCCUCCGGAAGAAGCGAUGCCUUCUCCACCAACACCAAAGCCUCUGGUAGAAAAAAUCAUUCCUCCCUCAGAUGAAGUUUUUCCAGUGGAGAAGAAACCGUCUCCACAUGUCACAAAGCCUGAAGUCUCUCCUGUAUCAGAGGAAAUCAUUUCACCUGAAGACAUGGAACCAGUUACAGCACCUGGACCAACUAAAGUGUCACCUCUUAAGCAAAAGGUUAAGAUUUCCAUUCAGGAGGCAAAAACACCUGAGUUGCCCAAGCCGAGGACUAAGGUCACCAGACUUCCUAAAGAAAAGGAGCAAGAACCUGAAGUUAUUAAACUGAAGAAGGUGCCACCAAAGCCUUCAGAAGCUGAGAAACAACUGACAACUCACACAGCAGAAGUAACAAGGCACUUCGAUUCAGAACUGACAGUUCACGGACUCCAUGACAGAGAAGAUAGAGAGAUAAUAACACUGGGAAGAACAGAACGACUCUACACUGCAGAGGAACAAACAGUUUCCUUAGAAGAGUUUGAGGAAGUUGAAAGAGCUGUAGAUGCACAGAAGCCUGAGAAAGAAGGAUGGACGAGAACUCCCAAAUCUCCAAAAGACAAAGAACCCCAGGUUCCAAGUCUCGAGAAGAAGAAAAUAACAAAGCUGCCAAAGACUGAUGAGCAGAAAGAAUCAGUUAAACUGAAACCUUUUGAAAAACCCGAGAAAUCAGAUGAAGAACCUCAAAUGAUUAAACUAAAAAAGGUACCAACCAAACCCAAAGAACGUGAGAAGGAGGUCGUGACGCAUAAAGCUGACGUAACAAGGCAAUAUGACACAGAAAUGACAGUUCAUGAGCUUCACGAUCGGGAGGAUCGAGAGCUAAUAACACUUGAGAGAACUGAGCGAGUCUUUAGUGCAGAUAAAGAGGCAAUUGGACUGAAGCAUGCAGACAAGUCUGAAAUUGUGGAGGCACAUGAUGAGAAGACAAAAUGGACAAGAACUCCUAAGAUACCCAAAGAUGAAGAAUCUGAGCCAGAUUUUGCUAAAAAGAAAAUAAAGAAAUUGCCAGUGGAGGAGGGAGAUGAGGAAAUAGUGACACUGAGACCAUUUAAAAAGCCCCAGAAGCCCGAAGACACCGAGCCUCCAAAAGCUACAAGAGAAAGUGAGGCAAAGAAAGAAACUGAGCGCACUCCUUUCAGAAGACGUGAAACGCCACAGAAAGAGCAACCAAGUUCUGCUUUGAAACACAGAAAACCUGAUGAUGCUGCCUUGAUAAGUCCUGAUGCACCUCCUGAAGUCCAAAAAGACCACAAAGAGACACCGCAGAAGGAAAAGGUUGAUCAUAAAGUGCCCAAAGGUGAAGCUGUGUCACCUGAUGACAAGCUGCGUGUGAAGCCUAAAAUUCUUCCCACCCCAGAUAAAGAGAAGGAGGAGGUUGUUUUAAAGCCUUUCACCAAAGCUGCUAAAGCUGAAGAAGAGCCUGAAAAAGCAUCUGAAGAGGAGAAGAAGAAACUCACAGACACCACACCCAUUCGAGCUCCAAGAGAUGAACCUCCCAAAGAGCAGCAGCUUAAGAAAAGUGAAAAGACUGGAAUGCCUAAAGCAGAGGUUCAGACAUCUGAACCUCCAUCCAAGAAGUACCGUACACCUGAAGUGGAAGAAGCUGGGAAAGAAGAGCUGAAAAAAAUCCCACAAAAGCCAACAGACCAAAGAAAGGAAGCCAUAGAACUGAGAAAAACGCCAUCACCUAAAGUGGGCAAACAAGAUUUAGAUGACAAAAAGGCCUUGAAAGUCAUGGAGCAGCCCUUAAAGGUAGAGUUGAAAAAGAUUCCAUCACUGAAGGUUGACAAGCCAAAGCUUACUGAUCAGGAGAAGGUCCCUGCUGAGAAGAAGCCAAGUGCUGAAAGACUCAAACAGGCUCCAAAAACUGUGACUCCAAAAUACUCAAGUGAAGAAACGAUUCUCAAGCCAGCUCCUAAGAAAGGCUCACCAAAGGAAGAGGAAGCUGUAGAACCAGUACAGCUUGGUAAAAGAAGAGUUCCUGUAGUGAAGGAGGUCUCUCCUGGAGCUGUGCAGCUGAGUAAAGUCCCCACCCAGCCAGAGGAGGAGGUGUUUGAAGAGGAGUACCAAGGUGAUGGAGAGGAAGAAGAGGAGACAUGGUGCUGGGAGUUGGAAGGUGAAGUGACUGAUGGGGAACUGGAGACUCCAGGCAUGGCCGGCAGAAAAGAUGGAAAACCAGCAGAGGUGCCACCUAAAGGCCGCGGUCGAGGAUUUGGGGCGAGACAAACGCCAUCUCCAGGUGAUGGCGGCAGGGGCCGGGAGCUGAGGCCCGGUGGAAAAGGCCCUUCACCACCAGAGGAACCUUUUGGAGGAUUCAAACUCAAAGCCGUCCCACUGAAGUUCAUCAAAAAGAUUCAGGACAUUGUGCUCUUGGAGGCGGAGUCUAUUGGCUCAUCAGCUGUCUUCGAGUGUGAGGUCUCGCCUUCCACCGCCAUUGCUUCAUGGAUGAAGGAUGGCAGCAAUUUGCGCGAGGGCCCCAAGCACAGGUUCACCUCUGAUGGCAAAGAUCGGACGUUGCACAUCAUUGAUGUGCAACUGUCUGACACCGGGGAAUAUACAUGUGUGGCAAAGAACGCUGGCAGGGAGAUAUCAUGCACAGCCAAGCUGAUUGUUGAAGAGCUGCCUGUCAAAUGGGUUAGUGAACUGGAACCAGAGACAACGUGCAUAAAGACACAGCCAAUGUACCUGACCUGUGAGCUCAACAAAGAGCGAGACGUGAUCUGGAAACAUAAAGGUGAACUUUUGAAGACCAAAGCUGGAAAGGUGACCAUUAACAUAAUUGGGUUGCAACACGCCAUAACAAUCCAGAACUCCACUGAAGAGGAUGCUGGUGCCUACACAUGUGAGGUGUCCGGCCAGGAGGAUGUCAAGACCACAACCAAUGUCAAAGUGAUUGAGGUCAUCAAAGACUGGAUUGUGAAGCCACUCAGGGAUCAGCACGUGAAGCCAAAAGCCAAAGCCACAUUCAAAUGUGAGCUGUUCAAGGACACUCCCAACUGGAAGUGGCUGAAGGGCGACACGCAGCUCACGCCUUCAGACAAGGUGGAGAUCAACAAAGAUGGAAGCAUCAUGACACUUUGCAUUAACAACUGCCAGCCUGACGACGUGGCCGAAUAUUCGUUUGCAGUGGAAGACCGUCUGUACACAGCCAAACUGACACUCGGAGAGCGUGAAGCUGAGAUUCUGAAGCCUCUGAAAAGUUUGGAGGUAGUUGAGAAGGAGGAGGCCAAUUUUGACACUGAAAUAUCUGAGGAUGAUGUUGUUGGUGAAUGGAAACUGAAGGGGCAGGUCCUGGCCAGGUCUCCGACAUGCGACAUUAAAUCUGAGGGUGGAAAACGUUUCCUCACAUUAAAAAGUGUUCAGCUGGAUCAGGCUGGCGAGGUGUCGUAUCAGGCUCUGAACGCCGUCACCAACGCCAUGUUGACAGUCAAAGAAAUCGAAAUGGGUUUUGUCGUCCCACUGAAGGAUGUUUCUGUGCCAGAAAAGAAACAGGCUAAGUUUGAAUGCACCGUCACAAAAGAUGUGGCUAAGGUCAUAUGGUACAGGGGGUCUGACAUCAUCACCCCAAGCCCAAAAUACGAAAUGAUUGAUGAUGAAAAGAAACACAUGCUGGUCAUAAACAGCUGUGAGUUUGAUGAUGAGGCUCAGUAUACAAUCGAAGUGCUGGGCCACAAAUCUACCGCCCAGCUGACGGUGGAAGGCAUUCGGCUCAAAUUCAUACAGCCACUUGAGGACCAAACCGUUAAAGAAGGUAACACGGUACAUUUUGACCUUGAGCUGAGUCAUGAAAAUGUGCCAGUGGUCUGGUACCGAAAUGAAGUCAAACUACAUGUGAGCAGAAUGGUGCUCACGCAUGUGGAAGGAAAGAAACACACUCUAGAAAUCAGGGAGGUGACUCUAGAUGACACCAGCCAGAUUAAAGCAGAGGCCAAAGGGAUGUACUCCACAGCGAAACUCACAGUCAUAGAGGGAGACGCCGUCUUCAUCGUGAAGCUCCAGGAUUACACUGCCACAGAGAAGGAAGAAGUCACUCUGAACUGUGAACUGAGCAAAGACGUGCCAGUGCUUUGGUACCACAAUGAGAAGGAGCUCAUCGCCUCCAAGAUGGUGGUGAUGAAGUCAGAGGUUACGCGCAGAACACUGGUCCUGAAGAAAGUGGAGCAGAAAGAUCAGGGUCAAUAUGCCUGCGACUGUGGAACAGACAAGACCACAGCCACCCUCAAUGUGGAAGCUCGUGACAUUAAGGUGAUUCGACCAAUUUACGGUGUGGAGCUGUUUGACGGAGAGACGGCUCGUUUCGAGGUGGAGAUCUCAGAGGACGAUGUCCACGGCCAGUGGAAGCUGAACGGAGAGAUCCUGAGUCCGUCUCCUGAUGUCGACAUCAUCGAGGAGGGAGGAAAACACACACUCAUCCUCUACAACUGCAAAGUCCCCAUGACUGGCGAGGUGGCGUAUAGUGCUGCCAAUGCUAAGUGUUCUGCUAACCUGAAGGUCAAAGAACUUCCGCUGAACUUCUUGACACCACUUAGUGAUGUCCAUGUGUAUGAGAAGGAUGAAGCCAGAUUUGAGCUGGAGGUGUCGAGGUUGCCCAAGAGCUUCCGCUGGCUGAAGGGUUCACAGGAACUGCAGAGUGAUGAUAAGUACGAGCUGAUCCAGGAGGGGAACAUGUUUGUACUCCUGAUCCGGUCUGCUGCCUAUGAAGAUGAAGCCAAGUACAUGUUUGAGGCUGAGGAUAAGAGAACGACCGGCAAACUCAUCAUCCAAGGUAUCCGCCUUGAGUUUGUCAAACCUAUCAAAGACGUGACCGUGAAGGAGCGUGAAACUGCAGAGUUCAGCUGUGAACUCUCCCAUGAGAACAUCCCAGUGGUCUGGUACAAAAACGAUGUCCGCCUGCACCCCAGCAAGGUGGUCCACAUGUCAUCUCAUGAGAAGAGCCACACACUGGCCUUCAAGGAGGUCACCAUCGAUGACACCUCAAUGAUCAAAUUGGAAGCCAUGGACAAGACAGUCACAGCAAUGCUCACUGUUAUUGAGGGCGACGUGUAUUUCACCACCAAGCUACAGAACUACACGGCUGUGGAGAAGGAUGAGGUCAAACUGAUCUGCGAGCUGAGCAAAGCCGUCGCUGGCGUUAAAUGGUUCAAGGAUGGAACGGAGAUCACGCCUUCCAAGAACAUCGCCAUCGGAACUGAUGGCAAGAAACGCAUCCUGACGAUCAGGAAAGCGGAGAAGAGUAACAUUGGAGAGUACACCUGUGACUGCGGGUCUGACAAAACAACAGCAAACCUCAAUAUAGAAGAACGCGACAUCAAAGUUAUUCGUCCGCUGUACAGUGUGGAGGUGACAGAGACAGAAACAGCCAAGUUUGAGACGGAAAUUUCAGAGGAUGAUGUCCAUGGCCACUGGAAACUGAAAGGAGACGCUCUGCAUCAAUCACCUGAUGUGGAGAUCAAAGAGGAAGGAACCAAACACCUGCUGAUUCUCUACAACGUGCGAAUGGACAUGGCCGGAGGCGUUGACUUCUCAGCAGCCAAUGCCAAGUCCUCCGCCCAGCUUCGGGUUAAAGCUCGCACCAUCAGCCUGCUGCGUCCUCUGACAGACGUGACUGUGACCGCUGGAGAGACAGCGACCUUCGAGUGCGAGCUGUCAUACGAAGGCAUCGAGGUGGAGUGGUUCCUGGGAGGACAGAAGAUGGAAGCGAGCGACAGGGUGAAGACUCGGGUGGCAGGACGCGUUCACACUCUGAUGGUCCGAGAUGUGAAACUGUCAGAGGCAGGUGAGGUGAAACUGACCGCCAAGGACUUCCAGACGCAGGCUCGCCUCAUCGUCAAAGAGCCGCCGGUGGAGUUCACCAAGCCUCUGGAGGACCAGACAGUGGAGGAGGAAGCCACCGCCACACUGGAGUGUGAAGUUUCCAGAGAGAACGCAGAGGUGCAAUGGUUCCGAGGCGGACAGGAGCUCCACAAGACCAAGAAGUACGACAUGAUCGUCGACGGCCGCAAGAGAGCGCUCAUCAUCCACGGCUGCUCUCCAGACGAUGCCAAGAUGUACACAUGUGACGCCAAGGACUUCAAGACCUCCUGCUUCCUGGAAGUUACACCUCCUCAUGUGGAGUUCACCAAGCCUCUGCAGGACGUGGAAGUCAGAGAGAAAGAAUCUGCCAAGUUUGAAUGUGAGGUUUCCCGAGAGUCCGCGAAGGUUCGCUGGUUCAAGGAUGGCAAUGAAAUCAGGAAAGGAAAGAAGUACGAAAUCAUUGCCAAGGGUGUCCAGAGGAUGCUUCUCAUCCACAAGUCUGUAUUUGAUGAUGAAGCAGAGUAUGAAUGUGAUGCCAGGACCUCCAGGACCUCCGGCAUGUUGACUGUCAUUGAGGAGGAAGCGAGAUUCACCAAAAACCUGUCCAAUGUGGAGGGAACAGAGACGGCUAGUGUAAAGAUGAUCUGUGAGGUCUCCAAGGCCAGCGCUGAGGUUACCUGGUAUCGGGGAGAUGAAGAGCUGCCUGAAGGUGGUCGCUAUGAGGCCAUCAUGGAUGGACGUAAGAGGAUAUUGAUCAUCAAGGACUUGAGGAUGGAUGAUACUGGAGAAUACAACUGCAGGUUGAGUCCCACCGUCAGAACAUCUGCCUCAUUGAAAAUUAAUGAACUGGCAGCUGAGUUCAUCACCCGGCCUCAGAACCAGGAGGUGGUUGAGGGUGAGAAGGCCAAAUUCACCUGCGAAGUCUCCAAGGACACUUAUGAAGUCAAAUGGUUCAGAGGAGACAAGGAAAUCGAGUCUGAUGACAAGUACACGAUCGUCAGUGAAGGGAAGAGUCGAUCUCUUGUGGUGAAAAGCUGUCAGCUGAAGGAUGAGGGAGGCUACGUUGCCCACAUCGGCACCGUUAAAGCCUCAGCCGACCUGUCUGUGAUUGAAAAACUGAGGAUUAUCACUCCAAUUAAAGACACAGAAGUGAAGGAAGGAAGUGAGAUUGUCUUCAACUGUGAAACAAACUCUGAAGGAGCAAAGGCCAAGUGGCUGAAAAAUGAGGAAACCAUCUUCGAGAGCAGCAAGUACAUGAUGACGCAGAGAGAUAACCUGUUCUCCCUGAGGGUCAGAGACGCCCAAAAGUCAGACAAAGACGACUACACCAUCAGUCUGACCAAUCACAGAGGAGAACAUGCCAAGUGCACUGCCAGCGCCAGAGUCACAGAGGAGAAACUUAAGUUCCUGGACCCUAUCGAGGACAUUGAGACACAGGAGAAGAAGACCAUCAGCUUUGUGUGCAAAGUCAACCGGCCUAAGGCCACAGUCCGGUGGAUGAAGGGCGGCCAGGAGGUGCCGCUCAGCAAACGUAUCAUCUACAGGCCUGAGGGACUUAAACACACCCUGACCAUUAAAGAGUGUGUCAUGGACGAUGAGGGCGAGUACACCGCCAUGGUCGGGGACGACAAGUGCACAGCUGAGCUGAUCAUUAGCGAAGCACCGACAGACUUCACGGCGCAGCUCAAAGACCAGACCAUCACCGAGUUUGAGGACGCCGAGUUCACCUGCAAGUUGUCCAAAGAGAAAGCUGCUGUUAAGUGGUACAGAGAAGGACGUGAGAUCAGAGAAGGACACAGAUAUCACAUGGAGAAAGAAGGAAAGACAUGCACGCUGAUCAUCAAGGUCUGCAGACCUGAUGAUGAAUGUGAAUACGCAUGUGGCUUGGAAGAAAGGAGGACCAGAGCCAGAUUAUUUGUUGAGGAGACCCCGGUGGAGAUCAUCAGACCACCAGUGGACAUGUUUGAGCCUCCGGGCUCAGAUAUCGUUUUUGAAGCUGAGCUCAACAAGGACAGAGUGGAAGUUCAGUGGAUGAGGAACAACAUGAUAAUUGUUCAGGGAGACAAGUACCAGAUGAUCAGUGAGGGAAAAGUCCACAGACUUCAGGUCUGUGAGAUCAGGCCUCGGGAUCAGGGAGAGUACAGAAUUGUGGCCAAGGACAAGGAUGCCAGGGCCAAGCUGGAGCUGGCAGCUCUUCCAAAGAUUAAAACCACUGACCAGAACCUGGUGACAGACGCUGGCAAACCUUUUGUCAUGACUGUGCCGUACGACGCCUACCCUCGCGCUGAGGUGGAGUGGUUUUUUGAAGGCACCAGCCUGCCUGUCCAAAACAUCGACACCUCUGUGGACAGGACAGAGUACCGUCUGAAGAGCCCCACGAAGGGGGAUCAGGGCCGCUACAAGGUGAUCAUUAAGAACAAGCACGGAGAAGGAGAAGCUUUCGUCAACCUGGAUGUUAUCGAUGUUCCUGGACCCGUCAGGAACCUGAGAGUGAUUGACACUGCUGAUGGCGAAGUCAGUUUGGCCUGGGAGGAGCCAGAGAGCGAUGGCGGAAGCAAGAUUAUCGCAUACGUGGUGGAGAGACGUGAUGUAAAACGCAAGACUUGGACCCUGGCCACAGAUCGAGCUGAUACUCCAGAGUACUGCGUCAGCGGGCUCCAGAAAGACACCAUGUAUCUGUUCAGAGUCUGCGCCCGAAAUCGAGUCGGUAGUGGACCCACUGUCGCCACAGAGGAUGCCGUCCAAGCCAAGAACAAGUUUGACGUGCCAGACCCACCAGAAAAUGUCGCAGUAGGUGUGGUGAACAGGUUUGGUGCCACCGUCACAUGGGAGCCUCCCCAGUUCGAUGGUGGUUCUGAGAUCACCGCCUACAUGAUUGAGCUCCGUGAUAGAACCUCGGUGAAUUGGGAGGCCGCGAUGGUGUCCGGCGCAAGCGACCGUUCCGCCACUCUGAAUGACGUGGUGGAGAACAGAGAGUACAUCUUCAGAGUCCGAGCCGAGAACAAGGCCGGCCUCGGCAGACCCAGUGCCGCCACCAACCCAGUCAAGAUCAUGAACCCUAUUGAGAGGCCGAGUCCUCCUCUGAACCUGAACUUUAGCGACCAAACCAGCUCAGGUGUCACGCUAACGUGGGAGCCGCCCAGCAGUAACGGUGGCAGUGUGAUCACCGGCUACAUCAUUGAGAAGUGUGACGACGGCACCGACAAGUGGCUCCGAUGCAAUGCCAGACUGUGUCCGGACCUCACCUACCGGGUGUCCGGUUUGAAGUCUGGACAGAAGUACCUGUACCGGGUUUGUGCUGAGAACGCUGCUGGCAUCUCUGACCCGUCUGAACCAAUUGGACCAUUGCUUGCUGAUGACCCUCAUGUCAGGCCGACCUUUGACCUUAGUGCCUUCAGGAAAGGCCUGGAGGUGAUUGUCCCUCAGCCGCUCACAAUCAGAGUCCCCAUCACUGGAUACCCAACACCCAGCGCUAAGUGGACCUUUGCAGACAAGGAGCUGAAGACUGGUGAAGAUCGUGUCUCCAUGGUUACCAAACCAACAUACACAGAGUUGACAAUCACGCCGAGUGUCCGGUCAGACAAAGGGACCUACAGCUUACAGCUGGAGAACGAUGUUGCCUCAAUUUCUGGAGAAAUUGAUGUCAAUGUCAUUGCAUGCCCUAGUGCUCCAAAGGACUUCAAAGUGUCUGAAGUAACCAGACGCCAUGUACACCUGAUGUGGGAAGUUCCAGAGCAUGAUGGAGGCAGUCCAGUCACUCACUAUGAGAUUGAAAAGAGGGAAGUCUCUCGCAAGACCUGGGGCAAGGUGGCCAUCGGCAUCCUGGACCUGGAGCACACAGUAACGGAUGUUGUGGAAGGGAAGGAGUAUUUAUUCAGUGUUACCGCCUGCAACAAGUGUGGGCCUGGAGAGCCAGCAUACAUCGAUGAACCUGUCAACAUCUCUUCUCCUGCCACUGUACCCGAUCCUCCUGAGAACCUGAAGUGGCGUGAUAAGACCGCCAAGACCAUCUUCCUGUCCUGGGAACCUCCGAGGUACGAUGGCGGUGCUGCCAUCAAAGGCUACGUGGUCGACAAAUGUGAGCGUGGUACAGAGAAGUGGGAACCAUGUGGGGAUCCCAUUCCUGAAUUGAAGUACCAUGUGAAGGGUCUGACUGAGGGCCACUGGUAUUCCUACAGAGUCAGAGCUUUCAACAGACUGGGAGCUAGCCAACCCUGCAAGGCAACCGAUGACAUCCAGGCGGUCGAUCCUAAAGAACCUCCAGAGAUCCAGCUGGACGUGAAGCUGCUGGCUGGUCUGACAGUCCGGGCUGGAACAAAGAUCGAGCUGCCUGCAGACGUGACAGGAAAGCCUGAUCCCAGAAUUAAGUGGACCAAGGCUGAUCUAGUCCUCAGGGCUGAUGACCGCAUUACCAUUGAAACCCAACCGGGACACUCCAAGGUUUCCAUCAACAAUACCAGCAGAGGAGACACCGCCACCUACAUCAUUGAGGCGGUCAACAUGUGUGGACGUGCCACUGCCACCAUCGAUGUCAACAUCCUCGACAAACCCGGCCCCCCGGCUGCCUUUGAUAUCUCUGAGAUCACCAGUGAGUCCUGCUUGCUGGCUUGGAACCCUCCUCGGGACGACGGUGGUUCUCCCAUCACCAACUACAUCGUGGAGAGCCGUCUGUUGGACAAAGAGGAGUGGGUGAAGCUUUCGGCUACAGUCAAACAGACCACCUUCAAGGCUUGCAAGCUCUCGGCAAUGAACGAGUACGUGUUCAGGGUCAGCGCUGAGAACCAGUACGGCAUCGGUGAACCUGCAGAGCACGUGCCCAUCGUCGCCAAGUAUUCCUUCGAUCCUCCUGGUCCUCCAGUCAGAGUCACUCCCUCCGAUAUUGCCAAGGACGCUGUGUCUUUGACCUGGUUUGAGCCAGAUGAGGAUGGCGGCAGCCCCAUCACCGGAUACUGGAUUGAGAAGCUUGAUCCAGAGACUGACAAGUGGAUUAGAUGCAACAAGCUGCCCGUUACAGAGACGACGUUCAGAGUGAAAGGUCUCACUGCCAAGAAGAAGUACCGCUUCCGGGUUCUGGCUGAGAAUCUAGCUGGUCCUGGAAAACCAAGCUCAGAAACAGAUCCCAUCCUGACCAAAGAUCCCAUCGAUCCUCCAUGGGCUCCUGGUAAACCUGUCAUCAGGGACAUCGGUAAGACCUCAGCCCUGUUGGCGUGGAACAGACCAGAGCACGAUGGCGGUGCUAAGAUUCAAGGCUACAUCAUUGAGUUCCAGAAGACUGGAAGUGAGGACUGGAUCCGUAUUUCUGAGGAUGUUCCUCAGACUGAGCACCAGUUGCGAGACCUGGUGGAGAAGCAGGAGUACUCUUUCCGGGUCAGAGCCUUCAAUAAGGCUGGAGAGAGUGAACCAAGCGACCCCAGUGACCCUGUCGUCUGCAGAGAGAGGCUCUUUCCUCCAUCCGCUCCUCAGUGGCUGGAGGUGACCAACAUCACAAAGAUCAAUGCCGACGUGAAGUGGCAAGCUCCCAGCAGUGAUGGUGGCUCCCCCAUUACCAACUAUGUGGUGGAGAAGAGGGACGUCAGGCGCAAGGCCUGGCAGACCGUAGACACUACGGUCAAGGAGCUGAAGUACACUGUGUCGCCGCUCAACGAGGGCUCGCUGUACGUGUUCCGCGUUGCUGCUGAGAAUGCGGUGGGGAUGGGUGAAUUCUGCGAGAUGGAAGAUGCAGUGCUGGCCAAAGACACUUUCACAACUCCUGGACCUCCUUACGCCCUCACAGUGGUGGAUGUCGGCAGGAGGCACGUGGAGCUGAAAUGGGAACCUCCCAACAGUGACGGUGGAAGACCCAUUACCAAGUACGUGAUUGAGAAGAAAGAUAAGGUGGGAACCCGCUGGUUGAAGUGCUGUAAGACUCCAGACAGAAAACCACAGUUUAAAGUGACGGAUGUGGACGAAGGCUCAGAGGUGCAGUUCCAGGUCCGAGCUGAGAACGAGGCUGGAGUGGGAGAUCCCAGCGAACCAACGGAGGUCCUAACUAUCGAGGAUCCUACCAGUGCACCAUCUCCUCCUCAAGAUGUUGCCAUUCCGGACACCAGCAGGGAGCACAUCAACAUCACCUGGAAGCCUCCUGCUAAGGACGGCGGCUGCCCCAUUACUGGCUACCAUGUGGAGGUGGCCGAGGCUCGUCCGGAGCUGAAAUGGCUCAGAGUCAACAGCCGACCCGUCAAGGAACUCAAGUUUAGGAUCGAUGAUGGAAUUAAGCCGGAGAAGAAAUACGUCAUCAGGGUCCGGGCCAUCAAUUCAGUUGGCGUGAGCGAUCCGUCUGAGAUCUCAGACAAGGUCUUCACUAAAGAUCCCGACUGUGCUCCAACCAUGGAUUUGGAGACGAAGGAUGUGGUGAUGGUGGAGGGAGAGAAGCUCCACCUAAACAUCCCAUACAGAGCCAUCCCAAACCCAAAGAUGACCUGGCAGAAGGACACGGUGGAGUCUAAGGCAGACGACCGGCUUUCCAUGGCCGUGGAGAUGAACAGCGCUCAUCUGGAGCUGCUGAAGUGCAUGCGUGCUGACGCUGGUGCCUACACCAUCACCCUGGAGAAUAGCCUGGGAAGCGCCACCGGAACCAUCAAUGUCAAAGUUAUUGGACUUCCAGGUCAGUGUAAAAACAUCAGAUCCAGUGACACCACCAAGAGCUCCUGUACCAUAACGUGGGAAGCCCCCGAUGAUGAUGGCGGUACGCCGAUUGUCAGUUACACACUGGAGCGCCGCGAGGCCUCCAAGAAGACCUACAUGCCCGUCAUGUCAAGGGAGAACAUCCUGACCUACACGGUCAAAGACCUCUUCCUCAACUGCGAGUACUAUUUCCAGGUCAAGGCUUUGAACAAAGUCGGUGCAGGAGAAUAUUUGGAGCUGCGUAACCCCGUCAUCAUUGAGGAACUGAAGCAGAAACCAGACCCACCCAUCCAGGUUGAGGCACGAGACCCCACCUCCACCUCCAUCACCGUCACAUGGAAGCCUCCUGAUUACGAUGGCGGCUGUCCCAUCCAGGGCUAUGUGGUGGAGAAGAUGGAGAAGGAUGGUGACCGCUACGAGAGGGUCACCCCGAACCUGGUGCCGGGGUUCUCCUUUGUGGUGAUGGGCCUGAAGGAGGAGACAGAAUACCAGUUCAGGAUCAGAGCUGAGAACGCUGCAGGCCUCAGCGAGCCAUCCCGCAGCACGGAGCUCGUCAAGGCUGCAGACCCCGUUGAAAAACCAAAAGUCACUAUCAAUGCCCGAAUGAGGGCUGGUCUGUCGGUCAAGAAGGACGGUGAGAUCUACGUUGAAGCCACCGUUUCUGGCUCGCCAUACCCGAAGGUCACCUGGCUGAGGAACGACGAGGACGUGACCAAAGAGCCCACCAAGACCCUUUUCCCUGUGUUAAAAAAGAGGAGGACUAAAGUGCCUGAGCCUGAAGAGGAGUUCGUCACACCGUUACGUGAGCGUCUGGGUAUUGACCAGACCACAAAGGGCCGGUCGGCAAUCAUGGUCCGUGAUGCUGCCAGAUCUGACCACGGAAACUUCACCAUCAAAGUGGAAAACAUUCACGGAUCUGACUCAGCCUCCUGCAUCGUAAAUGUCCUUGACAAACCGGGCCCACCGAUUAACAUCACCUUCAGUGAUAUCAUGAACACAUCAGUGGUCUGUCACUGGGAGCCUCCAGAGGACAACGGUGGCAGUGAGAUCCUGAACUACAUUGUGGAGAAAAAGGACAACCAGAAAGACGAGGUCGGCUGGAUCACCGUCACCUCCACGGUGAAGGACACCAGCUGCCCCGUCACCAAACUCAUUGAGGGCAAAGAGUACAUCUUCAGAGUCACCGCCGAGAACAAGUUCGGCUGUGGCCGCCCGUGCAUCUCUGAGCCGCUGGUGGCCAGGAACGACUUUGGUCCACCUGAUGCUCCCAACACACCCAGGGUCCAUGAGGUGACAGCAAGCUCUGUCCACAUCUCCUGGUAUGAGCCGAAGGACAACGGCAGUCCCAUCCUGGGCUACUGGAUUGAGAAGAAGGAGGUGAACAGCAAAUACUGGACACGGGUGAAUCGCGCCCUCCUCAACUCACUGGAGGUGAAGAUCACCGGCCUGAUGGAGGGGCUCACUUACAUCUUCAGGGUGUGUGCUGAGAACCUUGCCGGCCCGGGACCAUUCAGCGAGCCCACCGACCGCACCACCACCAUGGACGCCAUCCUGCCUCCUGGUCCCCCCAUUCCAUGGAUUGUGGACACUGGGAAGGACUUUGUCACCGUGGCGUGGAAGCCUCCUUUGUACAACGGUGGUGGAGACAUCCUUGGAUACCACGUGGAGAAGGUUCUGUCUGGAGAGAAGGACUGGACUCGCAGCACUGAGUACAGGUGUAAAGAGCUGACGUACACCGUGACGGGCCUGAAAGAGGGAGGCUGCUACCUUGUCAGGGUCAUUGCUGUCAACGACGCCGGUCCCGGUGCUCCCGGCGUGACUGAACCCGUCACGAUCAGGGAGCCUCAACAAUCUCCCGCAGUUGAAUUUGACGUCUCGGUGAGGAAGGGUGUGUUGAUCAAAGCCGGAGAGGCUCUGAAGCUUCCCGCCUUGGUAGUCGGCCGACCCCAGCCCGUGGUUGAAUGGGCCAAAGAUGGUGCUGAGAUAGACACAGAGAGGAUGCUUGUGGAGACGGAGGGCAAAAACAGCACCCUGUUUAUCAAGGAGGUCAGGAGGACUGAUUCCGGAAUCUACCAGGUCACCGGCACCAACAACACUGGGACCAAGACCGCUGAAACCAGAGUGGACGUCAUGGAUGUUCCUGGACCUGUCAUCGACCUUAAGACAGUGAAGGUGACCAAGAAGAACAUCGUGUUGACCUGGUCUGAACCGCUGGACAACGGUGGCAGUGACAUCAUUGAUUACGUGGUGCUGAGGAAGGAUUCCAACAUGAAGCUGUUCCGCCAGCCCAUUGAGACGGCUUCCUGCAAGUGUGACGUCCACGGCCUGCUGGAAGGGGAGGAGUAUGACUUCAGGGUUGUGGCCAGGAACAAGUAUGGAGAGGGAGCAACGAGUGACCUGGGACCCAUCCUAGCUGAGGAUCCUAAAGCACCACCAUCUGCUCCUGAGAAGCUGCACUAUACUGAGAGAGGGAAGACCUCACUCACUCUGGAGUGGCGGCCACCACGCAGCAACGGUGGCAGCCCCAUCCUCGGAUACUAUGUGGAGAAGAUGAGAUCUGACAGCAACACCUUUGAACUUGCCCACCACCAGAUGUUCCCGAAGUGCUGCGGUACCAUUGAGAACCUGUCAGAGCAACAGGAGUACCAGUUCCGUGUCAAAGCGGUGAACGAAAUUGGUGAAGGGGAACCUUCAAAGGACAUCACCGUCACGAUCCAUGAAGAUGAAAUUCGUCCGACAGUCACCAUUUUGAAGUUCAUCAAGAGUAACGCCAUCAUCGUAAAGAAAGGAGCGGCCAUCGACAUUCCGGCUGAGGUGAUGGGACUCCCGCUGCCAACCAUCCAAUGGAUGAAGGACAAUGUAGUGAUUGACAAGCCGGCUGAGGAGAGGAUGACCAUGGAAACUGAGGAGCUGACACGGACUACUCUGAAGACCAAGAUCGCCAUUCCAGAAACUAUCAGGCAGGACAAGGGCAGCUACAAGCUGGUGGCUGAAAACUGCCAUGGAAAAGCUCAGCACAUCAUCCGGGUGGAGAUCUUCGACCGUCCUUUCCCCCCAAAGAACGUCAUGGUCUCAGACAUCAAGGCUGACUCGUGCUACUUGACCUGGGACGCGCCAGAGGACAACGGUGGAUGUGAAAUUACAAACUUCGUCGUGGAGUACAGAGAUGCCAGCAAGAAGAAGUCCGACUUUGAGCUUUUAACCUCCAAUCUUGUCGACAGGAGAUACGAGGUUAUUAAACUGGAUCUUAAUGGAACCUACCAGUUCAGGAUCAAGGCUGAGAACAAGUACGGCCUCAGUGACGGCUGUGACUCAGAGAAAGUCCAACUCAGGGAUCCAUUCGGGCUGCCUGGACCACCGGUCAAUCCCAAGAUCAUCUCUGCUACAGCAACCACCAUGACCAUUACCUGGGAUCCUCCUUUGGACAAUGGUGGCUCCACCAUCCAAGGCUACUGGCUGGAGAAGAGGGAACGCGGCGCCGUGUACUGGGGUCGUGUCAGUCGAGGGCCAGUCACCAAACCGGCAGUGAAGGGUCUACAGUACACCGUGCUGAAGCUGAUCAAAGGCACUGAGUACCAGUUCAGAGUGUCGGCCAUGAACGCUGCAGGAACCGGGCCUCCCAGCGAGGCCACGGAGUGCCGCUUCGCUGUGGAUCCCUCCUACCCGCCUUCCCCACCUGCAAACAUCCACGUUAAAGACAAAACCAAGGACAGCAUCACUCUCAGCUGGAGUCCACCAGACAAAGAUGGCGGCAGUCCUGUUAAGGGUUACAUCAUCGAGGUUCAUGAGGAGGGCUCUCCUGAUUGGAGGAGGGUGAACCCAGAAGGUAAGCUCCACCCCUCCACUGAAAUAACGGUGCCCGACCUGAAGGAGGGCAAGAAGUGCAAGUUCAGGAUCUACGCUGUGAACGAUGCUGGAAACUCCGAACCUGCCAAGACUCAUGACAUCCUGGUCCAGGACAUCCUGGCUGAGCCAGCAGUGAGUCUGGAUGUGAGUGUAGCUGACCUGCUGAACUGCAGAGCGGGAACAACUAUCAAGAUUCCCGCAUCCAUUACUGGAAGGCCUGUUCCCACAGUCACCUGGACCUUUGACGGCACGGCAAGGGUGGUCAAGAAGAAUGAGAUUCACACUCUUCCUUUUGACUCUGAGGUCCACUCCACCGACACAACCUCUGAGGUCGUCAUUCCAGAGUGCAAACUGCACCAUGGGGGCCGUUACAUCAUCAACGCAGAGAGUCCUGCUGGACACAAAGUCCUCAAAGUCCGAGUCAACGUGCUCGAUGUACCUGGACCUCCCAAACAGCUGAAGGUGAGCGAUAUCACCCGAGGAACCUGCAGGCUCAGCUGGAAACCUCCAGAGACUGAUGGAGGAGACCGAGUGAAAAGCUACUACAUUGAGAAGAAGACUGUACAGGGCAAAGCCUGGACUAAGGUGAGCUCCUCCUGUGCUACCCAGUCUCUGGUGAUUCCAGACCUGAUUGAAGGUCAGGAGUACUUCUUCCGCGUCCGAGCAGAGAACCGCUUUGGGUUCGGCCCGUUCGCUGACAGCUUCGAGACGGCCAGAGCCAGAGAUCCCAUCCAUCCUCCUGACCCUCCAACAAGACUGAAGAUCCAGAGUGUGAGGAAGGGCACGGUCACGUUGACCUGGAAGCCUCCGCGGAAUGAUGGCGGCUCGCCGGUCACGCACUACAGUGUGGAUAUGCUCUCCUGGUAUGCUAGCGGCAGCCAGAAGGAGUCCUGGAGAAGGUGUAACCGCAGAGAUGUGGACACCACCACCUUCAAGGUGGAAGAUCUGACGGAGGGAGACGAGUAUGAGUUCAGAGUAAUCGCGUACAAUGAGGCUGGCGCCAGCCGACCGUCCUCCACCGCUGGACCCGUUAUCAUGAAGGACCAGAUCUGUGCUCCAUCCAUCGAGCUGAAUGAGUUCAUGGAGGUUGAGCAGGGUACUGACAUCAGCAUUGUUGCCAAGAUCCGCGGGUGUCCAUUCCCCACACUCACCUGGUACAAGGCUCCGCCUCACAAGUCCUCCGACAAGGUGGAGGUUCAGUACGAUGAGCACAUCAACAAGAUUGUGUCGGAUGAAAGCUGCACGCUGCUGAUCCAGCAGGGCAAACGUCCUGACACCGGUCUGUACACUCUGGUCGCCUCCAACAGUCUUGGCAAAGCAUCCAGUGAGAUGAGGCUCAAUGUGCUUGGUCGACCCGGUCCUCCAUCUGCUCCCAUCAAGUUUGAGGAGGUUGGAGCAGAAAGCAUCACGCUGUCCUGGCUCCCACCAAAGGAUGAUGGCGGCUCCAAAGUCACAAACUAUGUCAUUUGGAAGCGCGUAUCCAACAGAAAGACUUGGGUCCCCGUCACCGAUGAGCCUAAAGAGCGGAUAUGGACAGUGGAGAAGCUGUUGGAGGGAUACGAGUAUGUCUUCCGUAUCAUGGCUCAGAACAAGUAUGGUGUUGGAGAGCCACUGGACAGUGAGCCUGAGGUGGCCAGAAAGGUGUAUGGUGUGCCCGGCCAAUGUGAGAAACCAACUGUAUCCAGCAUCACAGUGGAUUCCAUGACCGUCAACUGGGAGGAGCCAGAAGAAGACGGUGGCACACCAAUCACCGGCUACUGGCUGGAACGUAAGGAGACAACAGGCAAGCGCUGGACUCGUGUCACGCGUGACCCGAUCCGCCCAAUGGGCCUGGGUGAGUCGUAUGUGGUGAGUGGGCUCAUUGAGGGCUCACAGUACGUGUUCAGAGUGACAGCCAUCAACGCAGCAGGUCCUGGACCCGCCAGCCCCCCCACUGACCCCGCCUUCGCAAGAGAACCCAUCUCUCCGCCCUCUGCCCCAACUCCCAGAGUAUUGGAUUGGACAAGUCGACGGUUGGACCUGGAGUGGAUCCACACCUCUGAAGGUGGAGGCUCCAAGAUCCUGGAUACGGUGGAACACAAGGAAGAGGGCACCGAGGCCUGGGUCAAGGCCAAGGAGACGGAGGUCCGUGGAACCAGGCUGGUCAUCACUGGCCUGAAGACGGGAGGUCACUACAGGUUCAGGGUCACUGCCUUCAACGCCGCCGGCAAUGGCGAACCGGGAGAAGUCCCAGAGGUCCUAGAGGUCAAGGACAGAACCAUUGCUCCAGAGGUUGACCUGGACGCCACGGUGAAGGAGAGGAUGGUGAUCCACGCUGGUGGCGUGAUUCGCAUCAUCGCCUAUGUGUCGGGUCAGCCGCCUCCGGAGGUGACAUGGAGCAGAGAUGGAGGAGCACUCCCUCUGGAGGCCAAAAUAGAGACAACCGCCAUCAGCAACUCUGUGGUCAUCAAACCGUGUGCCAGGAUGCACCGCGGUGUCUACUCACUGACCGCCAAGAACGCUGCAGGGGAGAAGAAGAAGAACAUCACCGUUGAAGUUCUGGAUGUCCCCGGGCCUGUCGCAUGCCCUUCACUCACCGACACCCUGAGCAACGACUCCUGCAAACUCAAGUGGUUUCUUCCCCGACAAAGAUGUGGCUCACAAAUUACCAACUACAUCAUCGAGAAGCGCGAGGCCGAGCAGAAGGCGUGACCUCGCUCUCCAUACCGCCAGCAACAGAAUGCCAUAGCUUUUGACUUGACCCUCGGCAAGAGCUACUUCUUCAGAGUGGCUGCUGAGAACGCCAUCGGCAUGGGACCCUUUGUGGAGACCGCUGCCCCCACCCUCAUCAAGGAACCCAUCAGUGUGCCAGAACGUCCCGAGGAUCUCCAGGUUACCAGGGUCACAAAAGAUCUGAUCAGCCUCGCUUGGCAGCCACCGAAGUACGACGGCGGCUCAGACAUCACCAUGUACAUCCUGGAAGCUCGUAUGAUUGGCAAAGACAAGUUCAACCGGCUGACCAAGGAGUCGCUGAUGGACAGAAAGUUCACGUAUGAUGGUCUGAGAGAAGGUGACAGUUACCAGUUCAGGGUCAUUGCCGUCAACGAGGUUGGACCCGGCAAGCCGUCCUUCUGCACGAAAUCCAUCACCUGCAAGGAUGAGAUGGAGCCGCCAACCAUCGAGCUGGACUUCCGUGAUAAGAUCAUCAUCCGUGUGGGUGGGAGCUGCCAGCUGCAGGGCCGCUACACUGGCAAACCCUGCCCGUCCAUCGUCUGGUACCGAGACGACAAGGAGCUGAAAGCUGACCAGCACAUCAUCUUGGACAGCACCGCCAGCACCAUGUCGCUGGGCCUGUUGAAGGCCAAGCGCAUGCACAGUGGCAAAUACAUGGUGGUGGUCGAAAACAGCACCGGAUCCAGGAAGGGACUCUGCAAACUCACUGUCGUCGACCGGCCCAGUCCUCCAGUGGGACCUGUGGUGUUUGAUGAGGUCCACAGGAACCACAUGGUGAUCUCCUGGAACCCUCCUUUGGAUGACGGAGGAAUCGAUAUCGCCAACUACAUCAUAGAGAUGAGAGACGUCAACAGAGACAUGUGGACCACUGUCACGGCGGCCAGCACCAAGACCACGUGCAAAAUCCCCAAGCUAACAGAGGGCAGGACGUACAUCAUGAGGAUCUGUGCCGAGAACAUGUAUGGUAUCAGUGACCCGCUGGAGUCAGAGGAGAUGAAAGCCAAAGACUUGUUCAGAGUCCCUGAGGCUCCAGAGAUGCCAACAGUCAGGGAGGUGUAUGCUACCAAUGCCCUGGUGCUCUGGACCCGGCCACGUGACGGCGGGAAGCCCAUCACCAACUACAUCCUCGAGAAGAAGGAGACGACCGCCAAGCGGUGGUCCCGGGCCACCAGAGAGCCGCUGUACCCAGCCACUCAGUACAGAGUCCUGGACCUGCUGGAGGGCUGUGAAUACGAGUUCAGGGUGAUGGCUGAGAACGAGCUGGGAAUUGGAGAUCCCAGUCCUCCCUCCGCACCCAUCCUGGCUAAAGACCCCAUCGUGCGCCCCAGCCCUCCAGUGACACCGGAAGCCUAUGAUAAAACCAAAGACACAGUCAGUCUGAGGUGGAAGAUGCCUCGGCAUGAUGGGAGGGGUCGGAUCUUUGGCUACCUGGUGGAGUACCAGAGGCCCGGUGCUGUGGAGUGGAUCAAGGCCAAUGAGUCUCCCGAGGAGUGUCCUGACCUCCAUUAUGUGGUGACGGGCCUGAAUGAAGGACAAGAGUACGCUUUCAGAAUCUACACCGUCAACGCUGCUGGCAAAUCUGACCCCGCCUACGUCAAACAGCACAUCACAGUCCACGACAGACUGGAGGAGCCAGAGCUGCUGCUUGACGCCAACAUGGCACGUGAUCACCUCACCAUGCUGGGCACUGACAUCACCCUGAGCGCCACCAUCAAAGGAAUACCAACACCCACUGUCAGCUGGAAGAAGAAUGACGGAGACAUGCCGUCUCACAUCACCGUCGCCGUCACUGCCACUGGCAGUAAAGUCCUCAUCCCCAAAUGUGUCCGUGCUGACUCCGGCAACUACACCAUUACGGUGGAAAACCCAGUCGGGAAGAAAUCAGCCACAGUAUCCGUGCUCGUGCUGAACAAGCCUUCUCCUCCAAGAGACCUGGUCAUCUCUGAGGUAACCUGCGAGUCUGCCUACCUCACGUGGAAGCCACCUGAGGACAAUGGUGGUGCAGUUAUCUCCCACUAUGUGGUGCAGAAGAAGGAUGUGGCUUCAGACCAGUGGGUGCCUGUAUCUGCAGCCAAUAAGAAGCUGAGUCUGCAUGCCAUGUACCUUAUUGAAGGCAUCCAGUACAUGUUCAGGGUGGCCGCUGAAAACCAGUUUGGCAGGAGCGACUAUGUCAUGACCAAGACACCCAUCAAAGCUGUAGAUCCUCUCUAUCCUCCUGGUCCCCCGAAGAAUGUGCACCACACUGAUGCAGAAAAGACAGAGGUGUGGCUGGAAUGGGAGUGGCCUGACCGCAAUGGUGGAAGCGACAUUACUGGAUUCAUCGUUGAACACCAGGAAGAAGGUCAGACAGACUGGGUCCCUUUCAAGACCGUCAGCAACAACCAUACCCAUGUCACGGGUUUGGUGGAAGGAAAGACCUACCGUUUCAGGGUCAAGGCUCAGAACAACAUUGGCGUGAGCCCUCCUGACACGAGCAUCCCUGUUACCUGUCAGGAGAAGUCAUUGCCACCAUCUAUUGACGUUGAUGUGAAACUAAUUGAGGGUCUCACUGUCAAGGCUGGUAGCACUAUUGUCCUCCCUGCUAAGAUGGUGGGUAUUCCCAUUCCUACUGCCAAGUGGAUAACUGAUGGAAAGGAGCUUAUCUCUGAGGGCCGGUAUCACAUCGAGACAUCUGGAGCCUCCACCACCCUCAGCAUACCUGAAUGUCUUAGAAGUGACAGUGGGGAAUACACCCUCACAGUGUCUAACCCUGCAGGUAGCAAGACUGUUGCCUUGCAUGUUACUGUGUUGGAUCUCCCAGGUAUACCCAUCGGACCCAUUAAUAUCUUGGAGGUCACUCCUACCUUCAUGAUGAUCCAAUGGAGGGCACCAAAGGAUGAUGGUGGAACACCCAUCACCAACUAUGUUGUGGAGAAGAAAGAUGUGAAGAAACCUUGGGAACCCUGGUCUGUUGUCAGUUCCAGUGACACUUACACAAAGGCAAAGGUGUCCAGAUUAGAGAAGGGUCGAGAGUAUAUUGUCAGAGUCUGUGCAGAGAAUAAAAUUGGCAUUGGAAAUGCACUUGAGAGUCCUCCCACCAUUGCCAAGCACAUGUUCAACCCUCCUGGACCUCCAGGUUCACCAGAGUGCUCUGAUAUUACAGAGAAUGCAUUAACAAUAGAUUGGACUAUGCCUGAGACUGAUGGAGGCAGCCCCAUCAGCGGUUAUGUGGUUGAACGCAGAGAGAUGACUGGUAAAUGGAUUCGUGUUAACAAAACACCUGUGCUAGAUCUCAGAUACAGAGUCUCUGGCCUAUUUGAAGGUAACACCUAUGAGUUCAGAGUUGCAGAGAACAUUGCUGGUAUCAGUCUGCCUUCUUAUCCAUCCAAAGCAGUUAAGGCCAUUCGUGCCAUUUCUAAACCUGGACCCCCUGGUAAUCUUAAACUUAAAGACUGGAGCAGGGCUUAUGCUGACCUUUGCUGGACCAAGCCUACAAGAGAUGGUGGUAGUCCCAUCCUUGGGUAUGUGGUUGAAGUGCAGAAGUCGGGUAGUGCCCAGUGGGAAAGAAUCAACAAGGACCUCAUUAAGAUAUGUGCCUUUAGAGUUCCAGGUCUGUAUGAAGGAAUGGAGUAUAGAUUCCGUGUCAGAGCCACCAACAAGGUUGGAGACAGUGAACCCCGGGAGCUGGCAGAAACAGUCUUGGCCAAGGAUAUCCUGGUGCCCCCUGAAGUUGUUGUCGAUGUGUCUUGCAGAGACUCUGUGACAGUUAGGGCUGGCCAAAUCAUCAGUUUGAUCACGAGGGUGAAGGGCAGACCAGACCCAGAGAUCACAUGGACCAAAGAUGCCAGAGCUUUGACCCGGGAUAAGCGCACUCAGCUCAACAAUAAUUACCCUCUGUGUGAGCUGGUAAUCAAUGAUGCAAUUAGGUCAGACUAUGGCAAAUAUGCCAUUGUUGCCAAGAACAGUAGUGGGCAAGCACAGGCCACCAUUUUUGUCAAUGUCCUUGAUACUCCCGGAGUUUGUCAGAACCUGAAGGUGGCCUAUGUGACCAAGAACUCCUGCAUGGUAUCCUGGGAAAACCCAGAGGACAAUGGAGGCACUGAGAUCACUCAGUACAUCAUUGAGUGCCGUCAACCCAGCCAGAGAGGAUGGACUUUAGUAUCUAAUGACUGCACCAAGCGGUUGUUCAAGGCCCCUCUUUCUGAGGGAUGUGAGUACUUCUUCCGUGUAAGUGCAGAGAAUAAGAUUGGAGCUGGUCCACCCACUGAGACAAAGACAGCUGUACUGGCAGUUGACCCCAUUGAGAAGCCUGGUGAACCCAUUGACUUCCACAUCGCUGAGAUUGGCAAGAUGUUCUGCUUCCUCAAGUGGAAGAAACCCGAUUACGAUGGAGGCAGCCGUAACCUGGGCUACCAUGUUGAGAAAAAGCCAAAGGAGGCUGAAGAGUGGGAGAGGCUACACAAGGGUGCUAUAAAAGAGACAUAUUUCAUGGCUGAUAGAUGCAUAGAAAACCAAGUUUAUCAGUUUCGUGUUCAGACUAAGAAUGAAGGAGGUGAGAGCAACUGGGUGACCACAGCUGAAGUCCUGGUUAAAGAGCAGCUGGUGGAGCCAGAGAUUAAGAUGAAACUUGUGGGAACUCUUGUGGUCAAAGCUGGCGACUCUAUUCCUAUUGAGGCAGUAGUUAAGGGCAAACCUCAGCCUGAUAUCAAGUGGACCAAGGACGACAGCACAAGAGAUAUAAGAAGAGGCCCCAGACUUCAGAUUGACUCUGGUGUUGACUUUGCAAAGCUGCUAUAUACAGGUGCCAGGCGCACUGACAGCGGCAAGUAUGUUGCGACUGCCACCAACACUGCUGGAACCUGCUCUGCUUCUGCUCAAGUCAACGUGCUAGACAGACCUGGCCCUGUAAGGGACCUCAAGGUGUCUGGCGUAACCACUGACAGGUGCCACCUGGCCUGGGAAGUCCCAGAGGACGAUGGUGGAUGUGAUAUCUACAACUACAUCAUUGAAAAAUGUGACACCAAGAGAGGAGUCUGGUCUGUCCACUCCAAUGCUGUCAUCACCAACAAAGCUAAUGUCACCCGUCUUAUUGAGGGCAAUGAGUACAUCUUCAGAGUGCGUGCAGAGAAUAAGAUGGGUCCUGGCCCUGCAGUACAAAGUCAAGCUAUUGCUGCUGGUACACAGUUCAAUGUGCCUGGAGCUCCUGAAGCUCCAGAGGUCACUAAAAUUGCCAAGGAAGAAAUGACAGUCCAGUGGUCAGAACCUGAGAAAGAUGGUGGAAUGCCUAUCACAGGUUAUCUGUUGGAGAAAAAGGAGGAGCAUGCGGUCAGGUGGUCUCCUGUCAACAAGGAUCCAACCCCUAGAACAAGUCUGAAUGUUACAGGACUCCACCCCCUCCAUGACUACCAGUAUAGAGUCAAAGCUGUCAAUGAAAUUGGCAUUGGCAAUGCAAGCAAGCCUUCUCGUGCCAUCACGGCCAAGGAUGCUGUUGAACCUCCUGCACCUCCAACCAACCUGAAGGUCCUGGACAGCACCAUUUCCUCUGUUACCCUGGGCUGGACCAAACCUACGUAUGACGGAGGAGCUCCCAUCAUUGGUUAUGUUGUGGAGAUGAGGGUCCAGGGAAGUGCCAAGAAAGGAGAUGACGGUUGGAGGAGAUGCAACGUAGCAGCUCAGCUGGCUGUUUGCGAAUUUACAGUCACAAGUCUGGAUGAGAAGCUGCUGUACGAAUUCAGAGUGUCUGCUCAAAAUCAGGUGGGCAUGAGCCUGCCUUGUAACCUGGAAGGAGCUGUGAUCCCCAGAGAGAUUCUAGAGGCCCCAGAGGUCAGCUUGGAUGCCAACCUAAAGAAAGGGUUGACGGUACGAGCCGGCUGUCCCAUCAGACUCUGUGCCACCAUCAGAGGUAGACCUUCCCCCACAAUCACCUGGAGGAGGAUGGGCAUCGACAAUGUGGUCAGGAGGGGACAUGUUGAUGUCAUCGACACCAUGACCUUCCUGGUCAUCCACAACAGUACCCGUGAUGACUCUGGCAAAUAUUCCUUGACUCUGAAGAGUGUUGCUGGAGAGAAGGCUGUGUUUGUCAAUGUCAAGGUUCUGGACACUCCUGGACCGGUGAUGAACCUGGAAGUCAGUGACAUCACACAAACAUCAGCCAUGCUGUCUUGGAGCCCUCCAGAAAAUGAUGGCGGCAGCGAAGUCACUCACUACGUUGUUGAAAAGCGUGAGAUUGACCACAAAACAUGGGCAACCGUUAAGGCCGAAGUGGGCACAGAUAAGAUUCCAUUCAAGGUCAGCGGCUUAAUACCAGGCACCGAGUACUACUUCAGAGUGAUGGCAGUCAAUGAAUAUGGCCCUGGAGUUCCCAGGGUGUCACCCACGUCAUACCUGGCCUCUGAUCCUGUCAGCAAACCUGAUCCCUGUGAGAAGAUCGAGGUUUUGGAGAUCACUAAGAACAGUGUCAUGCUGGGAUGGGUGAAGCCUGCGAGGGAUGGAGGUGCCAAGAUCGAAGGUUACGUGAUUGAGUACAUUGAGGUCAAACCUCCUCCAAAGCCAGCAGCACCUGUAGAGGUUCCAGAAGGAGAGGAAGCUCCUCCUCCACCACCUCAAAAGCCUGUAAAGGCUGAGGAAGAGGAGGAGGUGGCACGGCCUGUGAAGGAGGAGUGGAACGCCUACACCACAGUGAAGGGUCUGACCAUCAACAUGAGCGGCCUGAAGGAGGGCAAGAGGUACAAGUUCAGAGUGGCUGCCAAGAAUGUGAUGGGUCUGAGCCUGUUCACCGAGACCAGAGAGCCCGUCGAGGUCAAGGAACAGAUGUUUGAGCCAAAGAUUCUCAUGCCGGAGAUGGUAAGUGCCAGAGCUGGAGCUAAGCUCAGGGUGGAGGCCAUCGUAUCAGGAAAACCAGCCCCAACCUGCAAGUGGUUACGCGGUAAGGACCAAGUGGGUCCCAUCCAGCCGGCUGGCGUGCACCAGUCUGGAUGCAUGUGCGUGCUGAUCAUCAAGGAUGUGUCACGAUUGGACACCGACGAGUACAGUCUGGUGGCUGAGAACAGCUCUGCCAAGGUGGUUCAUCCGCUGAGGUUGUCAUCAGAGGACAUCCCUGGACCUCCGGAGGGCCCCGUGGAGAUCAGCGACAUCGACUCGGAUGCCUGCUCUCUGUCCUGGAACAAGCCGCUGGAGGACGGUGGCAGCAACAUCACCAACUACGUAGUGGAGAAAUGCGACGUGAGCAGAGGGGACUGGGUGACGGCCCUGUCCUCCUGUGUGAAGACCAACUGCAGGCUAGGAAAGCUCGUCCCUGGGAAGGAGUAUGUGUUCCGCAUACGUGCUGAGAACCGCUAUGGCGUGUCAGACGCCAUCCAGUCCAACAGGAUGGUUGCCAAGUUCCCCUUCGAUGUUCCCAGUGAGCCUCUGAACUGCCGCAUCAAUAAGACAAAUAAGGACUGUAUGUUUGUGGCGUGGGACAAGCCGGAGAGUGAUGGCGGCAGCCCUAUCACAGGCUACUACAUUGAGCGCAAGGAGAGAAACAGCCUCCUGUGGGUCAAGGCCAAUGACACCGUAGUCCGCUCCACCGAGUACCCGUGUGCUGGCCUCAUAGAGGGCCUGGAGUACACCUUCAGAGUGUCCGCCAUCAACCGCGCUGGCCAGGGAAAGCCCAGUAAGAAGACUGACUUUAUCACUGCAAGAACACCCAUUGACACUCCAGGAAAACCAGAAGUACUGGAUGUGACCAAGAACUCUGUCACGCUGGUGUGGACACGGCCCAAGAACGAUGGCGGCAGCAAGAUUAUUGGCUACUAUGUUGAGGUCAUGAGGGUCCCAGGUGACACCUGGGUGCGCUGCAACACCAGCAGCCAGAGCGUCCCAAAAGAAGAGUAUACCGUGACUGGACUGGAGAGAGACCUGCAGUACCAGUUUAGAGUCAUUGCCAAAACUGCCGUCAACAUAAGCAAACCCUCUGAGCCCACAGACGCCAUCCUCGUCUGUGCUGAGAAUGUGCCUCCAAGGGUGGAACUCAACGCCAGGAUGCAGAAGGGUCUGAAGGUGAAGGCGGGUACCUCAGUCCUCCUGGAGGCCGAGGUGUUUGGAAAACCCAUGCCCAGAGUGACCUGGAAGAGGGGCGAUGACAGCCUGAAGUCGGCUCAAGGUCAGGUGAUCACUCAGCAAAGGCAUCACUUCCAGCUGGAGAUGACGGACGUCACCAAGGCACAGACGGGAACCUACACGGUCCUGGCUGAGAACGCCAGCGGCUCCAAGACUGGCGAGAUCCUGCUCCAAGUCCUCGAUGUGCCGGGUCCUCCUGCCAGUGCCAAAUACAUGGAGGUAUUUGCCGCAAGUGUCAAGCUCUCCUGGGAGCCGCCGCUGUUGGAUGGAGGCGCUCCUAUCAAAAGCUAUAUCGUGGACAAGCGUGAGACCAGCAGAGCCAACUGGGCUCAGGUGUGCUCCAAGAUCAAGGGUGACAUCCGUGAGUUCAACAUAGACAGGUUGAUGGAGGGUCACGAGUACCAGUUCAGAAUCCGCGCGGAGAACAUGUGGGGAGUUGGAGAUCCCUUUGUCACCAAUCCCAUCAUCACCAAGAACCCAUUCACUGUUCCAGGCCCCUGUGAGGCACCGGUCAUCACGAACGUGACCAAAGAUCGUAUGACCGUCAGCUGGAAGGAGCCCGUGGAUGAUGGGAAGUCCACCAUCCUGGGCUACCUGCUAGAGAAGAAAGAGACCAAGGGUGUGAGCUGGACCAAAGUGAACAGGAAGCCUAUGAUUGAGAGGACACAUGACGUCACCGGGCUCACAGAGGGCAUCGAGUACGAGUUCAGAGUCAUCGCUGUCAACCUGGCAGGACCUGGCAAAGCGAGCGAGCCGUCCAGUGGUGUCAUCGUGAAAAAUCCCAUCACACCUCCUGGACCUGUGUUGAACCCCAGUGUGACGGACACGACUUACGGCACCAUCAGCCUGGCCUGGAACCCGCCUGCCUACAACGGCGGUAGCCCCAUCCUGGGAUACCUGGUUGAAUGCAAGCGGACUGACACCACAGACUGGAUACGCUGCAAUGUCCCCAGAAACCUGCAGGAGACACACUACACCAUCCAGAACCUCAUCGACAAGGCCGAGUACCAGUGCCGCAUCACCGCUGUCAACAACGCUGGCUUCAGCGAGCCAGUUGAAGUUCCUGGCAAACACUUCGCCAGGGACAUUACCAUUCCUCCAGAGGCCGAGCUGAGUGCUGAGCUGAAGGAGGGGCUGGAGCUGCGGGCUGGCGCCGUCAUGAGACUGCACGCCAUCAUCAAGGGCCGCCCCACUCCCAAGGUCACCUGGGCCAAGAUGAACACCAACAUCAAGGACCGCCAGGGCAUCAUCAUCAAGUCCUCCAACACUGACACCUUGGUGAAGGUGGAGAACGUCAACAGAUACGAUGCCGGCAAAUAUGUCUUGAACCUGGAGAGCACGGCCGGAAUGAAGAUGUACACCAUCAGCGUCAGAGUUCUUGACACUCCUGGACCACCAGUCAACCUGAUGAUGAAAGAGGCAAACAAGGACAGUGCUUCCAUCUACUGGGAUGCCCCGCUGCUCGACGGUGGUCAUGAAGUCACCCACUACAUUGUGGAGAAGCGUGACACUGAGCGGAAAGCCUGGUCCCUAGUCUCCAACGACUGUGCCAAAACCUCAUGUGAGGUGCCAGACCUGACCCCUGGACGAUACUACUGCUUCAGAGUAUCUGCUGUCAACAAACUCGGUGCCGGAGAGCACUGUGAGUCCGCCGACUCCAUCAGAGCAUCAGAGGAACCUGGACCUGUGGUUGACUUGAAGACCCUGCUCGUCACCAAGGACUCCUGCACGCUGAGCUGGAAGAAGCCGCUCUGUGAUGGUGGCAGUCGUAUCACUUGCUACGUAGUGGAGGUUCUCAAUGGUGAGGACAAGUACAAAGAGCUGAUGAGGUCCAAGAACAUGCAGUACAGCACCAAAGACCUGGUGGAGGACAGAAAGUAUACCUACAGAGUGAAGGCUGUGAAUGACACAGGAGAAGGUCCCGCCAAGGAGCUGACUGUGGUCGCCAAGGACCAGAUGAUUCCUCCAAGCUGUGAUUUAAGGGACCUGCCCAACAUGUGCUACAUUGCUAAGGAGGGUGCGACAGUACGCCUAAAGAUCCCCAUCAGCGGGAAACCCACACCAAAAGUCUCCUGGAAGAAGGGAGACGAUCAAGACCUGACAGACACUGGCCGAGUCUGUGCUGAAUCUUCUGCGGUCAACACUACUCUCCUGAUCAGGGACUGCCAAAGAAGUGAUGCUUCGAAGUACACCAUCACCCUGAGGAACAGUGCUGGAAGCAAAGAGUCCACCAUCUUCAUCAGGGUGGUGGGCAAGCCUGGCAUCCCUGUUGGACCCAUUAAAUUCAAAGACAUCACAGCUGAUGGUGCCACCCUGAAAUGGGGUGCUCCAAAGGAUGACGGUGGCUCAGAGAUCACAAACUACAUCUUGGAAAAGAGGGACUCUGUAACCAACAUGUGGGUAACAGUGUCAUCCACUGUAGACACCAACAGCCUGAGAGUAACUGGUCUCCACGAGGGCACAGAGUACAUCUUCAGAGUCUGUGCUGAGAACAAGUAUGGCAUUGGAGAAGGGCUCAAGUCGGAUCCAACUGUUGCAAAACAUCCUUUCAAUGUUCCUGAUGCUCCUGCUCCACCUCAGGUUACGAGCAUGCAACAUAACUCUGCCUACCUGGUCUGGUUUGAUCCCAGGAAAACCGGAGGGUCUCCCAUCACAGGCUACUAUAUUGAGUUCAAAGAAAGGGGCAGCAUGUUGUGGAAGAGAUCAAGCCCAACACCUUUGAAGAUGAAGGAGCACAAGGUAGCCGGGUUGAGUGAAGGACUGGAGUAUGAGUUCAGAGUCAUGGCAAUAAAUCUGGCUGGCAUUGGCAGACCAAGUGCUCCCACAGAUCCGCAGGUUGCUCUGGAUCCCAUUGAUGCCCCUGGCAAACCUGAUGUGAUCAGCAUCACCAGGAGCACUGUGACCCUCCAAUGGACUGAGCCACAGUUUGAUGGUGGUCACAGGCUCACUGGCUACAUCGUUGAGAGGCGUGACUUGCCUUCCAAGGUCUGGGUCAAGGCUAACCAUGUAAAUGUUGUGGAGCCGGCUUUCACUGUGAAGGAUCUGCAGGAAGGCUGUAAAUAUGAAUUUAGAGUCAGGGCGAAGAAUGCUGCUGGUGCCCUCAGCCCACCUUCUGAGCAAACUAAUACUCUUCUCUGCAGAGAUGAAUAUGCGGCGCCGACCAUUAUUAUCGAUACUCAGGUGAUGGAGGGUCUGACUGUUCGAGCCGGUGACACUAUCGUCAUCACUGCCACAAGCAUCCAAGGCAAGCCCACACCAACCUCAUGCUGGUCCAAGGGAGGGAAAUACUUCAAGCCCUCUGAAGUGGUACAUAUUGAGGCCUCUGCAACCUCCUCAACUCUAUCCAUCAAGUACGCCAGCAGGAAGGACUCCGGGGAGUACACCAUCACCGCCACCAACUCCUUUGGUGUAAAAGAGGAAACUGUCAAGGUUACAGUUCUGGAUGUUCCUGGCACACCUGGCCCCAUUGAAUCCAGUGGUAUCUCCUCUGAGAAAGUCACCCUGACCUGGACAGCUCCAACUGAAGAUGGAGGUUCUCCUGUCAAGUAUUACAACCUGGAGAAGAGAGAGACCAGCCGCCUUCUGUGGACUGCGCUGGAGGAGAAGAUUAUUGACUGUCACUACGUGGCCUACAAGCUCAUCCAGGGCAACGAGUACUUCUUCAGAGUCUCUGCCGUCAAUCAGUAUGGUGCCAGUGAACCAUCUCACUCUGAGCCCGUCAUGGUGGUGGAUAGGUUUGAUCCUCCUGGCCCACCUUCUAAACCAGAAAUUGAGAAAGUUGAUGCACAUUCAGUCACUUUGACCUGGAGGAGACCAGCUGAAGAUGGUGGAAGUGACAUCAUGGGUUACUGCAUUGAGAAGAAGGAGAAAAAGGGCAUGAGAUGGGUCAGAGCCUCCAAGAAAUCCAUUGCUGAGCUUAGGUAUGAAGUCACAGGUCUGACAGAGGGUGUGGAAUAUGAGUUCCGUGUUCUUGCGGAGAACAGAGCUGGUUUUGGAGAGCCAAGUGAACCAUCUAUGCCUGUCAGAACAAUUGUUGUGGCCUAUGUUCCUGGACCUCCAUUCAAUCCACGAGUCACUGAUACAACCAGAAGCACUGCCACUCUGAACUGGGGAAAACCUCUCGACAACGGUGGGCUUGAAGUCACCGGAUACAUUAUUGAACACAAGAAGGAAGGAACAGAAAACUGGGUUAAAGACACUCCUUCUGCACUGCUGAGGAUCACAGAGUUUGUUGUUCCUGAGUUGGAAACUGGAGCAAAAUACCACUUCAGAAUCAGUGCUGUGAAUGCUAAGGGAGCGGGGGAACCCGCUGAAACCCAGGAACUCGUUGAGAUUGUAGAGCACGCAGCUGCACCUGAUUUUGAGUUAGACCUUGAAUUGAGGCGAACCCUAGUGGUCAGAGCUGGUUGCUCAGUUCGCCUCUUUGUACCAAUCAGGGGACGUCCUACUCCGGCAGUUACCUGGACUAAGGAAGGUGGUCCUGUCGCACGUGCCGUCAUUGACAACACUGAGUCAUAUACCAUGCUGCUCAUCCCUGAAAGUAUGAGAACUGAUGCAGGCAAAUAUGAGCUUACCCUUGAAAACUCAGCUGGAAAGAAGAGUGCCUCCAUCAGUGUGAGAGUUUUGGAUUCACCAGGUCCUCCACUCAACUUGAAACCAGUGAAGAUUGACAAGGAAAGCAUUACUCUUCAAUGGGAGGUGCCUCUCAUUGAUGGUGGUGCUAAAGUCACAAAUUACAUCAUUGAAAAGAGAGAAUCAACACGCAAGGCCUUUGCCACUGCUAUUACCCACUGCCCAACCACUUCAGUCAAGAUACCUGACCUGGGUGAAGGCUGUGAAUACUACUUUAGGGUAUCAGCUGAGAAUGAGUAUGGCAUCGGUGAGCCAGUUGAAACCGCUGAGCCAAUCCGUGCAUCUCAGGCACCAACUCCACCAGAGAGUUUAAUUCCUACUGAUAUCACUAAAAACUCUGUGAGUCUGGCAUGGACUAAACCAAAGCAUGAUGGUGGAAGCAGAAUCACAGGUUAUGUCCUUGAAGCCCAAAAGAAGGGAACUGAUCAGUGGACCCAUGUAACAACAAUCAAGAACAUGGACUUCACAGUGAAGAGCCUCAGUGAGCAUGAGGAAUACACUUUCCGAGUGAUGGCUGUGAACCUGUCAGGUAGAAGUGCUCCACGUGACAGCAAGCCUAUUAUUAUCAAGGAUUCUUCUUCCCUCCCAGAGUUUGACCUGCGUGGUGUAUGUAAGAAGACUAUUAUUGCCAAGGCAGGAGAUAACAUUAAAGUUGAAAUUCCAGUUAUGGGACGUCCUCGACCAACUAUCUCUUGGCAGAAGGAUGGCGGGGCCUUGAAGCUCACACACAGAACAAAUGUGGAGACCACACCAUCUACUGUUAUCCUUACCAUUAAUGAAUGCAGCAGGGCGGACAGUGGUGUAUACACCAUGACAGGAAUAAACAUUGUGGGUUCUGUGUCAGACAACAUCUUUGUAAGAGUUCAUGAUGUUCCUGGGCCACCCAAGGGACCCGUUAAAAUUGUAGAGAUAACUCGUACCUAUUGUGUAUUUGAAUGGGAAGCUCCUGAAAACAAUGGAGGUGUUCCCAUCAACAAUUAUGUGGUUGAGAUCAGGGAUACAAGUACGCAGACAUGGACAGAGCUGUCAUCUUCUGUCAUCCGCACCAUGUUCAAAGCCAUUCGUUUAAGCACUGGAUCAGAGUAUCAGUUCAGAGUAAAGGCCAAGAACAGAUAUGGUGCUGGACCACCCAUCCUUUCAGAGACAGUGGUGGCUGCCUAUCCAUUCAAAGUUCCUGGACCUCCUGGUACUCCUAGUGUUGUUGCAUUCACCAAGGACUCAAUAACAGUUGGUUGGAAUGAACCUGUAUCUGAUGGUGGAAAUGAAAUAAUUGGAUAUCAUGUUGAAAGAAAAGAGAGAACCAGCAUCAUGUGGCAAAAGAUCAGCAAGGGUCUCGUAAAAGGAAACAUCUUCAAAUCCACUGGGCUCGAAGAUGGAGCAGCAUAUGAGUUCCGUGUCAUGGCUGAAAACCUGGCUGGAAUUGGUAAGGCCAGCAAGGCUUCAGAGCCAAUCCUGGCCUUGGACCCUGUAGAUCCACCAGGUCAGCCCAUGCCAAUUCAUGUCAGCAAAAAUGCCAUAACUAUUCAAUGGACAAAGCCUGAGUAUGAUGGUGGCUUCAAAAUCACUGGAUACACAGUGGAAAAGAGAGAACUGCCAGCUGGUCGCUGGAUCAGAGCUAAUUUCACCAACAUUAUUGACACAACAUUCACUGUCAGUGGACUGACGCAAGAUGUUUCCUAUGAAUUCCGUGUCACUGCCAGAAACUCAGCCGGAGCAGUUAGUGUCCCAUCUGAGCCCUCGGACGCAAUUAUGUGCAAAGAUGAUAUAAUUGAGCCACGCAUUAUGGUGGAUGCCAUCUUUAAGGAUGUUAUUCUACUGAAGGCAGGAGAAUCCUUCAAGCUUGAUGCUGACAUUGCUGGUCAACCUACCCCAUCCAUGGUUUGGACUAAGAAUGGAAAAGAGGUUGAAAACACAAUGAAAUUGGAGGUUAGGUUCAAUGAAUUGGAAACCACACUAACAAACAAGGAUUCUGUACGUUCAGAUGGAGGUGAAUUUGUUUUGACAGCCACUAAUGUUGGUGGAUUUGCUAAACACAUCUUUAAUGUUAAAGUGCUUGACAAACCUGGACCACCUGGUGGGCCUCUUAAAGUGUCUGACAUGACAGCUGACAACUGUGUACUGACCUGGACUCCACCUGCAGAUGAUGGUGGUGCUACGCUUGAAGGAUAUGUGAUUGAGAAGCGUGAGUCAAGCAGACUAGUUUGGACCAAUGUGGUUACAGACCUACAGGCUACACAAUACAAGGUGACAAAGCUUCUCAAAGGGAAUGAGUACAUCUUCAGAGUUAUGGCACUAAACAAAUACGGACUUGGUGAGCCUCUUGAUUCAGAACCCAUGAUUGCGGAAAAUCCAUAUGUUGUUCCGGAUCCUCCUGAAAAUCCAGAAGUCACAGCUAUUACUAAAGAUUCAAUGGUUGUUAUGUGGAAACCACCUAAGAGUGAUGGUGGCAGCCCCAUUACCAACUACAAUAUUGAAAGAAAAGACAGGGUGGGCCUUCAGUGGAUCAAAUGUAACAUAAGAAAGGUCAAAGAUUUACAAUUCAAGUCAACAGGACUUGUUGUUGGACAUGAGUAUGAAUUCAGGAUAAUUGCAGAGAAUGCCGCUGGACUGAGUGCACCAAGCUUGUGCAGUCCAUUCUACAAAGCCACCGAUGGACUCUAUAAGCCAGGGCCGCCAAGCAACCCCAGGAUACUGGACACAACCAAAUCCUCAAUCACUGUUGCUUGGAACAAACCUGUGUAUGACGGUGGCUCCGAGAUCACUGGCUACAUUGUGGAAACCUGCAUUCCCUCAGAGAAGGAAGAAGAUGAGGAGUGGACUAUAGUAACACGCAAAGAAGGGCUCGUUUCCACCUCUUUCACCAUCAUCAACCUGAAGGAAAAUCAGGAGUACAAGAUUAGGAUCUCAGCUGUUAACAGUGAAGGUGUUGGAGAGGCAGCAUCUGUACCUGGCAAUCCUAAAGCAGAGGACAGACUCCUCCCACCUGAGGUUGACUUGGAUGCUGAACUCCGUAAAGUUGUAAGCCUUAGAGCUUGCUGCACGCUGAGACUGUUUGUGCCUAUCAGAGGCAGACCAGCUCCUCUGGCUAAAUGGACAAAGGAGGAUGGUGAGCCAGUUGAGAGAGCAACUAUUGAAAACACAACAUCAUACACAUUACUUGUAAUUGGAAACAUCAACAGAUUCGACAGCGGAAAGUACAGCCUUACGGUGGAAAACAGCUCUGGCUCCAAGACGGUCACAGUCCAAGUCAGGGUGCUUGAUACACCAAGUGCCCCACAGAAUCUGAAGAUUACUGCUGUAACAAAGGAAUCUGUCACCCUGACUUGGGAUCCGCCAGUAAAUACUGGUGGAGUUCAAAUUAAGAACUACAUUGUUGAAAAGCGUGAAUCCACAAGGAAAGCAUAUGCUACAGUUAAUGCUAACUGCCAUGACCGUACUUUCACCAUUGUGCAGCUUCAGGAAGGUUGCAACUAUUACUUCAGAGUUUUGGCUGAAAAUCAAUAUGGUAUUGGCCUGCCUAUCGAGAUGAGUGAAUCAGUUAAAGUGUCUGAGAAACCGCAGCCACCUGGAAAAAUCACUCUUAAGGAUGUUACUAAGAAUAGUGUCACUCUGUCCUGGGAGAAGCCAGAGCAUGAUGGUGGCAGUAGAGUGGGCUGCUAUAUCGUUGAGAUCCAACCUAAGGGUGUUGAUAAGUGGACCCAAGCUGUGAUUGUGAAAGAAACAGAAGCUACUAUUAGUGGUUUGAUUGCAGGUGAAGAAUAUAUGUUCCGUGUAGCAGCGAGAAAUGAGAAAGGAACAAGUGACCCACGUCAGAUUGGUGUGCCUGUAAUUGUAAAAGAUCUUGUCAUUGCACCAGUUGCCAAACUAUUGUUCAACACAUUCAGUGUGCUGGCAGGAGAAGACCUGACAGUGGAAGUUCCUUAUGUUGCAUGCCCGAAAGCUGCCAUCUCCUGGGUAAAGGACGGUCAGCCUCUGACAAGAACUACCAGAGUAAACUUUGAUGCAACAGACACAGUGUUGAACCUCAACAUCAAAGAGGCUUCCAAAGAUGAUGUUGGACGCUAUAUCAUUACUCUCCGUAACACAGCAGGAGAAACAACUGCAAACAUUGGAAUUGUUGUUCUCGACAAACCUGGGCAGCCACGCGGUCCAGUUAAGGUGGAGGAGGUCACUUCUGACAGUGUAACAAUCUCUUGGAAUCCACCUGAUUAUGAUGGUGGUUGCACCAUCAAAAACUAUAUUGUUGAGAAGAGAGAUACAUCCACAACAAACUGGAUGGUUGUAUCUCAUAACCUGGCAAGGACAAAAAUCAAGGCAGGCAGGUUGAAAACUGGCUCUGAAUAUCAGUUCAGGAUCAUGGCAGAAAACCGAUAUGGAAAAGGCCCAUUCCUUCUGUCAGAGUGUAUUGUGGCUCAGUACCCAUACAAGCUCCCAGGACCUCCAGGAACGCCAUCAGUUGCAGUCUGCAGUAUGGACAGCAUGGUGGUGGUGUGGAAUGAACCUGUGUAUGAUGGUGGAAGUGCCAUCUUGGGCUACCAUCUUGAACGUAAAGAGAGAAAAAGCAUCCUCUGGGUCAAACUGAACAAGUCACUUAUUACUGAUCAAACUUUCAAGACAACUGGCCUGGAACCAGGAAUGGAAUAUGAAUACAGAGUUUCUGCUGAAAACAUUGUUGGAAUAGGCAAAGUGAGCAAAGUGUCUGAGGGCUGUGUUGCGAGAGAUCCUUGUGAUCCUCCUGGCACUCCUGAGGCAACAAGGAUUACCAAAGAUUCUGUGACUAUUGUUUGGACCAAGCCUGAGUACGAUGGUGGUUCAAAGGUCACAGGCUACAUUGUGGAGAAGAAAGAGUUGCCCGAUGGUCGCUGGUCGAAGGCUAAUUUCACUAAUGUUAUUGAGACAGAAUAUGUUGCAACAGGACUUGUGCAGGACCAGCAAUAUGAAUUCCGUGUAAUUGCAAGAAAUGCUGCUGGUGUGUUCAGUAUGCCUUCAUACAGCACUGGUCCUAUUACUGCUAGAGAUGAGACUGAACCACCACGUAUCAGUAUUGACCCAGAGUACACUAAGACUGUUGUCAUUAAUGCUGGAGAUCACUUCAAGAUUGAUGCAGAUGUUUAUGGCAAACCACUGCCUUCUAUUCAGUGGCUGAAGGAGGACCAAGAACUGGGGAACACUAUUCAUAGGGAGAUCAAGAACACAUCAACAAAAGCUUGCAUUUCUGUAAAAGAAUCUAAGCUUUCUGAUGGAGGUCGCUACACACUUCUGCUGAAAAAUCCAGGAGGAGAGAAAGCUGUACAGGUCAAUGUGGUUGUUCUGGAUAAACCUGGGGAACCACAGGGACCUCUUCUAGUAACAGGUAUAACCAAAGAUCAAUGCUACCUGGCAUGGAAGCCACCGCUUCUUGAUGGUGGAAACAAAAUCUCCCACUACAGUGUAGAGAGAAGAGAGACGAGCAGACUAGUCUGGACUAUUGUUGACCCCCAUGUAGAAAACACUUGUUUAAAGGUUGCUAAGCUAUUGGAGGGUGAUGAGUACAUCUUUAGAGUCCAUGCUGUCAACCAGUUUGGAGUGGGACCACCACUCGAGUCUGCUGCCAUCAUAAUCAAAGACCCGUAUUUGCUCCCUGGAUCACCCAAGAGCUUAGAGGUUUCAGAUAUUAAAAAGGAUUCAAUGGUCCUUACUUGGGAGGCUCCCUUUGAAGAUGGAGGCAGUCCUAUCAAAGGAUAUGUUAUUGAGAAACAUGACAAGGAGGGUGUAAGAUGGACCAGAUGCAACAGACAACUUGCCACUGGCUUGACCUUUAAAGUCACUGGACUACUAGAAAAUCAUAAUUAUGAAUUCAGAGCUGCAGCUGAGAAUGCUGUUGGUGUGGGUGAGCCAAGUUCUCCAUCUCUGUUUUAUAAAGCUCUUGAUCCUACAUUCAGGCCUGGCCCACCACAAAAUCCCAGAGUUACUGACACAACAAAAACAUCAGUUUUCUUGUCGUGGAGCAAGCCUAUCUGUGAUGGUGGCUGUGAAAUUCAGGGAUAUAUUGUUGAGUACUGCAGUGUCACAGAGCCAGCAAUCACUGCCGAACCUGCAGAGCCAGCUGCUGAGGAAUGGCUAAUAUGUACACCUCCAACUGGUGUCAAGAAGACCAAGUUUCAAGUUGUGAACCUAAAGGAAAACCAGGCAUUUAAAUUUAGAGUUUGUGCUGUGAACAAGGUUGGUGUCGGUGAGCAUGCUGAUGUCUCUGGUGCAGUUGUUACACAAGACAGAGCAGAAGAGCCUGACCUUGAAAUUGACCCAGAACUGAGAAAGAUUGUCACCAUUAAAGCUGGAGUUUCUCUUAGACUGUUUAUUCCCUUCAAGGGACGGCCCACUCCAACCAUCAAGUGGGACAAAGAUGGUUUUGCGCUUAAGGAGACUGCUCAGGUUGAGGUGACCAGCAGUUACACAUCUCUUGUAAUUGACAAGAUGAGCAGAAAUGACAGUGGAAAAUACACUGUCACUGCAGAGAAUUCCAGUGGAACAAAAUCUGCUUUUGUUGUUGUCCGUGUUCUGGACACACCUAGUGCUCCGAUUAGCCUGACUGUAAAAGAAAUUACAAACCACUCAGUGACACUGGCAUGGGAACCACCUCUGUUAGAUGGUGGGUCCAAGAUCAAAAACUACAUUGUGGAAAAGAGGGAGAGCACACGCAAAACAUAUGCAGCUGUGGUGACAAACUGCCAUGCUCUGACAUGGAAGAUUGAGCCACUUCAGGAAGGCUGCAGUUACUACUUCCGAGUCCUUGCUGAAAACGGACAUGGGAUUGGGUUGCCUGCGUCAACUGUUGAGCCACUAAAAGUUUCAGAGGUGCCCCAGUUCCCAAAGAACUUCACUGUUACAGAUCAAACUAAAAAUAGCAUCUCUUUGGCAUGGGAGAAGCCUGAGUAUGAUGGUGGGAGUAAAGUCACACAGUACCUGCUUGAGGUGCGGCUUAAGGGUCAAGAGAAAUGGUCUGCUGUGAACACAUUUAAGACAAUGGAGGCUAUUGUUCCUAAUCUGAACCCAGGUCAGGAGUAUCUGUUCAGAGUUACAGCAAUUAAUGAUAAGGGAAAGAGUGAUCCCAAAGUCCUUGCUGGUCCUGUGAUGACCAAGGACUUGGUCUUUGAGCCAGAUGUUCGACCAGCCUUCAGUAGCUACAGUGUCAAUGUGGGCAAAGACUUAAACAUUGACAUUCCCUUCUAUGGACGCCCUAAACCAACGAUCAGUUGGACUAAAGAUGGCGCUCCUAUGAAAUUUACUACCAGAGUCAAUAUUGUCAACACAUCGACACAUACAACACUACACAUUAAGGAGGCAGCAGGUGAUGAUGGUGGCAUGUAUGGAAUAACUGCAUCUAACUCAGCAGGAAAGAAGGAUGCAGUUGUUGAAGUUGUUGUUCUUGACAAGCCUGGCCCCCCAUCUGGCCCUGUCAAGUUUGAUGAAAUCACAACACAAAGUGUAACUCUUUCAUGGGGCCCACCAAAACACAAUGGUGGCUGCUCAAUUUCCAAUUACAUUGUGCAGAAAAGAGAUACAACAACAACAACGUGGGAGAAUGUCAGCAUCAACUGUGCCAGAACCACAAUCAAAGUGCCGAGGCUGACAACUGGAGCUGAAUACCAAUUCAGGAUCAUUGCUCAGAACCGCUAUGGCAAGAGCCAUGGUCUGGAUUCUCCUACUGUGGUUGCACAGUACCCAUACAGAGAGCCAGGACCACCAGGAACUCCAUUCAUAGCUUCUCUUUCUAGGGAUCACCAAAUUGUUGAGUGGCAUGAGCCUGUCUCAGAUGGAGGCAGCCCUGUGCUUGGCUACCAUCUUGAAAGGAAAGAGAGAAACAGUAUUCUCUGGGUCAAGAUCAACAAGACACUUAUCCAUGACACCAGUUUCAAGAGUCACCCCUUGGAGGAAGGUGUUGAGUAUGAAUACAGGGUCUAUGCUGAAAAUAUUGUUGGCAUUGGUAGAUGUAGUAAAGUCUCCGAGGGAUGCAUUGCACGUGACCCAUGUGAUCCUCCUGGCACACCAGAGGCCAUCCAUGUGACCAAAGACACUAUUGUCAUUCAGUGGACUAAACCUGAGUAUGAUGGUGGCAGUAAUAUAACUGGAUAUUUUGUGGAGAAGCGUGAUCUGCCAGAGGGCCGGUGGGGAAGGGUAAAUUUCACUAAUGUAAUUGAGACCCAAUUCACCAUCACUGGUCUUACUGAAAAUGCACAAUAUGACUUCAGAGUCAUUGCUAAAAAUGCUGUUGGCACCAUCAGCAAGCCAUCCUACAACAGUGGCCCAAUAACUGCAAGUGAUAAAUUGGAGGCACCCAAAUUCUCCAUUGACCCUGCAUUCACCAAGACCAUUAUCGUAAGUGCUGGAGAGACAUUCAAGCUUGAUGCUGAUGUCCAUGGCAAGCCACUUCCCACAAUUCAGUGGUUCAAAGAUGACAAACCAGUUGAGAAUACUCUCAGAUUGGAGAUCAAGAACACAGAAAAUCAUGCAAUGAUCAUCAUUAAGGACUCUGUCAGAAUUGAUGGGGGAACUUACACACUAAAACUUACAAAUGAGGCUGGCACCAAUAAUGUCCAAUUCAAGGUUUUGGUCCUUGACAGACCUAGCCCUUGUGAAGGACCCCUCCAUAUAACUGGAGUAGCUGAGAAUAGAUGUACUCUAGUAUGGCGUGCCCCUUUGCAUGAUGGAGGCAGUCCUAUUACAAACUAUAUCAUUGAGAGAAGAGAGACUAGCCGUCUAGCAUGGACAAUUGUUUCCAACAGCUGUAAUGUUACUUGCUACAAAGUUACCAACUUGUUGGAAGGCAAUGAGUAUGCGUUCCGUGUCAUGGCAGCAAAUGCUUAUGGUGUCAGUGAACCUUUGGAGUCUGGAGGAGUAAUCAUGAGGUCUCCGUUUGUUCCACCCGGAUCACCUCAUAUUGAGGAUGUAUCAAACAUUGCUCAUGAUGGCAUGACCAUUGCUUGGUCUGCCCCUGAGGCCAAUGGUGGCAGUGAGAUUACCAAUUACAUUAUUGAAAAGAAGGAUAGAGCUGGAAUCAAAUGGACCAGAUGCAACAGACAGAAGGUUACUGACCUGUCCUUUAGAGUUACAGGCCUUACCACUGGCCAUGAGUAUGAGUUCAGAGUUGCUGCUGAGAAUGAAGUUGGAGUGGGAGAGCCAAGCCUUCCAAGUUCGUUCUAUAAAGCCUGUGAUCCUAAAUAUAAACCUGGUGCUCCAGCAUAUGUGCAUUUGAUUGACUCAACAAAGAGUUCGAUCAUGCUCUCAUGGGGUAAGCCUAUUGCUGAUGGGGGUUCUGCUAUUCUGGGCUACGUUGUUGAAAUUUGCAAAGCUGAGGAAGAGGAAUGGACUAUGGUUACUCCUCCCACUGGCCUGCGUGUCAACAAAUAUGAAAUUACUAAACUUACUGAAAGUCAGGAGUAUAAGAUCCAGGUGUGUGCCCUGAACAAACUAGGAGUUGGUGAGCCAGCUUCCCUCCCUGGUACAGCUAAGCCAGAGGAAAGGAUGGAACCCCCAGAGAUCCACUUGGACUCAGAGCUAAGGAAGGGUAUUGUUGUAAAAGCUGGUGGUUCUGUUAGAAUCCAUAUUCCAUUCAAGGGCAGGCCAAUACCUGAGAUUAAGUGGAGUAAGGAUGAGGGAACCCUCAAUGAAAAGGCAGUGGUUGAGAAAGCACUUAACUUUACACAGCUAUCUAUUGACUCAUGUGACAGGAGCGACUCAGGAAAGUAUACCUUGAGUCUGACCAACAGCAGUGGCUCUGUGUCAGAAUUUGUGUCUGUUAAAGUCUUGGAUACACCUGGGGCCCCACAGAACCUUGUUGUUGAAGACAUCAAAAAAGACAGUGUAACUCUUGUAUGGGAUGCACCACUGAUUGAUGGAGGUUCCAAAAUCAAGAAUUAUGUCAUUGACAAACGUGAAUCAACCAGGAAGGCAUAUGCAAAUGUGUCUACCAAAUGCACAAAGACAACAUUUAAAGUUGACAACCUGAUUGAAGGGGCUAUGUACUAUUUCAGAGUCAUGGCUGAAAAUGACUAUGGAAUUGGUCAGCCUGUAGAAACAAAGACACCAUCAAAGGCAUCUGAAGUACCUCUGCCUGUUGGAAAAGUAUUUGUUACUGAUGUCACAAAGGUCAGUGUCUCACUGGCCUGGGAGAAACCUGAACAUGAUGGAGGAAGUAGAAUUGGUGGUUACCUAAUCGAGAUGCAGCCUAAGGGUACAGAUAAGUGGGUUGUUGCUACAAAUACAAAGACAUGUGAAGGCACUGUCACAGGCCUAACAGGUGGAAUGCAGUAUCUCUUCCGUAUCAUUGCUUACAAUGAAAAGGGAAAGAGUGAGCCAAAAGCACUUCCUGCGCCUAUUGUUGCCAGUGACAUGACCAUGGAACCAAGCAUUAAAAUCCAAUUCAACACUUACACAGUACUAGCUGGAAAAGAUCUGAAAUUGGACUUCCCUGUACUUGGCAGGCCAAAGCCAACAGUAACUUGGAUGAAGGAUGGUCAACCUCUCAAGGUGACAUCCAGAGUCAGUGUGUUCAACACUCCAUCAGCAACUGGAAUUCAGAUUACUGAAGCAUGCAAAGAUGACUUUGGAAAAUAUUCCAUUACAGCAACCAAUAGUGCCAACACAAUAACAGAGGAUGUGUCUAUCAUUGUCCUUGAUAAGCCUGGUCCACCAGUGGGCCCAGUUAAGGUUGUUGAAGUGAGCAACACCUUUGUUCACCUCUCCUGGGAGCCUCCAGAGUACACAGGUGGAUGCCAGGUAAAGAAUUAUAUUGUUGAGAAGAGAGACACUGCCACCACAACCUGGCAGCCUGUUACCACACAACUUGCAAGGACAGCUUUUAAGAUCACUAAGCUGAAGACUGGUGCUGAAUACCAGUUCAGAAUUACAGCUGAAAAUAGAUAUGGAAAGGGUAUGCCUCUGGAUUCCAAAUCCAUCAUUGUGCAGUAUCCUUACAAACCACCAGGGCCGCCUGGAACACCACAUGUGAAAAUUGCAACAAAGGAGAUGAUGAUUAUAGAAUGGAAUGAACCAGUCAGCGAUGGUGGAAGUGCAGUCAUCGGUUACCAUCUGGAAAGCAAGGAGAGACGCAGCAUCUUGUGGAAUAAAAUGAAUAAGACACUCAUCACUGAUACCCAAUUCAAAAUCUGCAAUCUUGAGGAAGGCACUGGAUAUGAAUUCAGGGUCUAUGCUGAAAAUGUUGUUGGCAUCGGCAGAUGCAGUAAAGCAUCUGAGCCAUUUGUUGCUCGUGACCCAUGUGAUCCCCCUGGUGCCCCUGAAGCUGUAACAAUUUCUAAGAACCUUAUUAAGAUUCAGUGGACCAAACCACAAUAUGAUGGUGGCAGCAAAGUGAAUGGGUAUAUUGUGGAAAUGAAGGAGAUAUCCUCUGUUGAUCCCCAUUGGGUCAGAGCUAACUUCACAAACAUAAUGGAGACUGAAUACACUGUCACUGGUCUGACAGAGAAUGAAAAGUAUGAGUUCAGAAUUAUUGCAAGAAAUGCAUCCGGAGUAUUCAGUGAGCCAUCUGACAGUUCAGGACCGAUUACUGCUACUGAUGAAAUUGAGCCACCAAGGGCUUCGAUGGACCCCAAAUACAAGGAUGUCAUAGUUGUCAAUGCUGGAGAAAACCUGCUGCUUGAUGCAGACAUUUAUGGAAAACCAAUUCCUGAUGUCACCUGGCUAAAGGAUGGCAAGGAAGUGGACAAAGCUUUACGUAUUGAAGUAAAAACUACACAAAAGCGUGCAGCCAUUACCAUCAAGGAUGUAACCAAGCUUGACAGCGGCCACUAUGACCUUGUCCUCAAGAAUCCGGGCGGGACAAAAACAUUCCCUAUCACUGUCAAAGUCCUGGAUAAACCAGGUCCACCCACUGGGCCCAUGAACGUGACUGGAGUCAUGGCAGACAGGUGCAUCCUUUCCUGGUCUGAGCCAAUACUGGAUGGUGGAGCAAACAUCACUCACUACAUCUUGGAGAAGAGAGAGACCAGCAGGUUGUCAUGGACUGUGGCUGCACCCAGUAUCCAGACUCUGUACUGUAAGCUAACCAGCUUGCUCCCUGGGGAUGAAUACAUAUUUAGAGUCAGAGCAGUCAAUAAAUAUGGUAUUGGUGAUUAUCUUGAGAGUGAACCCGUUGUUGCACGCAAUCCUUACAAGCCACCAGGUCCUCCUGGAACUCCUGAAGCAAGUCAUAUCACAAAGGACUCUAUGACUGUGUCAUGGGCUGCUCCAGAGCACACUGGUGGAGCUCCCAUUGUUGGCUACCACCUUGAAAAGCGUGACAAAGACAGUGUGAGAUGGACAAAGUGUAACAGACAAAAAAUGACUGACACUCACUUCAAAGUCACAGGAUUGAUGACAGACCACUUCUAUGAGUUCCGUGUUUCUGCUGAGAAUGAGUCUGGAGUUGGAGAUGUUAGCGACCUGUCCAUGUUCUACAGAGCAUGUGAUGCCACAACUCCACCUGGACCCCCACGCCAUCCUAAGGUGACAGACUAUACUAAAUCUUCAGUAUCUUUGUCCUGGAGCAAACCUGACUUUGAUGGUGGUGCGUACAUUAAAGGCUACAUUGUUGAAAUGAGGAAGUAUACACCAGUGCCAGAAUCAACUGAGGGGACUGAAGUUGCCCCAGUAGUAGAGGCCGAGUGGACCAUGUGCACUCCGCCCACUGGCAUACAAGCCACCAAACUUACUAUCACAGAUCUAAAAGAGGGCGAAGAGUUCCAGUUCCGUGUGUGUGCCAUCAACUCUGAAGGAGUGGGAGAAGCUGCUAAUGUCCAUAGCACUGUGGUUACUUCUGACAGGGUAGAAGCACCAGAAAUGGAACUAGAUGCUGAUCUCAGGAAGGUGGUAUCAGUCCGCGCUGGUGGAACACUGCGUCUGUUUGUACCCAUCAGAGGAAGGCCCCAACCUUCUGUGAAGUGGGAGAUGGUUGAAGGUGUUCUCACAGAGCGUGCCAUAGUUGACACCACAAGUUCUUACACCAUGCUUGUCAUAGACAGUGUCCAUCGCUUUGACAGUGGCAAAUACUCUCUCACACUGGAAAACAGCAGUGGUAAAAAGUCUGCCAUUGUUGCUGUGAGAAUCCUGGACACACCAAGUGCUCCACAGAACUUUACUGUGAAGGAGAUCAAGAAGGAUUCAGUAACUCUUACCUGGGAUAAUCCACUCACUGAUGGUGGGGCUAAAAUCACAAACUACAUUGUGGAGAAGCGAGAGUCAGUAAGGAAGGCAUAUACCACUCUAACCAGCAACUGCACAGCAAACUCAUACAAAAUUGAAGACUUACCUGAAGGUGGCAUUUUCUACUUCAGAGUGUGUGCUGUUAAUGUAUAUGGUCAAGGCCAAAUGGUUGAAACCAAAGAAAUCAAAGUGUCAGAGGUAUCUCUGCCACCAAGUAAGAUUACUGUUACUGAUGUAACAAAAAAUAGUGUGUCCCUGGCAUGGGAGAAACCUGCUCAUGAUGGUGGAAGUAAAGUAAUGUGUUACAAUGUGGAGUUUAAACCUAAAACUGGAGAUAAGUGGGGAACAGCAUGCACAGUCAAGGUACUUGAAGCAACUAUUUCUAAUCUGACUCCUAAUGAAACCUAUUUAUUCAGAGUUGUUGCAGUCAAUGAUAAGGGAAAGAGUGAACCAAAGGAUCUUGGUUUGCCUGUGGUUGCAAAGGAUGUUGCGGUUGAGCCAUCUGUCAAUCUGUUGUUCACCACAUACAGUGUGAAAGCUAGAUAUGACCUUACUCUAGAGGUCCCAGUAAGAGGCAGGCCUAAGCCUGUUGUGUCCUGGAAGAAAGAUGGCCUCCCAUUAAAGCAGACAUCAUCACUGAUCAUUCUGAACACUCCAACCUCAUCCAAAAUUAUCAUCAAAGAGGCCACAAGAGAGCAUGUUGGCAAGUACGAAAUCACUCUGGCCAACACAGCUGGAACUGUUACAGCCGAUAUUGGAGUUAUUGUCCUUGAUAAGCCAGGUCCACCUAAAUCUAUAAAAGUGGAUGCAGUGACCUCAGACAGCAUCAAACUGUCAUGGUCUCCACCAGAUUAUGAAGGUGGAUGCUCCAUCAGUAACUAUAUUGUGGAGAAGAGGGACACCAACACGCAAGAUUGGCAGAUUGUAGGAAGCAAUGUUGCCACCACAUCUUUCAAAGCUGCUCGUCUAACACAUGGAGCAGAGUACCAAUUCCGUAUCUAUGCGGUCAACCGUUAUGGAAAGAGCGUAUAUCUGGAUUCACCUGGAAUCACUGCUCAGUACACCUUCAAACAACCUGGACCUCCAUCCACUCCUAUAGUGAAGUUGGCUACCAAGUCUUAUAUGUUGGUGACUUGGAAUGAGCCAGUCAGUGAUGGAGGCAGCCCUAUUCUGGGAUAUCAUCUAGAAAGGAAAGAGCGCACGAGCAUUCUUUGGACAAAGAUGAACAGAGGAAUGAUCAAAGAUACUGAAUACAAAGUCACUGGCAUUGAGGAGGGUAUGAUGUAUGAGUACCGUGUCUAUGCUGAAAAUAUUGCAGGAAUUGGUAAAUGUAGUAAGGUUUGCGAACCUGUAUCUGCUCGAGAUCCCUGUGAUCCUCCAGGCACACCUGUGGUCACAGCCAUUACCAGAACAUCUGUUUUCUUGUCUUGGGACAAACCAGCAUAUGAUGGUGGAGCCAAAGUUUCUGGCUACAUCAUUGAAUGUAGAGACCUUCCCGCUGGACGCUGGACCAGGUGCAAUUUCACCAAUGUCCCAGAGACCCACUAUGAAGUGACAGGCCUUACAGAGAACAGUCAGUAUGACUUCCGUGUCAUUGCCAAGAAUGCAGCUGGCUUGUUUAGUGAAUCAUCUGACAACACUGGCCCCAUCACUGUUAAGGAUGAUGUGGAGCCACCACGAAUCAUGAUAGAUGUUAAGUUUAGAGAAACGGUGUAUGUGAAAGCAGGAGAAACUUUGAAGAUCAAUGCUGAUCUUGCUGGACGCCCUGCCCCUGUCCUUUCAUGGACCAAGGAUGGCAAAGAGAUUGAACUCAGAGCCAGAAUCCAGAUUCUGUCAACAGAGACCAGCACGUGUAUAACUGUAAAAGAUUGCAUCAGAAGGGAUUCUGGGCAGUAUGCCUUAACUCUGCAGAAUAUUGGUGGCACAGUUACGAUGCCGAUAAACUGCAUCAUAUUAGAUAAGCCAGGGCCCUGCUCAGGACCUCUGCAGGUUACAGGUCUGAGUGCUGUAGCAUGCACUCUAUCAUGGGGUCCACCUCAAGAGACUGGUGGUGCAGACAUCACACAUUAUUCCAUUCAGAGGCGGGAAACCAGCAGCUUGGCUUGGACAUUGCUGAAAGGAGAUGUUGCAAAAACAUAUUUCAAGGUCACAGGAUUGCUCAAAGGCAAUGAAUAUAUCUUCAGAGUUUCAGCUGUCAACAAGCAUGGAGUUGGUGAGACCCUGGAGAGUGACAUUGUCAAGGUUACAGACCCAUACACUGUUGCCACUGCUCCAAGUAGUGUUGAUGUCACGGAUAUAACUGCAGAUUCCAUGACCCUCACCUGGUGUAAGCCAAUCAGUGAUGGAGGCAGUGCCAUCACCGGAUAUGUGAUUGAGCGACGAGAGAAGACUGGAAUGCGUUGGGUCCGUGUGAAUAGAGAUCCAGUUGUUGAGUGUACCACAGUAGCAACUAAACUGCGCAAGAGUUGUGAAUAUGACUUCAGGGUCUAUGCAGAAAAUGCUGCCGGUUUGAGUCCUCCAAGUGAACCAUCAGCAUCAUUCAGAGCUUUAGAUCCACUGGUUGUUCCGUCUCGCCCAACAAAGCCAAAGAUUUUCAGUUCUACCAAAGACAGUGUGACCAUUGUUUGGAAACCACCAACAGAUGAUGGUGGCUGCCCUCUUCUUGGAUACAGUGUAGAAUACAGAGAUUACAUCCAUAAGCCAAAACCAGAGGUUCAAGGAGAUGAGGAAGAGUAUGAAGAGGAAGAAGAUGAGGUUCCAGAGUCACCUGAAGAAUUAGCAAGAUGGACUGAAGCUAUUCCUCUUACUAAAAGCUUGGAGUUCACAAUCACUGGACUGAAAACAGAUAAGGAGUAUGAAUUCUGUGUAAAAGCAAUAAACAAAGUUGGGAGCAGUGUGCGUAGCCCAUAUUCAGAUGCAGCUGUGGCAAAGGAAAGAACUGCAGCACCAUCAUUUGAUGUUGAUAGCGACAUGCGUAAGGUACUUGUUAUUAAGCAUGGCACUGCAUUUACACUGACUGUACCGUUCAAGGGCAAACCCACACCAUCAGUGACAUGGGUCAAAGAAGGUGUUGAUUUGAAAGUCAGAGGAGCAAUUGAAUCGACAGAGUCCUGUACUAAAUUGACCAUUGACAAGUCAUCAAGGAACGAUUCUGGUGAAUACAACAUUACCAUUGAAUCAUCUUUGGGAAAAGCAACCUUGCCCAUAGUUGUCAAAGUUCUUGACUCUCCUGGACCCCCCAUCAACGUGAAAGUUUCAGCAGUGACCAGGGAUUCUGCAACCAUCACUUGGGAAGCUCCUGAGAAUGAUGGUGGUGAUGCAGUGAAGGCUUACCAUGUUGAAAAAUGUGAAGCCAGUAAAAAGGCAUGGGUGUCUGUGACCAGCAGCUGCCAUGCACUGACUUAUAAAGUGGAAGAUCUACAGGAGGGUGCAGUCUAUUUCUUCAGAGUUCUUGGUGAAAAUGAACAUGGUGUGGGUGUCCCUCAGGAGGUCAAGGCUGGCACAAAGAUUACAGAGGUACCAAGUCAACCCAUGAAACUUGGAGUUGCAGAUGUUACCAAGGACACCAUUACAAUUGCAUGGACAAGACCAGAAUAUGAUGGUGGCAGCAAAGUCACUGGGUACUUUAUUGAAGCUCUGGAGAAGGGACAGAAGAAAUGGGUGAAGUGUGCUACCGUGAGGACUAUGACACAUACCGUCAAAGGCCUGAGGGAGGGUGCUGAGUACUUCUUCAGAGUCUGUGCUGAGAACCAUGCUGGACUCAGUGAACCCAAAGAGAUGAUUGUGCCUGUCCUUGUCAAGGAAAUACAUGAGGCUCCAGAGUUUGACCUGAAGAACUACCCCAAGAACACAGUUUAUGUGAGAGCAGGAUCCAACCUGACUUUUGAGAUUCCUCUGACAGGCAGGCCCCUGCCCAAGGUGACUUUGUCCAAAAACAAUGUCGUCAUUAAGGGAUCCAAGAGGCUCCUCACUGAAGUUACUCCAGACAGUUUAAUCAUCACCCUCAAUGAAAGCCUUUCAGGGGAUGCAGGAAAAUAUGAAGUCACUGCCUCAAAUGCGGGAGGAACUGCAAAGAUCUUCAUUAUAAUAGUUGUGCUGGACAGACCUGGACCUCCUGUCGGCCCUGUUGUGGUGGGAGACAUCGGCAAAACCACAGUGUGCCUGAAAUGGGCUCCUCCAGAGUAUGAUGGCGGUAGUCCUGUUAAAAACUACAUUGUUCUUAAACGUGAAACCAGCACUCCUACCUGGACAGAGGUGUCUACAAACAUUGCAAGAAGCUUGAUCAAGGUAACCAAACUAACCAAAGGAGAAGAAUAUCAGUUCAGGAUUAAGGCUGAGAAUCGUUACGGCAUCAGCGACCACAUCGACAGCAAGCCAGUGAUGAUACAACUCCCAUACACUGUCCCUGGACCUCCGUCUACACCAUGGAUCAGCUUUGUAUCCAGAGAAAGUCUGACAGUCUGUUGGAAUGAGCCGGUCACUGAUGGUGGAAACCCUGUGAUUGGAUAUCACAUCCAGAUGAAAGAGCGGAGUAGCAUCCUCUGGCAGAAGCUGAAUAAAACAGCCAUCCCAGCAAACCAGUGGAGGGUCACCAACAUCUGUGUUGGGAAUAUCUAUGAGUUCAAGGUGGCAGCUGAGAAUGCUGCUGGCAUUGGAAAGCUGAGCAAGACAUCUGAAGAGGUUCUGGCUAUUGAUGCGUGCGAGCCUCCAGCAAAUGUCCGUAUCACAGAAAUCACCAAAAACUCAGUCACCCUCUCCUGGCAGAGGCCUCCCUAUGAUGGUGGCAGUAAGAUUACUGGUUACAGUGUGGAGAGGAGGGAAGCUCCCAGUGGAAGAUGGGUGAAAGCCAACUUCUCAAACAUCAUUGAUUUGGGCUUCACUGUGUCUGGACUGAGUCAGGAUGAGUCUUAUGAGUUCAGAGUGUACGCAAAGAAUGGUGUUGGAUCUGUCAGUAACCCAUCUCUGAUUGCUGGCCCAGUUACUUGCAUCGAUGCAUGUGGUGCUCCAGUCAUUGACCUUCCACCAGAGUAUCUGGAUGUGGUGCAGUACAAAGCUGGAGCGUCCAUUAAGCUCAGAGUGGGAAUCAUUGCUAAGCCUGUGCCAAGUUUUGAGUGGCUGAAGGAUGAAAAGGAGCUGGUCACUUCCUCAACUCUGGGUGUCGAAAGUACAACGGAUUCUUCCGCUGUCCUGAUCAAGGAUGCAACUCGCUUCAACACUGGCACAUAUGAGAUCAAGAUCAAGAAUGUUUUGGGCUCAGCAUCUGCACACAUCAAGCUAGAAAUCUUAGACAAACCUGGACCUCCCGCUGGCAUCAUUACCUUCAACUCUGUCACGGCAGACAAAAUCGUCUUCAGUUGGGAGCCUGUUCCCACCCAUGACCAAGGAGGUUCUAAGGUGACCCACUAUGUUGUUGAGAGGCGUGAGACUAGCCGAGUGGUCUGGUCAACAGUUUCAGACAUGCUUGAGAAGACCCAUGUCAGUGUCAACAAUCUGGUACAAGGAAAUGAGUAUGUGUUCCGUGUCAUGGGUGUUAAUAAAUUUGGAAUUGGAGAGCCACUGGAGUCCGACCCCGUCAUCGCCAAGAAUGCUUUCGUAACCCCUGGACAGCCUCGUACUCCUGAGGUGAAUAUUAUCACCAAGACAACCAUGGUAGUAGAAUGGGAUGCACCAGGUGUAGAUGGAGGCAGCGCUGUUACAGGCUACUACCUGGAGAGGCGUGAUAAAAAGAGCUUGCGUUGGAUCAGAGUUUACAAAGACCCUGUGAAAAACAUCAAACAGACUGUCUACCACUUAACAGAAGGAAACGAAUACCAGUACCGUGUCUGUGCCAUCAACAAGGCUGGAGAAGGCCCAUUCUCUGACGCAUCAGACUACUACAAGGCUGCAGACCCAGUUGAUCCACCAGAUGCGCCUUGCAGACUAAAGGUGGUGGACUCCACCAAAACCUCCAUUACCUUGGGCUGGUCCAAGCCAGAAUGGGAUGGAGGCAGUGAGGUCACAAGCUACAUAGUGGAAAAACUUGUUGAGGGAGAACAAACCUGGGUGAUGAUUACCACUAAGGGUGAGGUCAAGACAAGAGAGUAUACAGUUCACGACCUAAAACCAGGCAUCAACUACUUCUUCAGAGUGUCUGCUGUCAACUGUGCUGGCCGUGGUGAGCCCCUGGAGAUGACUGAGACUGUACAGGCUAAAGACAUCCUAGAGGAGGCCCAAAUUGACACAGAUGUGGCCAUGAGAACUCACUACAUUGUGAAAGCUGGACAGGAUGUGGAGCUUUCUGUUCCUCUGAAGGGCAGACCUGCUCCCUCUGCUUCCUGGAGCAAAGGAGAGGAGUGCAUUGAUCGCAACCCCAAAUAUGAGUUCCACCACUCAGACAGUAACACGGUCCUUGUUUUACGUGAGGUGACCAGACUUGACAUUGGAAAGUACACUGUCAAGAUUGAGAAUGGUGUAGGACAGCCCAAGAUGCUGAGCCUUUCCGUCAAGGUCCAGGAUACUCCAGCCCAGUGCAGAAAUCUGAUGUUAAAGGAUGUGACACGUGGUAAGGUCACUCUUUGCUGGGAGUCUCCUCUGCUUGACGGUGGUGCUGAGAUCACAAACUAUGUUGUUGAAAAGCGAGACUCGUCCAGGAGAUCGUACUCUGCAGUGACUAACAAAUGUACAGACACAACAUUCACCGUUGAAAAUCUUUCUGAGAAGACGUCAUACUUCUUCCGUGUAUUAGCGGAGAAUGAAAACGGUGUUGGAGAUCCAUGUGAAACCCUUGAGCCAGUAAACGCCACAGAGACUCCAGGGCCUGUCAAGGAGGUGUCUAUGAAGGAUUCAUCCAAGACCUCUGUCACUCUGCAGUGGCACAAGCCUGAUUAUGAUGGUGGCAGCAUCAUAACUGAUUACAUCAUUGAAAAGAAGCUCAAGAAUGAGGAGUGGUCAUUGGGAGGAACCAGCAGACAGUGCGAGUGUGAGGUCAAGAAACUCAAGGAAUAUUCUGAGGUGUUCUUUAGAGUCGCUGCCAGGAAUGAGAAGGGACACGGUGACUUUGUUGAGUUUGGGCCAAUUAAGGUGAUUGAUUACCUUAUUACCCCAGAGGCGUGCCUUGCUGAGUACCCACGUGGUACCAUCAGUGUUCGUCUUGGUCACAACGUGUACAUUGAACUGCCUUACAAAGGUAAACCCAGACCUUCCGUUCGUUGGAUGAAGGACAAUCUGCCUCUGAAGGAGAGUAAGGAAAUCCGCUUUAAGCACACAGAGGACAAAGCCAUUCUAACAAUUAAGAAUGUAAAGAAGGAGGAUGAGGGUAAAUACACCCUGAUUCUUGACAACCUGGUGAACAGGAAAUCCUUCCACAUCCAUGUCAUCACUCUUGGACCACCAUGGAAGCCUGUUGGACCCAUACGCUUAGAUGAAGUGAGAGCUGACAGCAUCAUGAUUUCUUGGGAAGAACCCGAUGAUGAUGGUGGCGGAUAUAUCACCUGCUACACUGUAGAGAAGCGUGACACCUCCCAAACUGACUGGAAGAUGGUCUGCUCCCAUGUAGAGGGAACUCAGUACAAAAUCCCCAACCUGAUCAAGGGUGUCCAGUACCAGUUUAGAGUUUGUGCUGAGAACAGGUACGGCAUCAGCGAGCCUCUGCUCUCACAGAUGGUCAUUGCCAAGCACGAGUUCAGGCCUCCAGGCCCACCAGGCAAACCUUUUGUGUACAAUGUCACCAAUGAUGGCAUGACCAUCCAGUGGGAGCAGCCCCUCUAUGAUGGAGGAACCCCCAUCCAUGGCUUCCAUGUGGAGAAAAGGGAAAAGAACAGCAUUAUGUGGCAAAAAGUCAACACUGUGGUGGUGAAAGAAAGAGAAUUCAGGAUCAUGGAACUGACUGAAGGUCUUGAGUACUCCUUCAGGGUGUAUGCCCAGAAUGAUGCUGGUAUCAGUCGGAUGAGUGAUGAAAGCAAGCCAACUAUGGCCGUCAGUCCUGUCGAUCCUCCCGGCACGCCCGACUAUACUGAUGUGACAAGCGACUCCGUGACACUUAAAUGGGACGCACCUAAGCGUGACGGAGGGAGCAAGAUCACCAGCUACCACAUAGAGAAACGGCAGGGACAUGGCCGCUGGUUCAAGGCCAACUUAACCGAUGUCCAUGACUGCAAGUACACAGUCACUGGCUUGGCAGUGAAUGAGCGCUACGAAUUCAGAGUUAUCGCCAGGAAUGCCAUGGGAGUCGUCAGCCCCCCCUCCAACUCUUCUGGCUUAAUUGCUGUGAGAAGUGAGAAUGCUGCUCCAAAUGUUGAGUUUGGUCCAGAGUAUUUCGAGGGAUUGACAGUGAAGGCAGGGGACAGCAUCCGGCUGAAGGCCACGAUCACUGGGCGUCCAGCUCCAAAGGUGGUCUGGUUCAGAGAUGGUGUAGAAGUUACCAAGAAAAUGAUGGACAUCAUCACUGUGACAGGAUCCACUACACUGUUUGUCAGGGACGCUGACCGUAGUCAUCGUGGUCUCUACACAGUGGAGGCUACAAAUGGAUCUGGUUGCAAGAAGGAAAACAUCCUUGUUCAAGUCCAAGACACACCUGGCGAGCCAGUCGGGCCUCUCACUUUCAGUAACAUCUCAGAGGGAAAGUGUACUCUGUCCUGGAACCCACCAGAAAAUGACGGCUGUUCCCAGAUUUCCCAUUACAUCAUCGAGAAGCGGGAGACCUCCAAGAUCUCCUGGGCCUUGGUGACUGAUGAAUGCAAAGAAUGCUUUUUCAAUGCUACCAAGCUCAUCAAGACCAAUGAGUAUCAGUUCAGGGUCUCUGCAGUCAACAAGUUUGGAGUGGGCAGACCUUUAGAAUCCAGUCCCAUCAUUGCACAGCUGCAAUACACUACACCUGAUGCUCCAGGUACUCCUGAUGCCACUGAGACAACGGGAGAAAGCAUCACUCUGGCUUGGACUCCUCCAACACAUGACGGUGGAAACCCCAUUCAGCACUACAUUUUGGAGAAACGAGAGAAGAAGACUGUGCGGUUCUACAGAGUAAUGACCAAGAAGCCCAUCACUGAAUGUGCUCACAAGGUUCUCAACUUAACAGAAAACAUGGAAUAUGAGUUCUGUGUCAUGGCUGUUAAUGAUGCCGGCAUUGGAGCCCCAAGCAACAUCUCCUUACCAAUCAAAGCUGCAGAACCCAAGGAUAUUCCAUGUGCUCCAUCUGUGGUCUGUGUGUCUGACUCCACCAACAACUCCAUUAGCUUGGAAUGGAGUAGACCUGCGGACGAUGGAGGCAUGGCGAUCCUGGGGUACAUUAUUGAGAUGGUGAAGGGAGAAGAGACUGAAUGGAAGAGAGUAAAUGAGGAGCUGGUACGAAAAACAAAUUAUGUGGUAAUGGACCUACAGACCGGAGCUGAGUACCGGUUCCGUGUUGCAGCUGUUAACCAUGUGGGUAAAGGUGAGGAAAGAGAGAUUUCAGAACCCGCUCAGGCUGUAGAUAGGCUUAUGGCACCACAGGUGGAUAUUGAUGCCAGCUUCAGGCAGACACACAUUAUCAAGGCAGGAGGUUCAGUUUGCCUGGGCAUUCACUUCAGAGGAAAGCCCAUUCCCAAUGCCACCUGGGUGAAGGAAGGAGGAGAGCUCGGUGUGAUGUCAGAGAUUGUAACGAAAGAUGGCUACAGCUCGCUAUCCAUGGAAAAUUGUUCAAGAAAUGAGUCAGGCAAAUACACUGUUAAUCUGGAGAAUGCCAGUGGGAGCAAGUCCAUUACAUUCACUGUGAAAGUGUUGGACACACCUGGACCUCCGCAAGCUGUGGCCUUCAAGGCAGUGUCCAGAGGCUCAGUUACACUUAUCUGGGAACCUCCCAUCAAUGAUGGCGGAGCCCGCAUCCAUCACUACAUAGUUGAGAGGCGUGAGGCCAGCCGACGCACUUGGCAGCAGUCAGGUGGGAAUUGCAAACAGCACACUAUGAAGAUCCAGGAUCUGCUGGAAGGUGUGCCAUACUUCUUCAGAGUUUCAGCUGAGAACCAGAAUGGUGUUGGUGAGGCCUUUGAGUUAACUGAGCCCGUCAUUGCCACUGCAGAACCAGCAUGUCCAAAGAGAUUAGACAUCCUGGACACCACAGACAAUUCUGUGUCACUGGGUUGGUUAAAGCCAGAACAUGAUGGUGGUAGUCGCAUUCAGGGUUACAUCAUUGAGGCAAAACCAAAGGGUACAGAUUCAUGGGUCGUGGUUGGAAACACCACAAAUCUUACAUAUGUUGUUGAAAAACUCAACAAGGGAGAUGAAUAUGAUUUCCGUGUGAAGGCCAAGAAUGAAUCUGGUUUCAGCAAACCCAGGGCAUCACUGGCUCUGGUGAUGGUCAAAGAACCUCAUAUUGAACCUGCUGCUGACCUCAGUCAUAUCUCCAACCAGCUAAUCACAUGCAGGUCUGGUAGCACCUUCACAAUUGAUGUUCCCAUUAGUGGAAGACCUGCACCUAAGGUGACCUGGAAGCUGGAGGAGAUGAGGCUGAAGAACACAGACAGAGUCUCCAUCAAAGUAGCAAAAGACAGAACCAGCAUUUCUGUGAAGGAGUCAAUGAGAGGAGAUGGUGGGAAGUACUUCUUAACCCUGGAGAACAUAACAGCAACCAAGACUUUCACUGUUGAAGUUAAUGUUAUUGGUAGACCCAGUCCACCAAGUGCACCCAUCCAGAUCUCAUCCAUUACCUCUGAGUCCUGUAUACUCAACUGGGAACCUCCAGAGGAUGACGGUGGAACUGACAUAACCAACUACAUUGUUGAGAAGCGUGAAUCUGGUACUACCGCCUGGCAGCUAAUUAACUCCAGCGUGAAGCGCACGUCUCUGUAUGUUAGUCACCUGACCAAGUACAUGCAGUACACGUUCAGAGUCAGUGCUGAGAACAGAUUUGGCAUCAGCAAACCCAAUGAGUCAGAGACUAUUGUUGCAGAACAUCCUUUCACACCUCCUGGUCCACCAACGACACCCUCAGUCUUCAAUGUCACUGCCAACACAAUGACCAUUAAAUGGGAGGAGCCCUACCAUGAUGGUGGAAGCAAAGUGACGGGCUACUGGAUUGAGAAGAAGGAGAGGAACACAAUCCUGUGGGUGAGAGAGAACAAGAUCCCAUGCUUCGAGUGCUAUUACAAAGUAGAGGGUCUGGUGGAAGGUCUGGAAUACCAGUUCAGGGUUUAUGCCAUGAACAGUGCUGGACUGAGCAAAUCCAGUGAGGCAUCCAAAGGAGUGAUGGCACAAAACCCUGUUGAUCCACCAAGUAAACCAGAAGUCACAAAUGUCACGAGGACCACAGUCUCCCUCAGAUGGUCUCCUCCUCUGUAUGAUGGCGGCAGCCCCAUUGUGGGAUACAUCAUUGAGCGCAAACCGUACACAUUAACUGGUGAAGGCCGCUGGCUCAAGUGUAACUACACCAAUGUGACAGACACCUUCUUCACCGUCACCGCGCUGGGAGAGGGUGAGCCGUAUGAGUUCAGAGUCAUCGCCAAGAACGCCAACCAGGUGUUCAGCACACCAUCAGAGUCCACUGGGUCCGUGCAGUGCAAGACAGACUUUGAACCUCCAAAGGCCCACCUGGACAGCAAACUCCUGUCUGAAACUGUGAAGGUCCGAGCUGGAUCAGAUCUGGUUCUUGAUGCUGCAGUGGGUGGCAGACCUGAUCCAAAGGCUUCCUGGUCCAAAGGAAACAAGGAGCUGGAGCUGUGUGAAAAGUAUCACCUACAGUACACCCCCACCAAGGCCAUGGCCAUCAUCAAGUUCUGUGACAGAGAUGAUACCGGAAAGUACAUCCUCACCGUCAAGAACGUUAGUGGAACCAAGACAGCAGAGGUCAACGUCAAAGUGCUCGACACGCCUGGAGUGUGUGAUGGCAGCAUUAACAUUAGUAAGAUCACAGAGGAGUCCUGCACCCUGACCUGGAAGUCUCCUCUUGAGGAUGGUGGUGAUGAUGUGAGCCACUUCAUUGUGGAAAGGCGCGACACCAACAGGCUCAACUGGGUGGUCAUGCAUGCCGAGUGCAAGGAGCUGACCUGCAACAUCACCGGACUGUUCAAAAACACAGAGUACCUGUUCAGAGUUAGAGCAGUCAACAAAUAUGGUGCCGGAGUCCCCUUGCAGUCAGAACCCAUGGUCGCCCGAAACACUUUCACUGUGCCAUCUCCUCCUGGUGCUCCAGAAAUAUUGGCAUCAGGAAAGGAUUUUGCCACUAUCGAGUGGCUGAAGCCAGAGAGCGAUGGCGGAAGCCCGUUGUUCCACUACCUGGUGGAAAGGCGCGAGAGGAAGAGCGCCCGCUGGGUGAAGGUGAACCGGGACGGCACUCACCUGGAUACCAUGCUGAAGGUAUCCGGUUUGACUGAAGGCAACAUCUACCAGUUCAGAGUGACAGCCAUUAACAAGGCCGGAGAGAGCGAACCCAGCGAAGUUUCUCUGUACGUCAUCUGCAGAGUACCAACAUGUACUCCUGCUCCUCCUUCUAUUCCUCGUAUAACUGAUACCCACGCCGACAGUAUUAGUUUGACCUGGUCCCGUCCCAUUGAGGACGGAGGAGCUGAUGUGAUUGGUUAUGUUUUGGAAAUGCUGGAAGCUGGAGCAACAGAAUGGAAGAAACUCCACGAGAAGACCCUGCGGACAACAGAGUACGUGGUGACCGGACUGUCUGCAGGCAAAAAGUACUGCUUCAGAGUGGCUGGGGUCAACAUCAAUGGAACAGGAGACUUCAGCGAGGCCUGUGCCGAAACUGAACCAGUGGAGAGAAUCGAAACUCCAGACCUGGAGCUUCACGAUGAUUUGAAGAAGACCAUCUGCCUGCGCGCUGGCGGAUCCCUGCGCCUGUUUGUUAAUGUCACUGGCCGACCUGCACCAGCCAUCACAUGGAACAAAUCUGGUGUCGACCUUCAGACCAGAGGCUUCAUUGAGGUCACCAACACCUACACCUUACUCAUCAUUGACAAAGUCCACCGCUACGAUGCCGGCAAGUACACGCUGGUGGCUGAGAAUUCUGCUGGCAAAAAGGAAGUCAGCAUCCUGGUCAAAGUCUACGAUACUCCUGGACCAACGGGACCAAUCAAGAUAAAGGAGCUGACUCAGGACUCUGCCACCAUCUCUUGGGAGGCUCCAACUGUGGACGGAGGUGCUCCAGUCAAUAACUACAUCAUCGAAAGACGUGAAGCCUCCAUGAGGGCCUAUAAAACCAUCACCACCAAGUGCAGCAAAACGUCCUACAAGAUUGAAAGACUGAUGGAGGGCAUGCUGUACUACUUCAGAGUCCUACCUGAGAACAUCUAUGGUAUCGGCGAACCCCGCGAGACCCAUGACGUCGUCCUGGUCUGUGAGGUGCCUCAGUCACCACAGAAGCUGGAGAUGAUUGAUGUUACCAAGACCUCGGUCACCCUGGGCUGGGAGAAGCCCGAACACGACGGCGGCAGCAGACUGACGGGUUACGUCAUCGAGGCCUGCAAGUUCGGCACCGACAAGUGGAUGAAAGUGGCCACACUGAAGAUCACUGAGUUUGACCAUACAAUUGAGAAGCUGAACGAGAACGAGCAGUACCUGUUCAGAAUCUUAGCAAUCAACAGCCGCGGGGCCAGCGAGCCGAAAGAAAUCUUGACUCCCAUUACUGUCCAGGAACAGAGAGUGAUGCCCGAGGUCGACUUCUCCAGUAUUCCUCAAAAGGUUGUUAAGGUGCUAGCUGGAAAGAUGCUGGAGUUAGACUUGCCCAUCUACGGCAGGCCUCCUCCCGUUUGCUCUUGGUAUUUCGGCGAGGACAGGAUUAAAAUCACCAACCGAGUUAAGAUCAAGAGCACACAGAAAUUCUCAAAGUUGUCUGUGUCAGAGACCACCAUCGACGACACCGGUCGCUACACGCUGGAGGUGAAGAACGCUGUCGGAGUCAUCAGUGAGGACAUCAAAGUCAUCAUCCUGUCCAAACCAGAUCAACCCAAAGGACCAAUCAGAUUUGAUGAGAUUGAUGCCAACACCAUAACCUGCAGCUGGGAUCCUCCAAUCAGAGAUGGCGGAGCUCCCGUCAGCAGCUAUAUGGUCGAGCAGCGUGACGCGCACCGACCCGGCUGGGUGCCUGUGAGUGACUCUGUGAGCCGGCCAACCUUCAAGUUUGAGAACCUGAUCGAGGGAGAUGAGUACGUAUUCCGCGCUGCUGCCAUGAAUCGCUACGGUACUGGAGAAUUCCUGCAGUCCGAGGUCGUCACUUGCAAGAGCUUGAAGAACGUGCCUGGACCUCCUGGUCGACCAAUCAUCUUUGAUGUGUCUCGCGAUGGUAUGACCCUGGCCUGGGAGCCGCCAGAUGAAGAUGGUGGACUUGACGUUUCUGGAUACAUCAUUGAGCGUAAAGAGGUCAGGGCAGACAGAUGGGUGCGUGCCAACAGGAACCCUGUCACCAUGACCAGGUACAGGUCGACCGAGCUGAUCGAGGGCCUGGAGUAUGAACACAGAAUCACCGCCAUCAAUGCCAGAGGAACCAGCAAGCCAAGUCUGCCAUCUAAACCAGCAGUAGCAACAGAUCCAAUUGAUCCACCUGGAUGUCCUCAGAAUCCAAGAGUCACAGAUACCACAGAGUCCUCUGUGUCGCUGGGUUGGAGUCCUCCGGAUGAAGAGGGAGAUGCCAGGGUGGAUGGUUACCUAAUUGAGAUGCAGAAGGUGGGCACCAUGGCCUGGAUCAAGUGCAACACCACACCAUCUCUAAUCUGCGAAUAUACGCUGACAAAUAUGCCACAAGGAGAGGAGUUCAAAUUCCGUGUUAUGGCCUGCAAUGCUGGUGGUUCUGGUGAGCCCGCCGAAGUGCCAAGAAGUGUUAAAGUCACCGAGAUGCUCGAACCUCCUGCAUUCGACCUGGAGCUGAAAUACAAAGACGUAUACGUGGUCCGUCAGGGAGGAGUAGUACGACUCUCUGUACCAAUCAAAGGCAAACCACAUCCAGUCUGCAAGUGGUUAAAGGAUGGCAGCGUUGUCUCUGCAAAAGCCAUGAUCGCCACCACCGAGGACACAAGUGAGCUGGUGAUCAAGGGAGCUGAGAGAAGUGACUCUGGCGUGUACGACCUCCUGCUGGAGAAUAAAGUUGGGAAGAAGAAAGCUCAAAUUAAGGUGAAGGUCAUUGGUCGGCCCAGUGCUCCUGAAGGUCCGAUGACAUUUGAUGAGAUCCAAGCUAACUCUGUGAAGGUGUCCUGGAAGGUACCCACAGAUGACGGUGGGUCAGAGAUCCUGGGUUACAUUGUAGAAAGACGAGAAGUAACUAGGAACGCCUGGUACACCGUGGACUCUCGAGUGACAGACACUCAUCUGGUGGUUAAAGGCCUAAGAGAAGGAACGGAGUACCACUUCAAGGUCACAGCUGAAAACUCCUUUGGUAUCAGUGCUUCUCUGAAGUCUGAGCAGCCCGUGGUACCCAAGACUCCUCUAUGUGCCCCUGAACCCUCGAACACACCACCAGAGAUCAUGGAUGUCACCAAGAGCUCUGUGGCUCUGGCGUGGUCCAGACCAAAGGACGAUGGUGGUUCUGCCAUCACUGGCUACUUCAUUGAAUAUAAGGAUGUGUGUGCUGAGGUAUGGUCACGCCACCAGAACAAGAUCACCUCCACCAUGUUUACGCUGCCUGGACUCACACCGGACACAGACUACCAUUUCCGCAUUGUUGCUGUCAACGACAUCGGGGAGAGCGAGGCUGGACCUGUGUCUGACCCUGUCACCUGCAAGGAUCCGUUUGAUAAGCCAAGCCAGCCAGGUGAAAUUGACACAGAAAAUGUGUCAAACAACUUUAUCACCAUCCGUUGGCAAGCGCCGGAGUGCGAUGGUGGAAAAGAGGUCCUGGGCUACUGGGUGGAGUACAGGAGGUCCAUUGAGAGCACCUGGCAGAAGUGCAACAAGGAGAGAAUAAAGGAGAAGGAGUUCACCACGGUGGGAUUGGCUGAGGCCACCGAGUACGAGUUCAGAGUGUUUGCAGAGAAUGAAACAGGAAUGAGCAGACCUCGCCGGACGGCCACAUGCAUCAGGACCAAACUGAGCGUUGAGACUAAACCAAGUCUGAGAAAGGAAAUGGAUGAAGUAACCACCAAGCUUGGACAGCCCGGUGUCAUGAAGUGCCAGAUUAUUGGCCGACCUGUUCCCGAGAUCAAGUGGUACCAUGCCGGCAAGGAGAUUGUUGAAUCCCGAAAGUAUGAGAUGACCUCUGAUGGUCGCAAUCAUUCCCUGUCCAUCAUGACCGACCAGCAGGAGGAUGAGGGCGAGUACACCUGCAAGGCCAUCAACGAGGCAGGAGAGGUUGAAGCCACUGGUGUUCUGGUCUUAGAAGCUGUUCCAGCCUUCCACCCAGACUACCAAUUGAAGGACACCUACUAUGCCGGCCUGGGAACUACCCUACGCAUCCAUGUUGUCUACAUUGGUCGACCUGAACCAAAGAUCAUGUGGCUCCAUGGGGCGAAGACCCUGGAGAACACUGACGACAUUACCAUUGAGACAACUGAGCAUUACACACACCUGAUCAUCAAGAAUGUGCAGCGUAGAGUCCACGGAGGCAAAUACAGGAUCAGGCUGCGCAACCACUUUGGCAGCGCCGACACCGCAUUCAAUGUUGAAAUCUAUGACAAACCUGAUGUACCUCAGGGCCCCAUUGUCCUGGAUGCCCUGCUGAAGAACUCCGUCAUCAUCAGCUGGAAGCCUCCAAAAGAUGAUGGCGGCUGCAUGAUCACCAACUAUAUCGUGGAGAAGCGCGAGGAUAAAGAGGGCACUGAAUGGGAACUGGUAUCAUCGUCCAUCAAUGGCACAUCAUGUCGUGUUCCCAACCUCAUCGACAGCGCCGGGUACUUUUUCAGAGUAAAUGCCCAGAAUCGCUAUGGCAGCAGCGAGCCACUGGAGCUGACUUCACCCAUUCUUAUCAAGAGUCAACUGGACAAACCGUCACCACCUCUGUCACCAGUUGUCUCUGGAAUUACUAAAGACUCUUGCGUGGUUUCCUGGAAACCUCCACUCAGCGACGGCGGCUCCAAGAUCAAGAGUUAUUACCUCGAGAAGAAGCAGAAGGUUAAGAAGGAAUGGAGCGACUGGACUCCGGUGACCACAGACGACAUCAAGCAGACGGUGUUCUCUGUCAAGCAUCUGACCGAGGGCGUCCAGUACGUGUUCCAUGUGAAAUGCGAGAACCUCGGAGGACAGAGCGACUACAGCGAGGAGUCCGCUCUCAUCAUCCCAGCAACAGCAGCUGUGGAGGUUCGUGCACCAGCCUUCAAAGAGGAGCUGAGGAACAUGAGUGUGAAGUACAAGAGCAACGCCACCCUCAUCUGCAAGAUCAGCGGGCAGCCCAAACCUGUCAUUAAGUGGUUCAGACGAGGAAAGGAGAUCAUCUCUGAUGGACAGAAGAUCAAAAUCCAAGAGUUCAAAGGAGGUUAUCACCAGCUGGUGGUCAUCGAGGCUGAUGAGGACGACUCCACCGUCUACCAGAUCAGGGCCACCAAUCAGGGAGGCUCCAUCUGUGCUACAGUGUCUUUGGAUGUUGAAAUUCCUGCCAUGCUCCACCUGUCCAAGAGCCUGAAAGACAAGGAAGCCAUUCCUGCACUGCGUGGAGAAGUGGUCAACAUCAAGAUUCCUUUUAGUGGCAAACCAGAUCCUGUUAUCACCUGGCAGAAAGGUCAAGAUCUCAUUGACAGUAAUGGCCAUUACCAGGUUAUCGUCACCAGAUCGUUCACUUCAUUGGUAUUCCCUAACGGAGUAGACAAGAAGGACGCUGGUUUCUACAUCGUUUGUGCCAAGAACAGAUUUGGCAUUGACCAGCAGACAGUUGAGCUGGAUGUGGCCGAUGUGCCUGAUUCUCCACGUGGUGUCAAAGCCAGUGACAUCUCCAGAGACUCAGUGGCACUGAAUUGGGUUGCCCCAGCAAAUGAUGGUGGAAGCAGACUUAUCAGCUACAUCAUUGAGAAGUCCCCCACAACUGCUGAAAGGUGGGAGCGUGUUGCUCAGUCCCGAGACACCCGCUACACUGUUACCAAUCUGUUUGGAGGAACCAGUUAUCAGUUCAGGGUCAUUGCUGAGAGCAAAUUUGGACAGAGUAGACCAUCUGAGACCAGUGGACCCGUCAUGACCAAAGAGGACAAAUCCAGAGUCCUGCUCUAUGAUAGGGAGGUUGAUGAUACUGGUCAUGUGCCCAAAGACAAGGCUCAACACUCCGAAGCCAAGAAUCUCUACGAUAAAUAUGCAAUUGCAGAAGAGUUGGGCAGAGGUCAGUUUGGCAUUGUCCACCGCUGUGUUGACAUCAGCUCUGAGAAGACCUAUAUGGCUAAAUUUUUCAAAGUGAGAGGUGCUGACCAAGCAGUCGUCAAGAAGGAAAUUGCAACCCUGAAUCUUGCCAAACACACUAACUUCCUCCUCCUCCAUCAGUCAUUUGACAGCCCAGAGGAGCUUGUGAUGAUAUAUGAUUUUAUCUCUGGGGUCGACAUCUUUGAGCGCCUCAACACAGCAGACUUUGUGCUUAAUGAGCGUGAGAUCAUUAAUUAUAUCAGGCAGGUCUGCUCACCUUUGGCAUUCCUGCACGCUCACAGUUAUGGCCACUUUGAUAUUAGACCUGAGAACAUAAUAUAUACAACUAGAACCAGCUCUAAUGUGAAGAUUAUUGAGCUGGGCCAAUCUAGACACCUGACUCCUGGAGAACAAAUCAAGGUUCAGUAUACCACUGCAGAGUAUGCUGCGCCUGAGAUCCAUCAGUGUGACAUGGUUAGCACCGUCACCGACAUGUGGUCUGUAGGUGUCCUUGCUUAUGUGCUGCUCAGUGGCUUUAAUCCAUUCACAGCUGAAACCAACCAACAGAUGAUUGACAACAUCUCCACUGCAGCCUACAGCUAUGAUGACGAAGUCUUCAAGCAGGUCAGUGUUGAGUCAUUAGACUUCACAGACCGCUUAAUGACCAAGGAACGCAAGCAUCGUAUGACUGCUGCUGAGGCUUUGGCGCAUCCUUGGCUGGCCAAACCUGCAGAGGAGAUCAGCACAAGAGCAAUCCACAUGGGCAGGCAUAAGAGAUACUAUCAGACUAUGGCGAAGAAAGAAUGGAGCACUCUCGUCUCUGCAGCCCGUGUGGCGAGUGGUGGCUGUAUCAGGUCCCAACGUGGAGUCUUUGUCGCCAAAGUGAAGAUUGCUCCUUUUGAACAUGGACCUAUUGGAGGCCAGAUUAGACAUGCAGUUGCGAAUGAAGGAGACGAUGUGAAAUUCACCUGCACCAUUGAGAACUAUGAUAGCAGCACCGAAGUCACGUGGUACUGUGGUGUCAGGCAGCUUGAGGCAGGUGACAGAUAUGAGAUUGAAUAUGAGGAUGGCCUGGCUACAAUCACCAUCAGGAAGGUUACAAGAGCAGAUGACGGCACUUACAGGUGCAAAGUCGUGAAUGAGUACGGUGAAGAUAGUGUCUAUGCAGAGUUGUUUAUCAACGGCGUCAGAUCUUACCGUGACUUCUUCACAGCCCGUGUGGUGAGGAAAACCAAGCGCAGAGUCGAUACUGCCCGAUUACUUCAGAAGCCACCAGAGUUCAUCCUUCCUCUUGUUAACCAUACAGCAUACAUUGGUGAAGAUGUGCGCUUCAGUGUCACCAUCACUGUUCACCCUGAGCCUCGUGUGAUCUGGCACAAGUCUGGGCAGAAGCUCAUCCCUGGAUUUGAUGACAAGAAAUACACCUUCAUCAGUGACACAGGUCUCCAUCAACUGAUAAUACAUAAGGUUGAAGAUGAGGAUGACGCUGAGUACAGUGUUGUAGCCAGGAAUAGGUACGGUGAUGACAGCUGCAAGGCUCGUCUUACUGUUGUUCCUCGACCUAAACCAGCAGACCUCACCCUGAGGCCGAUGUUUAAACGACUGCUUGCCAAUGUUGAAUGCAAGGAGAGCCAGAAUGUACGCUUUGAAAUUAGAGUAUCUGGCCACCCUACACUGAAGUGGGAGAAGGAUGGCACACCUUUAGCCUUUGGCCCAUCUAUUGAGGUUGUCCAUGAGGGCCUGGACUAUUUCAUCCUCCAUGUAAGAGACACUCUUCCUGAAGACUCUGGUGUGUACAGAGUUACCGCCACCAACUCUGCUGGGUCUGCCAGUUGUCAAGCUACCCUGAGAGUAGAGCGUGUCACUCAUGUAAAGAAGGAAUAUGAGCCCACUGAAAAGGAGAAGGCAAAACUGGCUGGAAAGGAAAAAUUAGACAAAAAAGUGAGACUGUCCCAGAUUUUAUCAGGAACGGUUGUCAUGCCUCUACCACCAGUAGCAGUGGAAGCAGUCAGGGAAGCAGCAACUAUGUUCAAACCUGCUUUGACCACUAAGAAGAGUGAGAAAACUGAGAUUGAGAUACAAAAGGAGCUACAGGAGAAGAAGAAGCGGGCAGAUGAAAAGAGGCUGCGUAUGCCCUAUGUGGUCCCCACUCCUCGUGUCAUUAAUCCAGCCGUCCUUGAGGAGGAUGUGGAAAUAAAACACUUCACGCCAUUUUCUGACAUGAAAUGGUACAAGAAGCUGCGGGAUCAGUAUGAAUUCCCUGAGCCCAUGGAUAAAAUAAAACAGAAGAGAAUGAAGCGAAUCCGCCUUUCCAGGUGGGAACAGUUUUAUGAGGUGCCUAUUAGGAUCAAGGAACACUACAAGCCUAAGUGGCGCAUCUCAUCCAUGACUGUGGAUGACUUGGAGACGGUCAGGCCUGCACGGCGCCGCACUCCUUCCCCUGAGAUGGAGACCUACCACAGAAUCAGGAGGAGGUCUCUGGGCGACUUGUCAGAUGAGGAAUUGCUGCUACCUGUGGAUGAGUACCUGUCCAUAAAGAGAACUGAGGAGGAGAGGCUUCGACUGGAGGAAGAGUUGGAGCUCGGCUACUCUGCUUCUCCACCUCGUAUCAGCCCUGUUUGCUUUGAGCUUUCUGCCCUGCGUCGCUCUUCACCAAGAAAGGUCUACAGUGAUGAUGAAGAGGGAGAAGAGAUCUAUAGGUACGACUCCUACCGAAUUCCAUCUAAAUACGAGGCUGGUCCAAGUUUUGUUGAACUUCGCCAGCGUCACGACAGGGUCACAUACCAGGCUCCCACACAGAAACACAGGUUACACAAAGACAGAGAAGAUCAGGAGCUUCUGCGCCCACACACGACCACUCAGAGAAUUGCUUCAUAUAAGAGUGAACUGAAGCGCAUCGAGUUUGAGGAGAAAACCCGAUCCACGAAGAAGGAAACUGUCACAGUCUCCAAAGUUUCAGACAGUGCUGAAUCAGAGCACCUGAUGUCUUUUACCACAGAAUAUAUUCCUAAACCAAUCAAGAAGCUCCCACCACUGGAGCUUGAGAGACCUCAUAUACCAGAAAAGGCUGUAAAGGCAGAACCGGCGCUUCCUAAAGUUGACUUUUCAUCUCGGUAUGAGGAGAGGAAGCAUGCUUUGCGAGCAGAAAGAAGGUCAGUGGAGACGAAGGUGGAAGUGGUAACCCAGGCACCUUUCAGCCUCGACCACCCCCCACGUAUCACCGUCAGGAUGCGAUCUCAUCGUGUGCCCUAUGGCUCCAACACAAAGUUCACUCUGAAUGUGCAAGCCAAACCAGACCCUGAGGUCAAAUGGUUCCAUAAUGGAAAAGAAAUUCAGAAGAGCAGCAAGUACCACAUGAGCAACAUCAGUGGCGUUCUGACUCUGCAGAUAAGUAACUGUGUUACUGAAGAUGCUGGGACCUACCGUGUGGUCUGCACAAAUGCCAAAGGAGAAACAUCUGACUACGCAACACUGGACAUAGUCAGAGACGAAUAUGCUGCUUUUUCUUCAAUCCGCAAAGAUGAGGAACCUCCAUCUUCUCAUCUGCCAGAGAUGACUACAACAGAGGUUUAUCACGUCUCUUCCUCUAAAACAACAGUAAAGGAAACUGUAAGUAAAACAGUGAAAGAAACUGUCACUGUUGCUGAGAAACCAGCAGAGAGGCCUGGACAUCCUGCUAAGAUUGUGACCAAACCGCAGUCCCUGACUGUCAGAGAAGGAGACCUUGCCAGAUUUGAAUGCAAUGUUGAUGGUGAACCAGCACCUUCCAUCACCUGGCUUCAUGAAGGAUCCGUGCUUGGUUCUUCUGUCCGUCACCACAUUGUAUCUACUCAGUACAACUCCACCUUCGAGAUCUCUGCUGUUGAGCUGUCAGAUGAAGGCAACUACACUCUGCUGGUGGAAAAUGCUUCAGGCAAACAAGAAGCCCAUUUCACACUCACCAUUCAGAGAAUUCAGACCAAAGAGAAAGUAGUUGCACAUGCCAGAGUCAUCUCUGCAGAAGCCAAGUCCCCUGAGCCAGUCAAAUCUCCACAGAGAGUCAAGUCGCCUGAGCCAGUCAAGUCCCCCCACAGAGUGAAGUCACCAACUUCACCAAAGUCUCCAACUCCAAAAUCUCCAACUCCAAAAUCUUCAACUCCAUCUCUGAUGGAACAGACUGCUUUUCCAAUCAAACCAACACUGCCUGGAAAAACGCCGCCUUCGCCUGUUGGGUUAGGUGACAUCAAUGCUGCAUCUGACUCUGAAGUCCAGCUCUCAGUGAAGACGACUGAGGAGCCAGAGCCUGCAGAGUCAUGUAUCAGGAAUGAGAAGGCUGUGUCUCAGGAUGGAAAACAUGAAGUCUUUGAGAAGUCUUGGUCUACACAUCUCGGGCUCUUUAACAGUGGAACAGACAAGUGCAUGACAGCUGACAGCGCGGCGCCGCUGACCCACACAGCCUCCAUCCAGGGUUCUCCAAGCAUGGAAGCUCUCCCCAUCAGCACAGGGAGCUCCACCACGGUGAAGUCAUUCCCUGUAAACCCCACCCUGCCUGUACAGGAGGUCUCGUCCUGCAGGAACCUCCACCCCGGGCAUCAGUGGCACCACGUGGGGAUCCGUGCUGACCGCACCGCCAUCUCAGCUGUGAAGGAGGACCACGUUGGAGCGUACACCCGACGCCUGCCCAGUCAGCCCGGCUCUGGUUUUGUUCAUUGUGACAUCCGAUCCAUGUAAAAAAAAAAAAAAGUAAAAACAUGGGAAAGUAAAUUUCUGUCCCCACAUCCCUCAUCCAGGAUCUUUGUAUUUAGUGAAUUAGCAACAAUAAUCUACUUGAUAAACGUCUGAAUUUCUGUUCUUGUAAAUAUGAAAUAUUUUUGUACCAAACUUGACAUUUAAUUUAUGCCAAACUAGACUAAAGUCUGAAGUUGUUAUAAGCCAUAUUGGACAAUUCUGACUUUAGGAUUUUUGAACCACUUUUCUGUGACAUGUACAUAAUGUAUAUAGCCGAAUUUAACGGUUAUGGGAAAUGUAUGCGUUGUUAUUUAUGACGAUGAUAUGAACUAAAGUUAAUGUGGUUUAACAGGAGAAAGUUCCACGAGGAACGAAUACCCUGUCAAAGUGCGAAACUAAACUCUGUGCCUCAACGUCACGUUGAAGUCUAAGAUUGCCUCGGCAGGUAGAGAGUCUCCCGGCCGACGUUCUCAUGAUGAUCGUGGACACACUUUAAUAGGAACUGUAGCGUGAGCAUAAGGCGCCACGUGCUGUUUGCACCUACCCUCCUGUAAGCAGCACGGCGCCGCCUUGUGUUCAAACGGCUGCAUUAAACCGCCUUUUUGACGACAAGCUCCGAGCACGAGCGGCCUGCGCUCUGAACUUUUAUGUAAUUCUUUUUUUUUUUUUUUAAAUGAGCGUUGUUUCUGGCACAGGACGGCUUUGUUGGCUUUGUUUAAAGAACUAAAACAUCCCAAAAGUCAGCGGCAGCUCUUCUGUGCAGAAGCAGCGCCGGCUCUCGGAGGAUAGCGAGCUGACGUGUUUGAGUGUGAGUGCUUUUAGCUUUUAGCCGUGUCACCUCGUCUGUAGUCGGGGUUUCAGCAAGCUGAUGAACCACAGCGAUACCAUCAUCUGUGAGACAAAACAAAGCAUUUAGCGUUAAUGUUUUAUCCUACAUUUUGUUUUAAUUGAUCUGUUGAUGUAGAGCGAUAUUCAUCCUCCUUGAGUUUUGUGCAUUAAUGAUUUAAUAAAGCAUGAGUUCAGCGUGA
Thalassophryne amazonica is the source of this 98665-nucleotide messenger RNA. Its product is annotated as titin-like. Lineage: Eukaryota; Metazoa; Chordata; Actinopteri; Batrachoidiformes; Batrachoididae. Gene Ontology annotation, biological process: protein phosphorylation. Gene Ontology annotation, molecular function: protein kinase activity; protein binding; ATP binding. The record is from RefSeq and is a predicted model, not a curated record.